Molecule: messenger RNA, 90418 nt
Organism: Oncorhynchus tshawytscha (Chinook salmon)
Lineage: Eukaryota; Metazoa; Chordata; Actinopteri; Salmoniformes; Salmonidae
Gene: ttn.1
Product: titin, tandem duplicate 1
Exons: 233
Coding region: 229-89355 (29708 amino acids)
Biological process (GO): protein phosphorylation
Molecular function (GO): protein kinase activity; protein binding; ATP binding
Source: RefSeq, a predicted model, not a curated record
UUCCCAGCCUUGCCUCAGGUGUAGGGAUUUGCAAGGAGAAAAACAGAACUACACAGCUAAGAAACUGUGUGGUUUUGUUUUUGGGUGGUUAUUUUGGAGGCUCAACCGUUCUCACCUUGGAUUUUCUGGAAACAUUUCUGGAUAAAGAGAUAGCUGCUGAGGCUAUAGCCAUCUGGGCACUGUCCCAUCUGUUCAAGGCACCCUUGUGGAUACAAGGUGCCGUCCACAAUGUCAACACAGGCGCCAACAUUUACACAGCCGCUGCAGAGCGUUGUGGCACUAGAGGGUAGUGCCGCAACGUUCGAGGCGCAAGUUAGUGGUAAUCCAGUUCCUGAGGUGAGCUGGUUCCGUGAUGGCCAGGUUCUUUCCGCUGCCGCUCUGCCCGGCGCACAGAUCUCGUUCAGCGAUGGCCGCGCUGUUCUGAUGAUCCCUGCUGUGACAGCCGUGCACAGUGGAAGAUUUUCUGUGAGAGCCACCAAUGGUGCUGGACAAGCCACUAGCACCGCUGAACUUCUUGUUACAGUGGAGACCGCACCACCCAACUUUAUUCAGAGACUUCAGAGUAUGACCGUGAGACAAGGAAGCCAAGUGAGACUGGAUGUUCGUGUUGCAGGAAUCCCUACACCUGUGGUAAAGUUCUACAGAGAGGGAGCUGAGAUACAGAGCUCUGCUGACUUUCAGAUUGUUCAAGAAGGAGACCUUUACAGUUUGUUCAUUGCCGAAGCCUUCCCAGAGGAUUCUGGAACUUACUCUGUAAAUGCUUCAAACAGCAGUGGACGGGCUACCUCCACUGCUGAACUACUGGUUCAAGGUGAAGAGGUAGCAGUCCCUGCUAAGAAGACAAAGACUAUUAUGUCAACAUCUUCUCAGAUGACGUCUUCUCAGUCCCGCCAGACCAGAGAGACCAGAAGAGUGGAGUCACAUUUCCAGUCCAGCUCUAUGAUGGAAAUGCGCGUUGAAGGUGGUGUAGUGACCCAGACAUUGGCACACAAGACCCCACCACGUGUGCCUCCAAAGCCAACCUCAACCUCCAAGUCCCCAACACCACCAUCUCUUGCAGCCAGGGUUGCAGGCGGACGUCAUCAGUCACCAUCACCUGUGAGACAUGUCAAGGCGCCCACUCCGGCCCCUGUCAGGUCUGCCUCUCCCACAUCUGCCUCAAGACUGUCUGUGUCACCAAUCAGACCAGUCAAAUCCCCACUGACCACACGCAAACAAGUAUCCCAUAGUCCAGAUGUGCCUCCACCAUGGAAGCAGGGAGAGGGAUUUGUGGCGGAGUCCAGCUACAGCAUGACCACUGCCUCUAGUGCCAGUCAUGUCCAGUCUUCUGCCACCCAUGCUCACAUGGAGCAGCACUGGGAGGGCUCUUAUGGAUUGAAAACGACUGGUGCCGCUGUAUCUGGUGUCGCUGUGAGAGAGGUUGAGGGUGGGAAAAAAGCGGAGGCAAAGGCUACAGUUGUUGCUGCUGUUGACCUAGCACGUGUUCGGAAGCCAAUGCAUGGAGAGAGGGGUCAUGCUGAAGAGGAAACCAUAGAUUCUGAUAUAAAACAGCAGUCGAUGCUGUCUACUACUGAGCAACAAUUCUCAACGAGGACUGAGGCUGGGCAAAUGCAAACAACAAUUCAAACACUUGCUCCUGAACAGAGUAUUCAUGUCUCCCAGAUGCAAAGAACUACCACUCAAGUGGAUACUGGCCUUGCACCAUCCCCAAUUCCACAUUUCACAGUUUCAAAAGUUAUGGUUCCUAAACCUGACCAUAGCUAUGAGGUUUCAAUAGCAGGUUCUGCUAUUGCCACACUGCAGAAAGAGUUAUCCUCUACCUCUUCACAUGCUGCUCAAAAGAUCAUCAAGCCAGUGAAGCCUCCAUCUCAUAAGAUUGUGGUGGCGACAAGAGUGACGCCAGAGCCGACCCCGCCUCCGUUUAAAGAUAUCGCAGACAGAUAUCAGACACAUUUCGACACUCAGUCACAGCAGAAACAGAUAGGCACUUCGUUUUCAGGGGGCAUGGAGCAAAUUUAUGAGGACUGGGAACAACAGGUUGUUGAAACAGCAGUUGUUCCAUCACCAAUGGAGGAGCCAACUGUGCCACCUACUCUUGUGGCUGGCUUGAACAACGUGACUGUGACUGAGGGUGAAUCUGUGACUCUGGAAUGUCAGAUCACUGGUCACCCUGCCCCUGGCAUCAUGUGGUUCAGAGAGGACUACAGAAUUGAGAGCUCCAUUGACUUCCAGAUCACUUAUGAGAGUAAAUGUGCCCGUCUGGUCAUCCGCGAGGCCUUCGCAGAAGACAGCGGUCGCUUCACUUGCACUGCUACUAGCGAGGCUGGAACCAUCAGUACAUCCUGCUACCUGCUUGUCAAAGUGUCAGAGGAGAUUGAGAGCAGAGAGGACACUACUGUGUCUGAAUAUGUUGAAACCUCUGCAGAGCAUCAAAUUAGCAUUGGAGCCAAGGAGGAGACCAUGUCGGAGGUGAGCGCUGUUGCAGAGACUGUGGAAGCAGCUCCCUUCUUUGUCAAGAAGCCAACUGUGCAGAAGUUGGUGGAGGGCGGAAGAGUUGUCUUUGAGUGCCAGAUCGGAGGCAGCCACAAGCCCAACAUUAUUUGGAAGAAGACUGGAGUGCCCCUUACUACUGGAUACAGAUAUAAAGUGCACUACAAUAAGGAGAGUGGAGUCUGUAAAUUGGAGAUCUCCAUGACGUUUGCUGAUGAUGCUGGAGAGUACUCCAUCUUUGUCAAGAACCCUCUUGGAGAAGAGUCUGCCUCAGCCAGUCUGCUUGAGGAAGAGGAAUAUGAAGAAUACAUGAAGAAACAUGAAGUGACCUAUAAGACUGAAGUGACUACAAUGGUGCAGGAGUCUAGAGUGGCAGAAGUACCAACUGUUGCUGUUAGUGGCUAUGAGACAGAACAGAGGAUGUACAUGCAAAACAGAAUGGCUCAGCAGGCCCAAGCGACACGCACCUUCAUCUCCGAGCAGGAACUCAAGAUUACUGUCGUUGAGGAGAGGAUUAUCCAUGAGAUUGAGGUCCGCAUCAUGCAGAUUACAUACCAACAAAUUGUGACUGAGGAUCGGGAAGAGAUGGUGACUUGUGCAGACCGUGAGGCUGUACAGUCAGCCUUUGCCACUCCAGUUAAAAACUACAGAAUCAUGGAAGGAAUGGGGGUCACUUUCCACUGCAAAAUGGCAGGAACUCCAUUGCCAAAGAUUGUAUGGUACAAAGAUGGCAAGCGUAUCCAUCAUGGCGGCCGUUACCAGAUGGAGAGUCUUCAGGAUGGUAGAGCCAGCCUGCGUCUUCCUGUGGUGCUGCCAGAGGAUGAAGGUGUUUACACAGCAUUAGCCAGCAACAUGAAGGGCAACUCUGUAAGCUCUGGGAAACUGUACGUGGUGCCCACUGCAGGAGCAGAAGCUCCACAGAUGCCUGAGUCACCGGCAAUGCAGAGAAUGAGGUCCACAUCCCCACGCUCUACAAGCCGCUCUCCCGGUCGUUCUCCCGGACGCUCUCCUGCUCGCAGACUUGAUGACACUGAUGAGAGUCAGCUGGAGAGACUAUACAAGCCUGUGUUUGUCUUGAAGCCACAGUCAUUCAAGUGUGCUGAAGGGCAGACUGCCAGAUUUGACCUGAAAGUAGUUGGUAGACCCAUGCCUGACACUUUCUGGUUCCACAAUGGACAACAAGUUGUCAAUGAUUACACCCACAAGAUAGUGGUGAAGGAAGAUGGAACUACGUCACUGAUUGUGGUUCCAGCCAUGCCCCAUGACUCUGGAGAGUGGACCGUGGUCGCUCAGAACAGAGCUGGAAGGACCUCUGUCUCCAUGACACUUACAGUUGAUGCCAAAGAAAACUUGAUCAGACCCCAGUUUAUUGAGAAGCUGAAGAACAUUAGUGUUAAGCAAGGCACUCUGGUUGAGUUGGCUGUCAAAGCCAUCGGAAACCCCCUGCCUGACAUUGUUUGGCUGAAAAACAGUGACAUCGUCUCCCCAAUGAAGCACCCAAAUAUCAAGAUUGAAGGCACCAAAGGAGAGGCCAAAUUCCAGAUCCCCCAAACAGUAGGCACUGAUAGUGCUUGGUACACAGCCACAGCCAUUAACAAAGCUGGAAGAGAUACCACUCGCUGCAGGGUCAACAUUGAGGUGGAAACUGCUGAACCUGCACCAGAGAGGAGACUCAUUAUUCCCAAGGGAACAUACAAGGCCAAGGAAAUUGCAGCUCCAGAGUUGGAAUCCCUGCAUCUACGUUAUGGCCAAGAGCAGUGGGAGGAGGCUGACCUAUAUGACAAGGACAAGCAGCAGAAACCACAGUUCAAGAAGAAGCUGACUUCCGUCAGGCUGAAGCAUUCUGGUGCUGUCCACUUUGAAUGCAGACUGACCCCUAUUGGUGAUCCCACUAUGGUUGUUGAGUGGUUACUUGAUGGCAAACCCCUUGCAGCUGCUAACAGAUUGCGCAUGGUUAAUGAAUUUGGCUACUGUAGUCUUGACUUUGAAGUUGCCUAUGCCAGAGACAGUGGUGUCAUCACCUGCAGAGCCACUAACACGUUUGGUGCCGAUCAGACCUCGGCUACACUGAUUGUAAAGGAGGAGAAGAGCAUGGUGGAGGAAACUCAGUUACCUGAGGGCAGGAGGGGACUACACAGAAUUGAUGAGAUGGAGCGCAUGGCUCACGAAGGAGGUCCUUCUGGAGUCACUGCAGAUGAAGGGGCUGAGAAGACAAAGCCUGAAAUUGUGCUUCUUCCUGAGAAUGCAAAUGUGCAGGAAGGUGAAAUUGCAAGGUUCCGUUGCAGAGUAACUGGUUAUCCUACACCUAAGGUCAACUGGUACCUCAAUGGGCAGCUCAUUCGAAAGAGCAAGAGAAUGAGACUUCGCUAUGAUGGCAUUUACUAUCUUGAGAUUAUCGAUAUCAAGUCAUACGAUGCAGGAGAUGUCAAAGUGUUAGCAGAGAACCCUGAGGGCACAGCUGAGCAUCUGGUGAAGCUGGAGAUCACACAGAAAGAGGACUUCAGAUCUAUUCUUCGUCGUGCACCAGAGCAUAAGGCCCCAGAGCCUAGCACCAUGGCUGAACAUGGCAGAGUUUCCUUUGAUGUGGUUAAGGUUGAAAAACCAACUGCCAUCAAAGAGACCAAAGAGGUAGUGCAGCUAAAGAAGACCGAAAGAGUCAUCCAUUCAAAAGCCACAGAGGAGACAGACGAGCUGAAGGGCAAAUUUAAGCGCAGGACAGAGGAAGGAUAUUAUGAAGCCAUCACUGCUGUGGAGCUCAAGUCUCGUAAGAAGGAUGAGUCCUAUGAGGACAUGCUUAGGAAGAGGAAGGAAGAACUGCUUCACCAUCAGAAAAUGUUGUCUGAGGCUGAAAAGAAAAAAGAGGAGGAACGCAAGGUUCAUGUUCCCUCAAUUAAACCAGAGAGAGUAAAGCUCUCUCCCAGCAUGGAAGCUCCAAAGAUCAUUGAACGCAUUGCUAGUCAGACUGUGUCUCAGAUGGAAGAAGUUCACUUCAGAGUCAGAGUUACUGGUAGACCAGACCCUGAGUGCCAGUGGUUCAAGAAUGGAAUUCUGCUGGAGAAAACAGAUCGCAUUUACUCGUUCUGGCCUGAAGACAAUGUAUGUGAAUUAGUGAUCAAGAAGGUCACAGCAGAAGACUCUGCUAGCAUCAUGGUCAAAGCCAUGAACAUUGCUGGAGAGACUUCAAGCCAUGCAUUCUUAUUGGUGCAAGCAAAGACAGUCAUCACCUUCACACAAGAGCUAGAAGAAACCAACGUGAAAGAGAAGGACACCAUGGCGACCUUUGAGUGUGAGACCAAUGAGCCUUUUGUUAAAGUCAAAUGGCUGAUGAACAAUGCAGAGAUCUUCUCUGGAGACAAAUACAGGAUGCACUCAGACAGAAAGGUUCAUUUCCUUUCUGUACUGACCAUCAACAUGAAGGACGAUGCAGAAUACAGUUGUGCUGUUAUUGAAGAUGACCACAUCAGGACCACUGCCAGACUCAAUGUGGAAGGUGCCCCACUGUCAAUUGUAAAGAGGCUGGAGAACAUUGAGGUGCCUGAGACCUACUCUGGGGAGUUUGAGUGUGAAGUGUCUCGAGAGGAUGCCGAAGGUGUAUGGCAUUUUGAGAACAAGGAGCUCACUCCCAGCAGCAAGCAUGCCAUCUCCUCCCGCCGAGGACGCCACAGUUUAUCUGUGAAAGAUGUAAAGAAAGAAGACCAGGGAAAAUAUACAUUCACCACGGGUGAAUUCAAGACUAGUGCCUCCCUGAAAAUGAAACUGCGCCCUGUGACCCUGUUGCACCCCCUCUCUGAUAUGACAAUCUGUGAGGGUGACAUAAGCCAGUUUGAGGUGCGAUUCUCUCAAGAAGAUGUUGAGGGCACUUGGAUGAAGAAUGGUGUUGUCAUUGAAGCUUCAGAUCGCAUCCACAUUGUUAUUGACAAGCUCAUCCAUAAACUUCUCAUAGAGGAUACAGGCAGGCUUGAUGGUGGAAUGUACUCCUUUGUAGUUCCUGCUCAGGACAUUUCCACCACUGCAAAGCUGACUGUUCAAACGAUUAGCAUCUUGGCCCCACUCAAGGAUAUUACAUCAGUUGAGGGCACCAAGGCUGUUAUGGAGGCUAAAAUCUCUGCUGCAGAUAUUAGCUCAAUUAAGUGGUUCCACAAUGACAAGCUUGUGAUGCCCAGUGAGAGAAUCCAGAUUGUUCCAAAGGGAUCCAAACAGCGUCUGGUGUUCAAUAGGACCUUCGCCUCUGAUGAAGGAACCUACAAGCUAUGUGUUGGCAAAGCUGACUCUAGCUGUAAACUGAUAGUCCAAAAAAUUUCAAUUGUGAAGCAAAUGGAGGAUCAAGUUUGCACAGAGACACAGCACGUCACGUUUAAUGUGGAGGUGUCCCACCCUGGCAUUGAUGGUAUCUGGACCUUCAAGAAACAACAUCUGAAAAAUGAUUCCAAGUACAAGAUAGUGACCAAGGGCAAGAACCACAGUAUGACUGUCAUUAAUGCCAUGAAGGAUGAAGAGGGGCAAUACACAUUCGCUGCUGGUGAACAGACAUCCAGCGCAAAGCUUACUGUGUCAGGUGGCGCUAUAUCCAGACCGCUGCAUGACAUCAUUGUGGCUGACUCUCAGACAGCUGAAUUUGAGUGUGAGGUGGCCAACCCAACUGCUGAGGGCAAGUGGCUGAAGGAUGGACAACCUUUUGACUUUGGUGAAAAUGUCAGGAGUGAGAAAAAUGGAGCUGUCAGACGUCUUGUUAUUGUCAUCACCAGACCCAAUGACAUUGGUGAAUACACCUACCAGAUUGCAAACUCCAAGACAACAGCCAACCUGAGAGUUGAAGCUGUGAAAGUCAAGAAGACCCUGAAGAACCAAACUGUCACUGAGACACAAGAAGCAGCAUUCAUUCUGGAGCUCACCCAUGAGAAUGUGAAGGGCUCACAAUGGAUUAAGAAUGGUGUAGAGAUCCAACCUAGUGAGAAAUAUGAAGUCACUGUUGAUGGCAUGAUCCACACCUUGAAGAUCAAAAACUGCACCAUACACGAUGAAUCAGUUUAUGGAUUCAAACUUGGAAAACUAUCUGCUAAUGCCAGACUGAACGUUGAGGCAAUUACUAUAACGAAGAAGCCUAAAGAUGUGACAUCACUAUUGGAUGCCACUGCCUCUUUUGAGCUGAGCCUGUCUCAUGAUGACAUCCCUAUCAAAUGGAUGUUCAAUAACGUUGAGCUUAAACCAAGUGAAAACAUCAAAAUGCUGUCUGAGAGAAAAUCUCACAAGCUGAUCAUCCAGAAUGUGGAUGACCACAAGGCAGGAGAGUACACUGCCAUGGUCGGACAUGUGCAGUGCAGUACUCAUUUAUAUGUUGAAUCUCUGCGUGUCACAAAACCCAUCAAGAACAUUGAAGUCCCAGAGACCCAGGUGGCCACUUUUGAUUGCGAAGUGUCACAUUUCAAUGUCCCAUCCACCUGGCUGAAGAAUGGAGUGGAGAUAGAAAUGAGUGACAAGUUCAGGAUUGUGGUGCAGGGCAAACUUCACCAGCUCAAGAUCAUGAACACUGGCAGUGAAGACUCUGCAGAAUACACCUUUGUCUGUGGAAAUGACAGAGUCUCUGCAACUCUGAAAGUUAGCCCCAUUUUGAUCACCUCCAUGCUGGAAGACCUCAAUGCACAGGAGAAAGACACCAUCACAUUUGAAGUGAAUGUCAACUAUGAGGGCAUCACCUACAAGUGGCUGAAGAAUGGUGUUGAGAUUCGGUCCACAGACAGAUGCCAGAGCCGCACCAAACACCUAACUCACUCUCUCACCAUCCGAAAUGUUCAUUUUGGUGAUGGUGCAGAGUACAAGUUUGCUGCUGGCUCUGCUGCAACUACAGCCAGCCUAUAUGUUGAUGCACGUGUUAUUGAAUUCACCAAGCACAUCAAAGAUAUCAAGAUCACAGAGAAGAAGAGGGCCACAUUUGAAUGUGAGAUCUCUGAGCCUAAUGCUCAGGUGACGUGGAUGAAGGAUGGACAGGAGCUGGAAAUCUCUGAAAGAUACAAGGUCUCCACUGAGAAAUUCUUGCACCGUCUAAUGAUCCAGUCAGUCCGCCUGUCUGAUGCUGCAGAGUAUUCUGUGGUCGCUGGUGCAAGCAUGUCAAAGGCUCAUCUCACCGUGGAGGGGCGUGACAUCCACAUCACAGAACCUGAGGAGAAAGAAUUCACGGUUGUUGAGAAACAAAAAGCGUCGUUUGAGUUUGAAGUCAGUGAGGAUGACGUUGAAGGUCGCUGGCUGAGGAACGGUGCUGAGAUCCAGUUCAACCUUGACGAUAGGCUCCACUACAUUGCCAUUAGAAAGGUCCAUCGCAUGACCAUCUCUGAAACCUAUAGAAGUGAUGCAGGGGAGUACACCUUCAUCGCUGGCAAGAACAGGGUCGUGGUGACUCUACAUGUCAAUAUCCCUGAGCCACCUCAGAUCAUUCGCGGCAUGCAGGCCCUGUCUGUGGAGGCCGGCAAACCUGCUCGCUUCUCUGUGGAAGUGACUGGCGUCCCCCAGCCCCAGGUGUUAUGGUACAAGAACUCCCAGGCUCUCUCCCCUGGCUUCAAGUGCAAGUUUCUGCGUGAAGGAAAUGAGCACACUCUGCUUCUCAUCGAAGUGUUCCCAGAGGACGCAGCCUUGUACAACUGCGAGGCCAAGAAUGACGUUGGGCUUGCCACCAGCUCAGCACCACUCAAUGUGGAAGUUUCAGAAGUCGUUUCUCCUGACACUGGAUCUCCACUGUCCAAGCCUGUGAUCAUAACACCAAUGAACAACACCUCAGUCAAUGAGGGAGAGGCUGCUAGGUUCCAGUGCAGAAUCUCUGGUGAAGAUCUAAAGAUCUCUUGGUACGUCCAUAAGAAAGAGAUCGGCCAGUCCGAUGCCUUCAGGAUGUCUCAGUUCGAUGACACCUGCCAGCUGGAGAUUUCCAGAGUGUACCCCGAGGAUGAAGGGGAAUACACCUGUGUUGCCAGAAACUCGGCAGGAAUGGUCACUUGCGCAGGAUAUCUGGCACUUGAAGUGGUUGAAAAGGAGGUGGAGAAAAAGGAAAAGGAAGUUAAAGUGCCACCGGUUUUCAGGUACAAAAUCCAGCCCCUGGAGAUCAAUGUUGGCAGCGAAGCCAAGUUCGAAUGUGAGAUUGAAGAUGCACCAAAUGUGCAGUUCAAGUGGUUCAAGUCUGGCACUCCUAUCAAAGAGAGUUCAAAUUGCAGGAUCAUCAGUCGGCAACUGAUAUCUUCAUUGGAGCUUCUGAGCCCAACCAAAGCUGACAGUGGUGAAUAUACCUGCAAGGCUACAAACCAGAAUGGCAGUGACACCUGCGCCGCCAAACUCAACGUAACUGAACUUUUCCCACCUGCCUUUAUUACUAAGCCUGAUCCAUUGACAUUGUAUGUUGGGAAAAAGGCAAACAUUCAGUGUGUAGUCACUGGAUCUUCACCGAUGACUAUUGUCUGGCAUAAAGACAACAAUGCCAUUUCUUCGGGGGGAAACUACAAAAUCUCCUCAGAAAAGAAUAAAUAUAUUCUUGAAAUAUCAAAACUUGAACUUACGGAUCAAGGUGUUUACCUGUGUAAAGCGUUCAACAGUGUUGGAACUGCUGUGUGCAGCAUGGAGAUGAAGGUCAUCAACAAACCCUAUUUUGUGAAAACACUUGAAUCAGUGUCAGUCGCUGUUGGAAAUCCACUGCACCUUGAGUGUCAGUUGGAUGAGGAUACCGGAGUGUCCAUCACCUGGAUAAAAGAUGGCAAAAAGCUCCAUCAAACAAUGGAUUGUAAACAGUCUUUUGAAGAUAAGAUGGUCACUCUUGAUAUUUCAAAAGGAAAACUUAAAGACACUGGAAACUAUGUCUGUACAGCUGCCAAUGAUGCUGGAAGCACAAGUUGCUCCACUUCAAUAAAGGUUCAAGAACCCCCAGUCUUUGUAAAGAGACUGGAACCCAACUUGGUUUGGAAGCAAGGCAUAAGUGCACGUUUGCAGUGCACAAUCAAAGGGUCACCUGAACUCCAUGUCACCUGGUUUCUGAAUGACAAAGAGCUCUCGGCUGGCGAGAAAUACAAAAUCACUUUCAAGGACGGUUUUGCUACUUUGGAGAUCAGUGAAAUUGCUUUGUUAGACAGUGGAAAUUACACAUGUGAAGUCCUGAAUGAAGCUGGCUGUGAGAGCUGUAGCACCAAGUUAACUAUAAAAGAACCACCAUCCUUCAAAAAGGAAUUGCAAAUGGUUGAAGCAGUCAGGGGCACUGUUGCUCUCUUCCAAUGUGAAGUUGCAGGCACUGCCCCAUUUGAAUUCAAUUGGUUUAGGAGUAAGAAAUCACUCACUUCCGAUAGGAAAUACAAGAUUGUUUCUCAGGACUCGAUUGCUUCUUUGGAGAUCUGCUCAUUUGAAAGUGCAGAUGUUGGGGAAUAUCGAUGUGUUGUGUCAAAUGAUGUUGGUUCAAUCACUGCAAAGACAAUUGCCAAACAGAAAGAACCACCAUCAUUCACAAAGAAGAUUGAGAACACUACAGCAGUUUUGGGCAGUGCUGUUAAACUGCAGGGUACUAUAAAAGGCUCUGCCCCUAUUACUGUCAAGUGGAUGAAGGAUGCUGAAUGGCUUAGGGAUGAUGACCCUAAUAUCACCAUGGCAUUUCAGAAUAAUAUCGCCAUUUUGACAAUAGCAGCUGUUGACAUUUGCCAUGGUGGAAAGUAUACUUGCCAAGCAGAGAAUGAGGCUGGUCAACAAAAAUGUGAAACCUCUUUAGCAGUUCAAGAACCCGCUAGAAUCUUAGAGAAAGCCGCAUCCAUCAACGUGACUUCAGGGGAAUCAGCAACCUUGGAAUGCACAAUUGCAGGAAGCCCGGAUCUUAAAGUGAAAUGGCUCCAAGAUGGAAAGGAGAUUACAGGAGGGCGAAAAUAUAAAAUCACUCUUAAAGACAAUGUAGCCAUCUUAAAGAUUGUUGCGGCAGAGAAAGGAGGCACAUGUGAAUACACGAUGGAAGUGUCCAACCGCGUCGGAAAAGACCAGUGCUCUUGUUCAGUCACAGUGCUAGAUCGUGUUCUUCCACCAUCUUUCACAAAAACUCUUAAGAAAGUUGAUGGAAAUAUUGGUAACAACAUUACUAUGGAGAGCAAAGUAUCUGGAUCUCAGCCCAUGUCCAUCUCUUGGUACAAAGAUGAUAAAGAAAUAACGUCUGGACAGAAAUAUCAACUUGAAAUAAAAGAAACCACAGCUACAUUGGGAAUAACCCAAAUAGAAAAGUGUGAUGAGGGAGUAUAUACAUGUCGGGCAACAAAUUCUGCUGGAUUUAAAGAGAGCAGUGGAACCUUAUGUGUUAAAGAACCUCCAAUCUUCACAUUAAAACCUGACAACCAAGAUGUCGUACCAGGAUCUACUGUUGUCUUGAAGUCUGCUUUCACUGGAUCAGCUCCUUUUACGAUUAAGUGGUUCAGAGAGGACAAGGAGAUAACCACUAGAGGCGCAAGUUUUAUCAAGAAAGACGCUUCUUCAAGUUUCUUGGAACUUCACUCAGUGAAACCCAGUGACUCGGCUAACUACACUUGCCAAGUGGCCAAUGAUGCCGGGAAGGUGGCACACUCUGCAGUCUUGUUUGUGAAAGAACCUCCUCAGUUUUCAAUGAGGCUUGAGCCAUUAAAACUGGUGAAAAAUGGACAACCACUUACAUUGACGUGCAAAGUCACUGGCAGUCCUGUGAUCAAUGUUAAGUGGCUUAAGAAUGAGACUGAAAUCACUUCAAAUGAUAAAUGCAGACUGUCCUUCACUGACUCAGUUGCUACACUUGAUAUUGUGAACUGCUCUGUUGAUGAUAGUGGAGAUUAUGUUUGUGUGGCAUCAAGUGAUGGUGGUAGUGACCACUGCAGCAUCACAGUUACAGUCAAAGAACCUCCCAUGUUUGUGACAGCGUUUGAGUCCAAAGAAGUUGUGAAAGGGUCUGAUGUUAUAUUCGAAGGAGUUAUUUCAGGCUCAGCUCCAUUUGAAAUAUCUUGUUAUCAGGACACCAAGCAGAUCAGAAAUGACAAAAGGCAUAAGAUAAAUAUACAAGAUGGUGUAGUCACUCUUCAGAUUCUUAAAUGUGAGUCUGGGGAUGCUGGAAAAUACCAAUGUAACAUAGAAAAUGAAGUUGGGAAGACAACAUGUGAUUGCCAAAUUACAUUAAAAGAACCACCCUCGUUUGUACAGAAAAUAGAGAACAUCAGUUCUUUAGUUGGCUCAGAGAUUUCUAUGCAGUGCACUUUAAAGGGAUCACUGCCCAUGACUGUAUCAUGGAUAAAGGAGGAUCAUGAAGUUAAAGAAGGCGAACAUAUACAGAUAUCUUAUGAGACCAGAACGGCAGUGUUAACUUUAAGAAACACUCAGAUGAAACACGGUGGAAAAUAUAUUUGUCAGGCACAGAAUGAGGCUGGAAGUCAGAAAUGUCUUGCCACGCUUACAGUCAAAGAGCCCCCAGCAUUUAUUGGAGAGUUAACGCCUGUUGAAGUCGUGAAGGGCUCUAUGACUGUUUUUGAAUGCCAAGUGGCAGGAACUGGUCCAUUUGAGGUUACAUGGCACAAAGAUAAAAAGCAGAUCAAAACCAAUAAGAAGCAUGCAAUUUAUGAAUAUGGUAAUGUCAUGAGCCUGAAAAUACAGGAAUGUGAUGCUUUAGAUGUUGGUGGUUAUCAGUGCACAGUUUCAAAUGAGGUGGGAAGCUGUUCGUGUAGCACCACAAUGUCUAUGAAAGUGCGACCGUCUUUUGUAAAGAAGAUGGAAAAUGCUUCCUCUGUUUUGGGGAGUGUCGCUACAUUUCAGUGUGUUGUGAUGGGAUCGCCAUCUCUGUCUGUACAAUGGAAAAAAGAUGAGAACUGGAUCUUGGUAGAUCCUAAAACUGAAAGGAUCUUUGAAAAUAAUGUGGCAACUCUAAGGAUUCCGAUCUGUGAGGCCUGUCACAGCGGAAAAUAUACCUGCCAGGUUGCAAAUGAGGCUGGACAGGACAAGUGCUUUGCAACCCUGAUGGUGCAAGAACCACCUAAGAUUAUAGAAAAACCAGAGGUGAUAAAUGUCACUCUAGGUGAUGCAGUCAGUUUGGAGUGCAAGGUCUCCGGCACCCCUGAGAUCAAAGUAAAGUGGACAAAAGAUGGAAUAGAACUCACACCCAGCAGGCAAAAUAAACUUAACUUUGAGAAUAACCUCAGUAGUUUGAAGAUUCAGUCUACACAACUGGAAGAUGCAGGGGAUUACCUGUUUGAGGCGACAAACUCUGUUGAUACCUGCAGCUGCAAGGUUAAAUUGAUUGUCGUAGAACAAGUCAUUGCGCCUACAUUCAUCAAGAAAUUAAUGGAGACUCAGGAGGUUUUGGGCUCUGUAGUUUAUAUGGAAUGCAAAGUCGCUGGUUCUUUGCCAAUAUCAGUGCAAUGGACCAAAGACGGCAGUGUCCUUGCAAGUAAAACCAAGUAUCAGUUAGAGCAGAAAGACAACACUGUGUCUUUGGAAAUUAAGAAUUUUGAGGAAGAGGAUACAGGGGAGUACUUGUGUAAAAUCACAAACAAAGCUGGAAGUAGUGAUUGCAGUGGUGCAUUAAAAGCAAAAGUGCCACCAAGCUUUGUAUCUGAACCUGAGUCCCAGGCUGUCAUUCCCAAAGCCACUGUACACUUCCAGGGUGUAUUUCAAGGAACACCUCCUUUUACAGUCAAAUGGUUCAAGGAUGACACUGAACAGAUAACUGGACCGUCAUGUUCAGUUGGACUGGAAGGAUUAUCUUGCUUCUUAGAUCUUUACUCAGUUGGAUUUUUGCAAAGUGGAACGUACUCUUGCCAAGUUAGCAAUGAUGCUGGCACUGUGAAGUGUACAACCAAUUUAUUGGUGACAGAACCUCCUGAAUUCGUACUGAAAUUGCCACAUACAACGUUCGUGAAGCAGGGCGAGCCACUCCAUCUUGAAUGCAAAGUUACAAGUGCGCCCUCUCUGCGAAUGCAGUGGUACAAAAAUGACAAUAAGAUAACAGAUGGUGACAACUGUAGAACUUCAUUUGUUGACUCAAUGGCAGUCCUUGAGCUGUGCUCCACAAGAUCUGCUGAUGAUGGAGUAUACACCUGUGAGGCACAGAAUGAUGCUGGGGCUGUAAACUGCAGCACCAUCAUCACAGUGCAAGAUCCACCAAGUUUCAUGAAAGUACCGAAACCUGUAGAGGGGAUCAAAGGAAAAGAUGCUAUGCUAUACUGUGAACUGAAUGGCACAGAACCCUUUAAGAUAAUCUGGUACAAAGACAAAAAGCCACUUAAGGAAAGCAGGAAAUAUAAGAUGAUGAAUGAGAGUAGCUCUGCCACUCUCCAUAUUCUUGCAGUGGACCCCUCAGAUGUUGGUGAAUAUGAGUGCGGGGUCACAAACAAAGUAGGAUAUGAAACAUGCCAUACAACAGUUACGCUCAGAGAAGCACCUGUUUUCGUGAAGAAACUGGUAAACCAGUCAGUCAAAUUGGGUGAAGAAGUCACUCUGAUGGCCACCGUCAAAGGCUCUCAGCCUAUAACUGUUUCUUGGGUGCAAGAUAAGGAUCAUGUUCUUAGGGAUGGAGACAACCGGAAAAUCACAUUUGAGAACAGCGUGGUCACCCUGAAGGUCUUUAAGGCUGACCACACCACAGGUGGCAAAUAUACCUGCCAACUCAAAAAUGAUUCUGGAGUUGUGGAAUGUGUUUCCAACCUCACUGUCUUAGAACCGGCUACCAUUGUGGAUAGCCCAGAGUCAUUCAAUGUCAAGGCAGGUGAUUCAGCAACUCUUGAAGUCACCGUAGCCGGAACACCAGAAUUGAAAUCUACGUGGUUCAAGGACGGUGUCGAGCUCUCCUCUGGCACCAAGCAUAAGAUAACCUUCUCAAAGAAUAUCUCCAGCCUGAAAGUCCUGUCGACAGAGAGUGUUGAUACAGGAGAAUACAAAUGUGAGGUCAAAAAUGAGGUUGGCAGCGUUUCCUGCAAGACAACCCUCACGGUCCUAGAUAAAAAGAUUCCACCCACAUUCAUCAGGAAACUGAGAGACACCCAUACUAUUGUUGGUAAACCUGGUGAAAUGGAAUGCAAAGUUGCAGGUUCUCCACCUUUCACUAUCUCUUGGCACCACAUUGGUCAGGAGAUCAAGAGUGGACCAAAUCACGAGAUUAUUUGCAGUGACAACACCUGCAAAGUUAAACUGCCAACUCUUAAGUUGUCAGAUUCUGGAAAAUACACAUGCAAAGCCGUUAACACAGCAGGAGCCAGUGAAACAAGUGCUUCUAUGAUUGUACAAGAACCUCCAUCCUUUGUGGAAAAACCUCAGGCAAAGGAAGCUCUGCCUGGUGCAAAUGUAACAUUUUCAGCAACAGUCCAUGGAAGUGCCCCACUGAAACUUAAAUGGUUCAGGGGCACCAGGGAAAUUGUGUCUGGAAAGGGCUGUGAAAUUGCUCUCCAGGGCAAUGCAGCUACUUUGGAGCUAUACAAAGUGGCCAAAUCAGAUGCUGGAGAGUAUACAUGCCAGAUUAUUAAUGAUGCUGGGAAGGAAAGUUGCCCAGUUAAUCUGUUCAUGAAAGAACCAGUACAGUUUGUGAAGAAGCUGAAGGACAUGUCUUCUGAAAAGGGGAAACCUUUGAAACUUGAAUGCACAUACAAUGGAACUCCCAAAAUAUUUGUUACUUGGUUGAAAGAUGGGAAACAGCUCUAUGCCUCUUAUCAGUAUAACGUGUUGACCACAGAGACUUCCUGCGUCUUGGAAGUACUCAAUAGUGAUAGCAUGACUGCAAGUGGGAAAUACUCUUGCGAAGUUACCAAUGGAGUUGGAACUGAUAUCUGCCAUGCUCAAGUGACCUUAUUAGAACGACCAUUCUUUGUUGAGGAACUGGAACCAAUGGAAGUCACUUCUGGUGAUCCAGUUUGCUUGAAAUGCCGCAUUGGAGGAACCCCUGAUAUUAGUGUGUCCUGGUUCAAAGCUGACGGAAAGCUUUAUGCUACCAAUACUUGCCAAAUGGCAUUUUCAAAUGGCAUUGCGACUUUGAUACUAAGCAAACCAUCAAAGGUUGAUACUGGUGAAUACACAUGCAAAGCUGAGAACAGAAUUGGAUCUGCCUCAAACAGCUGCCGCUUAUCAGUGAAAGAUGUCAAAACACCACCUUCCUUCCCGAAGAAAUGUACUAGUCUUGAACAGGCUGUAGGACAGCCAGUCAUAUUUGAGUGUCGUGUUGUAGGAUCCUCUCCUUUAGAAGUCUCCUGGCUAAAAGACAAUGGAUCUUUAAAAAAUGAUGGAGAAUACUUAAUGUCUUAUGAUGAUAACACUGCUGCCCUAAAAAUUGCACGGGGUGAAAUGAAACACUCUGGGGAAUACACUUGUAUAGCUACAAAUAGUGUUGGAACUGCAUCUUGUAAAGCUAAACUCGAGCUUCAAAUUCAAGAACCAGUACACUUCAUCAAGAAGCUGGCAGACAUUUCAGUUGUCAAGGGCAAACCUUUGAAACUCGAAUGCACAUACUCUGGAACGCCCAGCAUAUUUGUCACCUGGCUGAAGGAUGGGAAACAACUCUAUGCCUCUUAUCAGUAUACUGUGACAACCACAGACACCUCCUCUAUGUUGGACGUCCUUAACAGUGACAGUUUUGAGGCAGCUGGGAAAUACUCUUGCGAAGUUACCAAUGGAGCCGGAACUGAUAUCUGUCAUUGUCAAGUAAAAAUAGAGCGCAAAAUCUCCCCCAACUUCACCAAGAAGCCUGCAGAGACAAUGGAAGAUACAGAGGGUCAUUUGGUGAAGAUUGAGGGUCGUUUAUCUGGAUCUCAACCCAUUGACAUCGUUUGGUCCAAGAAUCACAGUGAAAUUCACGCCUCUGAUAAGUACGAAAUGGAAUUCAAGAGCAACGUGGCCAUACUGCAUAUCAAGAGCUCCCAACUCUCAGACAGUGGUGCUUAUACCUGCACAGCCACCAAUGAAGCUGGUAGUGCCUCCUACCAAGUGUCACUUAACAUUUCAGAACACAAGAAGGGCCCAGUAUUCGACAUCCCUCUCAAACCUGUGACUGUAAACGAGGGUGAGAACCUGAAGCUUAGCUGCCAUGUCCAUGGAGCCCCUCCUCUGAAGAUUAAUUGGUUGAAGGAAAGGAAGGAGAUAAAAUCCUCCACAAACUGUAGAGUUGUUUUUUCUGAUGGCACUGCCUCUUUGGAGGUCCUCCGCACAUCGAAAACAGAUGCAGGGGACUAUCUCUGCAAGGCUACCAACGAUGUUGGAAGUGAAUUUGCAAGGUCCAGAGUGACAAUUAGAGAAAAAGAAGUCAAACCUGAGGCCACUGCUGCAGCCCCAGCUCCAGCUCCAGCAAAGACUCCAACAAAGAGAUUUGACAACUUGUUCUUUGUAGAUGAGCCCCAGAGUGUCAAUGUAACAGAGAAGGGCACUGCAACUUUCAUUGCCAAAGUUGGAGGUGAUCCUAUUCCUAACGUGAAAUGGAUGAAGGGCAAGUGGAGACAGAUCACUCAUGGUGGUCGCAUCACUAUUGAGCAGAAAGGCCCAGAUGCCAAGUUGGAGAUCACAGAAAUAACCAAAUCUGACUCCGGACAGUACAGAUGUGUCGCAACUAACAAAGCAGGAGAAAUAGAAUGCAGCACCGACCUGAAUGUUGACGAAAGGAAAGGCACCGGGGGAGUAGAUGGAGACUUCAGAGCAAAACUGAAGAAGACACCAUCCAAACAGAAAAGUCCAAAGAAGGAGGGAGAGAUUGACCUCGUGGAGAUUCUUAGGGGUGUGGACCCCAAAGACUAUGAAAAAGUUGUUAGAGAAUACGGAAUCACUGACUACCGUUGUCUUCUUCAGGCCAUUGAGCAGCUAAAGAGGGAGAAAGAAGCGGAAAGUGGAAAACCGGAAACUGAGCAUGGAGGAGAAUCUAAGGAUACGGCCAGGUUUAUGGCUGAGUUGCAAUCAAGAAUGCAGGCUGAGCCUGUCACUCUGGUGAGCGACAUCGAAGACCAAGAUACCACUCCAUUAAGCACAGCAACCUUUGAGUGUGACAUCAAGAUCAACUACCCUGAGAUCACCCUGUCCUGGUACAAGGGAACUCAGAAGCUUGACAACAAUGACAAAUAUGAAAUCAGCAUUGUUGGUGACCGUCACAUCUUGAAGAUCAAGCAGUGUCAAACCAAAGACCAGGGCAACUACCGUGUUGUAUGUGGCCCACAUAUCUCCAGCGCCAAACUGACCGUUGGGGAUGGAGAUCAACAAGCUGGCAUAAUUCACUUCACCAAACGCAUCCAGAGCAUUGAAGUGAAUGAGAACCAAUCUGCUACCUUCGAAUGCGAGUUGUCCUUCGACAAUGCUAUCGUUACAUGGUACAAAGACACUUGGGGACUUAAAGAGAGCCCAAAGUAUAACUUCAGAAGUGAAGGCCGACGACACUUUAUGACCAUCCGCAAUAUAACCUCUGAUGAUGAAGGCGUUUACUCGGUGAUUGCGCGGUUGGAACCCAACGGUGAAGCUAAAAGCACAGCUGAACUUUACCUUUCAGGCAAAGAAAUUGAAUUAGGAAGGGUUCCUUUUGAUGUCCCAGAUUCAUCAAUACAAGCAUACAAAGAAGAAUCAGCUGAAUACUAUUAUGAAGAGAGGACAGAAAUGAGAGAAUUUGAGCGAGAAAUGCAAGAGAGUUGGGAAAUGCAAGAAGAAAAGAUAGAACUCCAGUUCUCUUCAUACACAGGAGAAAGGAUACCCGUUGAUGAAAGUGUUUCCAAAACUCAAGUGGGAACAAGAGAAGGAGUACCUAAAGUUCCUGAAGCUUACAAGGAACCUGAGGAAAGGCCAUCAGCUCCAGCUCCGACCAAAGUACCUGAAGCAAGGAGGCCUCAUGAAGAAAAGAUCACUCCACUGGUUGAACAUGAAAAGCCCUGUCCCACUCCUACAGAAGAAUAUGUUGAACCAAAGCGGGCCAUUUCACGACCAGAACCCAGCAAAGAUGUGCCUACACCCAUACCUCAUAUGGCUACUGAGCCCAAAGUGGCCCCUGAGACAAAAAUGGCACCUGCAGCUAGGGUUGAAGCUCAACCAAAGCCAAAACCCAUUCCCACAAAGACACCAGAAGCUCCUCACCCCAAAGUUCCUGAGGAAUAUCCCAAAGCUGAGCCCAUUAGAAAGCCAGAGUCACCUCCACAAGAGGAAAUUUCAAAAAAAGUACCAGAGAUCACAAAGAAAGAAGAACCCACACCUCAACCACCUGCAGCUAAGGUUGUUCCCAAAAAAGUACCAGAGAUCACAAAGAAAGAAGAACCCACACCUCAACCACCUGCAGCUAAGGUUGUUCCCAAAAAAGUACCAGAGAUCACAAAGAAAGAAGAAUCCACACCUCAACCACCUGCAGCUAAGGUUGUUCCCAAAAAAGUACCAGAGAUCACAAAGAAAGAAGAAUCUGCGAUUCCACCACCUAAACCUAAAGAUGUUCCCAAAAAGACAGACACUACUCCAACAAAAGUUAUCACGGAUGUUAAAACAACGGAGAGGCCAAAGACAGAUGCCGAUAAAAAGCUGGAAACUAGCAAGCCUAGGCCAGUUGCAGCACCAACUGCACCAACACCAACAGAUGCCGAUAAAAAGCUGGAAACUAGCAAGCCUAGGCCAGUUGCAGCACCAACUGCACCAACACCAACAGAGGCAGCUAAAAAAACAGCAGUGAGCAAAUCAGAGCCAGUUGCAGCACCAAAGGAAGUGGCAGUUAAAAAGCCACAGCAAGCAACAAGCACGGCAGAGCCAGUUGCACCAAAGGAAAUCCACACAGAGAAAGUGCAACAGAAGGAUGAGCCGCCUGUGAGAACACCAGUAACUAAACCUAAAAAGGAGGAUGAAGUUGCUGUCACAAAAGAAGUCCCCCAGAAACCAGAGAAAGUUACUCCAGCUGCAAAAUUAGAAGUCACACCUAAGCCCAAAGAAACCCCUGAAGUAAAAGCCAUCACAGUUCCUUCAACAACUGAGCUAACUGUAACAACAGAGACUGAAGCCAGGAAAGAUGUUUCAGUGAAGAGGGAUUCAGUAAAUGAACAGCUGAAAGAAGUUUCACCAAACCUUAAUUCAGCUUCUGAAGUGUGGCAAGAACUUUCAGUGAAGAAGACUUCAGUAACUGAAAUGAGACAAGAAGUUUCAGUUAAGAGGGAUUCCAUGACUGAAACAUGGCAACAAGUUCCAGUGCAGAGGGAUUCUGUGACUGAAGUGCCACAAAACGUUUCAGUGAAGGUGGAUUCAGUGGCUGAAAAGAGGCCAGAAGUUUCAGUGAAGCGAGAUUCGGUGACCGAAGCACGGCAAGUAGUUGCAGUGAAGAAGGCUUCAGUAACUGAAGUAAGGCAAGAUGUUUCAGUGAAGAGGGAUCCUGUGACUGAAGCAGGGCAAGUUUCACAGAGAACAGGUUUCAUUGAGAAAAUUUCCCUGGCAGAGGAAGUUAGUUUCAGAGAAGAGGUAUCAUAUGGAGACAAAGCUAUGAUAUAUGAGAGAGAAAAGGAAUUGACUCAGAUAAACGUAAGGGAUGAUAUUUCUUUACAAGAGGAAGAUAUACAACAAACUGAGAUAGUAAGGCAAGAAGUUCCAAUAAAGAAAAUAGAUGAUCAACCAAUUCAAGCCAUUGUUGCAAAGAAAGAGGAAGAUGCAACCCAAAGAGAUAGUGUUAGACACAUUGACCCUACUCCUACCACUAAGAAAGAAGCUAUCUUAAGUAUAAAGGUUAUUCCUCAAAGGAAAGUUGUCUCACCUAAGGUAGAAGCCAUUCCUUCUAAGAAAGCUGUCUUAUCUGAGGUAGAAGCCAUUCCUUCUAAGAAAGCUGUCUUAUCUGAGGUAGAAGCCAUUCCUUCUAAGAAAGCUGUCUUAUCUGAGGUAGAAGCCAUUCCUUCUAAGAAAGCUGUCUUAUCUGAGGUAGAAGCCAUUCCUUCUAAGAAAGCUGUCUUAUCUGAGGUAGAAGCCAUUCCUUCUAAGAAAGCUGUCUUAUCUGAGGUAGAAGCCAUUCCUUCUAAGAAAGCUGUCUUAUCUGAGGUAGAAGCCAUUCCUUCUAAGAAAGCUGUCUUAUCUGAGGAAGAAGCCAUUCCUUCUAAGAAAGCUGUUUCACCUAAAGUAGAUGUCAUUCCACCUAAGAAAGCUGUUUCACCUAAAGUAGAUGUCAUUCCACCUAAGAAAGCUGUUUCACCUAAAGUAGAUGUCAUUCCACCUAAGAAAGCUGUUUCACCUAAAGUAGAUGUCAUUCCACCUAAGAAAGCUGUUUCACCUAAUGAAGAUGACAUCCCGUAUAAAACUAAAAUAUCACAGAAGACAAUCAAACAAAAGGAAAAAGAAGAAGAGAGAGUUCAGCCUCCAACACCUCACAAAGACCAAAGGGUCGCCCCUGAAGUGGUCCCUGUUUCAAUUACAGAUGAUACCACUCGUCCACAAGAACCACCAGAGGAGAAGAAAAUCUCUCCUCCAACACCAAAGCCUUCACCUGCUCCCUAUGUAGAAAAAGUAUCAUCCCCUGAAGCGGCACCAGACAAGAAAAUCUCUGCACCGAAGCCAAAGCCUUCAGAUGCCCCCCAUGUGGAGAAAGCUUCUCCCCCUGAAGUGAAACCAGUGCAGAAGAAAGCCUCCCCCCCACCACCUCAGAUACCAAAGCCUUCACCUGCUCCUCUUGUAGAAACAGUGUCUCCUACUGAAGCUGAAAAGAGAUCCUCCCCACCGAUGAAAACGCCUUCACCUGUUUCACCUAGUGCUUCACCCCCUGAAGAUAAGGGCCCUGUAACAGCACCCGGGGGAGCUGGCAAAGAUGGGAAACCAAAAGAGGAUGCUGCCGGUAGAGGUAGAGGUAGAGGCAUUCAAGCUAAGCAAACCCCCUCACCUGGUGGUGGUCGGGGUAGAGGACUGAAGCCCGGUGCUGGAGGAGACAAACCCCCAGAUGCUAAUCCUUUUGGAUUCCAGCUCAAAGCAGUUCCACUGAAGUUUACGAGACCACUCAAAGACAUAGUGUUACAGGAGGCUGAGUCAGUCGGCGCUUCUGCUACGUUUGAGUGCGAGGUUUCGCCUUCUACUGCAAUUACUACAUGGAUGAAAGAUGACGCCAACAUAAGAGAGAGCCCAAAACACAAGUACUACUCGGAUGGCAAAGAUCGCAAACUGCUCAUCAUUGAUGUGCAAGUUUCUGACACUGGUGAAUAUACUUGUGUUGCCAAGCUGGGCAACAAGGAAAAGACAACAACCGCCAAACUAAUAGUAGAAGAAUUGCCUGUGAAGUGGGUAAAGACUCUGGAAGAGGAUGGUAUGUCGGUCCUCAAGAGUCAGCCUAUGUACCUGACCUGUGAGUUGAACAAAGAGAGAGAUGUGGUCUGGAAGAAGAGUGGUGUCCCUCUUAAAAACAUCCCUGGAAAAGUGGCUAUCAAUGUCAUUGGAAUGCAGCAUGCCAUUACAAUCCAGGACACAGGAGAUGACGACGCUGGCAUUUACGCUUGCGAGUGUGAUGACAUCAGGACUAAAACAGAUGUCAAAAUCAUUGAAAUUAUCAGAGACUGGUUGCAGAAACCAUUGAGAGAUCAGCAUGUGAAACCCAAGGCCACUGCCACUUUCAAAUGUGAGCUCUUCAAAGAAACCCCCAACUGGAAGUGGUUCCAUGGCGACAAGGAGAUUCCUAAUGAUCCCACUGACAAGACUGAGGUCAAGAAAGAAGGAAAACAACUGACUCUCAUAGUUAAGAAAGUAUCACCUGAUGAUAUUGGGCAAUAUGCCAUGGAGGUUGAAGGCCGCAGAUACACAGCUAACCUGACUCUUGGAGAACGUGAAGCUCAGAUCUUGAAGCCUCUCUCUAGUAUGGAGGUUGUUGAGAAAGAGGAGGUUACGUUUGAAACUGAAAUAUCUGAAGAGGAUGUGGCUGGAGAAUGGAAACUUAAAGGGCAAGUCCUGCAAAGAUCACCGGUGGUUGAAAUCAAAUCUGAGGGCCAGAAACGUUUCCUCACUCUGAAAAAUGCUCAGCUUGACCAGUGUGGCGAAGUGUCUUAUCAAGCUCUGAACGCUAUCACGAGUGGGGUGCUCACAGUCACAGAACUGGAAAUGGACUUCACAGUCCCCUUGAAGGACGUGUCUGUACCUGAAAAGAAACAGGCUAUGUUUGAGUGUACUAUCACAAAGGAUGUGCCUAAAGUCAUGUGGUUAAAGGGGUCAGACAUCCUGUCGACAGGCGAUAAAUAUGACAUUAUUGAUGAUGGAAAGAAACAUAUAUUGGUCAUAAACAACAGUGAAUUUGAUGAUGAGGGACAAUACACUAUUGAAGUCUUGGGCAAAAAGUCAACAGCCCAGUUGACUGUGGAGGGUAUGAGGCUCAAAUUCAUAACACCACUAAAGGACCAAACUGCCAAGGAAGGUCAAACAGCUCGGUUUGAGGUUGAGCUCUCUCAUGAGAAGGUACCCCUGACAUGGUACAAAAAUGAAAUCAAACUCCAUGUGAGCAGGACCGUGCUCAUCCAUUUUGAAGGAAAGAAACACACCUUAGAAAUCAAGGAGUUGACUCUAGAUGAUACCUGCCAGAUUAAGGCAGAGGCUAAAGGAAUUCCCUCAACGGCAAACUUGACGGUGCUAGAGGGUGACGCAUACUUCACAGUGAAGUUGCAGGAUUACACCGCAGUCGAGAAGGACGAGGUCACUCUGGACUGUGAACUCAGCAAAGAUGUCCCUGUGAGGUGGUACCAUAAUGAGACUGAAAUUAAGGCCUCUAAGAUGGUAACCAUAAGGGCUGAGGGCAACAAAAGAACGUUGUCUAUCAAGAAAGUGGAAGGAAAAGACAAGGGACAAUACCUAUGUGAUUGUGAUACGGACAAGACCAUGGCAACCAUUAGCAUUGAAGCUCGUGAUAUCAAGGUAUCUCGCCCAAUGUAUGGUGUUGAGCUCUUCGAUGGCGAGACCGCUCGUUUUGAAGUGGAAAUCUCUGAAGAUGAUGUCCAUGGCCAGUGGAAACUGAAGGGAGAAACCCUUUCACCUUCCCCAGAUAUUGAAAUCAUUGAGGAUGGUGCCAAGCACACUUUCACAUUAUACAACUGCAAGGUCUCCCAGACAGGAGAGGUUGGAUUCACAGCUGCCAAUGCUAAGUGUACAGCCAACCUGAAAGUGAAAGAACUGCCACUGACCUUUAUCACACCUUUGAGUGAUGUGCAAGUGUAUGAGAAAGAUGAGGGAAGAUUUGAGGUUGAGAUUUCAAGACCAACCAAGACCUUCCGUUGGCUCAAGGGAUCUCAGGAGUUGGAAAAUGAUGACAAGUUUGAGAUUAUCCAUGAAGGAAAGAUACACACUCUGGUGGUCAAAAAGGCUGCAUAUGAGGAUGAAGCUAAAUACAUAUUUGAGGCUGAGGACAAGAGGACCACAGGAAAACUAGUUAUCCAAGGUAUACGCCUUGAGUUUGUCAAGCCCAUCAAGGAUGUCACAGUGAAGGAGCGUGAAACAGCAGAGUUCAGUAUUGAACUGUCACAUGACAAAAUCUCUGUCGUCUGGUACAAGAACGACGUCCGUCUGCACCCCAGCAAGGUUGUGCACAUGUCAGACAAUGGCAAAAUGCACACCUUGACUUUCAAGCAGGUGUCCAUUGAUGACACAUCCAUGAUCAAAGUGGAAGCCUUGGGCAAGAGCUCUGAGGCCAUGCUCACUGUUCUUGAGGGAGAACCUUACUUUGUCACAAAACUGCAAGACUACACUGCCGUUGAGAAGGACGAAGUGAUGCUGGUUUGUGAACUUAGCAAGACCUCUGCUGAGGUGAAAUGGUUCAAGGACGGCCAGGAGAUCAUGCCUAGCAAGAAUCUGAUCAUUAAAACCGAUGGAAAGAGGCGUUUGCUGACAGUGAAGAAAGCAGAGAAGGGCAACAUUGGAGAGUACACUUGCGAUUGUGGUUCUGAUAAAACCACAGCCAGGCUGGACAUUGAGGAGCGUGACAUUAAGGUUGUUCGUCCACUGUACAGCGUGGAAGUGACAGAAACUGAAAUUGCCAAGUUUGAGACCGAGAUCUCUGCCGAUGAUGUCCACGGUCACUGGAAACUCAAAGGAGAGGCCCUUCAUCAGUCUCCUGACUGUGAGAUUAAGGAGGAGGGUACAAAGCAUGUCCUCAUCCUGUACAACGUUCGCAUGGAUCAGGCCGGAGGUGUCGACUUCCAGGCUGCCAAUGCUAAAUCCAAUGCUCAGCUCAGAGUUAAAGCGCGGAGUAUAGGGCUUAUGCGGCCUCUCAAGGAUGUUACUGUUACUGCCGGGGAGACCGCCACUUUCGACUGUGAACUUACUUAUGAAGGAAUCGUUGUAGAAUGGUUCUUGGGAAGCACCAAGAUGGAGCUAGGUGAAAGGGUGGUCACCAGAGCAGAAGGCAAAGGACACAGCCUAACUAUCAGAAAUGUCAAGCUGACAGAGGCUGGGGAAGUCAGGCUCACUGCAAAGGACUUCAAGACCCAGGCCAAACUCAUUGUCAGGGAGCCACCAGUUGAGUUUACCAAACCUCUGGAGGACCAGACAGUUGAGGAAGAGGCCACUGCUACAUUGGAGUGUGAAGUCUCCAGGGAAAACGCUGAGGUCAGGUGGUUCAGAGACACACAGGAGAUCCGCAAAACUAAGAAAUAUGACCUUAUUGUUGAUGGCCGAAAGAGAAGACUCAUCAUUCAUGGCUGUACUCUAGAUGACUCAAAGACAUAUACAUGUGAUGCUAAAGAAUUCAAAACCUCUGCUUUCCUGAAUGUUGAACCUCCACAUGUUGAGUUCUCUAAGCCACUCCAUGAUGUUGAGGUCAAAGAAAAGGAAAAUGCCAGAUUUGAGUGUGAGGUGUCUCGUGAGAAUGCCAAGGUCAAAUGGUACAAGGACGGCAGCGAGAUCAGAAAGGGAAAGAAAUACGAGAUCAUUGCCAGUGGUGUCAAACGUAUCCUUGUGGUCACCAAGACAGUCUUCGAUGAUGAAGCAGAGUACGAAUGUGACGCUAAGACCUCCAAGUCCUCUGGCAUGCUGACAGUUAUUGAGGAAGAGGCUAAGUUUACCAAGAACCUGUCUAAUGUGGAGGGAACAGAAACAGACAGUGUGAAGAUGAUUUGUGAAGUGUCGAAGGCCAGCGCUGAGGUCACCUGGUGGAAGGGAGACCAGGAACUGCCAGAAGGAGGAAGAUAUGAACAGGUCACGGAUGGAAGGAAGAGAAUCUUCAUUAUUCAAGAUCUCAAGAUGGAGGACGCUGGAGAGUUUAACUGCAGACUGCAUAACGCCAAGACAUCUGCAACAUUAACACUGAAUGAACUGGCUGCGGAGUUCAUUGCCAGGCCUCAGAGUCUUGAGGUGGUUGAGGGAGAAAAGGCUGAAUUUGUCUGCUCAGUCUCUAAAGACACCUAUGAAGUCAAAUGGCUCAAGGGUGACAAGGAGAUUGUAUCUGGAGAUAAGUAUGACGUUGUCUGUGAUGGCAAGAGAAGAGCACUGAUAGUGAAGAAUUGUACACCACAUGAUGAAGGAGGCUAUGUCGCCUUCAUUGGGACUACCAAAGCCUCAGCUGACUUGUUUGUCAUUGAGAAACUCAGAAUCAUCACACCCAUCAAGGAUAUGCAAGUGAAGGAAGGACAGGAGAUCAUUUUCAACUGUGAGGUGAACACUGAGGGAGCUAAAGCUAAGUGGCUGAAGAACGAGGAGACCAUGUUUGAGAGCAGCAAGUUUGUCAUGAUCCAGAAAGACAACGUGUUCUCUCUGAGGAUCAAGGGUGCUCAGAAGGCAGAUGAAGCCACGUAUACUAUUACAUUGACAAAUCAUCGUGGUGAACAUGCCAAGAGCGAUGCCAAUGCCAAAGUACAAGAGGAGAAGCUCAAGAUUAUUGAGCCUCUUGAGGACUGUGAGACACAAGAGAAGAAGACCAUCAGCUUCACUUGCAAGGUGAACAGACCUGAUAUCACCAUCAAAUGGAUGAAGGCUGGUCAGGAGAUCACCAUGAGCAAACGAAUCCUGUACCGUGUGGAGAAAGAUAAGCACACACUGACCAUCAAGGACUGUGUCAUGGACGAUGAGGGUGAAUACACCGCCAUGGCUGGUGAUGACAAGUGCACUGCUGAGCUGAUCCUCAACGAAGCUCCCACUGACUUCUCCACACCACUCAAAGACCAGACCAUCACUGAGUUUGAAGAUGCUGAGUUUUCUUGCAAGCUGUCUAAAGAGAAGGCUGUUGUUAAAUGGUACAGGAAUGGUCGUGAGAUCAGAGAGGGACCCAGAUACUCAUUUGAGAAAGAUGGCAGGAUUUGCAAACUCAAGAUCAAGAAGUGCAGACCAGACGAUGAGUGUGAAUAUGCCUGCGGCCUGGAAGACAGGCGAUCCAGGGCCCGCCUCUUUGUUGAAGAGACCCCAGUUGAGAUCGUCAGACCACCUCAGGAUGUGUUUGAGCCUCCAGGCUCAGAUAUUGUGUUUGAGGUGGAGCUCAACAAAGACAGAGUUGAGGUCAAAUGGAUGAGGAACAACAUGAUCAUCGUCCAGGGUGACAAGUACCAGAUGAUGAGCGAGGGCAAGGUCCACAGACUCCAGGUGUGUGAGGUCAGGCCUCGGGACCAAGGAGAGUACAGAGUCGUUGCCAAGGAGAAGGAUGCCAGAGCCAAGCUGGAACUGGCAGCUGUGCCAAAGAUCAAGACAACUGAUCAGAACCUGGUCACAGACGCUGGAAAGCCUUUUGUCAUGGCGAUCCCCUACGAUGCCUAUCCUCGUGCAGAGGCUGAGUGGUUCUUCGACAUAGUUAGCCUGCCUGUGCAGAACAUUGACACCUCCGCAGACAAGACAGAAUACAGGCUGAAGAGCCCCAAAAAGACAGAUCAGGGCAGGUACAAGAUCGUCAUCAAGAACAAACAUGGACAGGGAGAGGCAUUCAUCAAUCUGGAUGUUAUUGAUGUCCCUGGACCUGUGAAGAACCUCAAAGUGGUUGACACCGCCGACGGUGAGGUCAGCCUGGCCUGGGAAGAGCCAGAGAGUGAUGGUGGCAGCAAGAUCAUUGCAUAUGUGGUGGAGAGGCGUGAUAUCAAGCGCAAGACAUGGACCCUUGCCACUGACCGUGCUGACGCUCCAGAAUACUCUGUUAGCGGUCUCCAGAGGGACAACAAGUACCUCUUCAGAGUAUGUGCUCGCAACAGAGUGGGCAGUGGACCCACUGUGGAGACAGACGAAGCUGUCCAGGCCAAGAAUAAGUUUGAUGUGCCAGAGGCACCUGAGGACGUUGUGGUUGGCAUCGUGAACAGGUUUGGAGCCACAGUCUCCUGGGAAAAACCAAAGUCUGAUGGUGGAUCUGAGAUCACCUCCUACAUCAUUGAGUUCCGUGACAGGACCUCUGUGAGCUGGGAGGUAGCUAUGAUCGCCAAGGCUCUGGACCGCACAGCCACUCUCACUGAUGUCGUUGAGAACAAGGAAUACAUCUUCCGUGUCAAAGCCGAAAACAAGGCUGGCAUUGGCAAACCAAGUGCUGCAACCGAUCCAGUUAAGAUCAUGGACCCCAUUGAGAAACCAAGCCCACCAUUGAACUUCAACUACACUGACCAGACAAAGAACUCUGUCCAGCUGACAUGGGAGACCCCCGCCAGCAAUGGAGGAAGCAUGAUCACUGGCUACAUUAUUCAGAAGUGUGAGGAUGGAACAGACAAGUGGCUCAGAUGCAAUGCCAGGCUCUGUCAGGACCUUAACUACAAGGUAUCUGGACUGAAGCAGGGGAUGCAGUACCACUACAGAGUGUGUGCAGAGAACGCAGCUGGAGUUUCAGAUCCAGCUGAUAAGCUUGGACCUCUCUUGGCAGACGAUUGUCAUGUUGGACCUUCCAUGGAUCUCAGUGGAUUUAAGGAUGGCCUGGAGGUCAUUGUUCCUCAUCCACUUGUUAUCCGCGUCCCUCUUCUUGGAUAUCCCACACCCACCGCCAAGUGGAGCUGUGGUGAUAAAGAGCUCACUGCUGGUGACCGUGUGUCCAUGGUUACAAGGAGCACCUACACAGAACUGACAGUGGCUCCAAGUGUGCGUCCAGACAAAGGCACAUACACUCUGCACCUGGAGAAUGAUGUGACCAGUGCCUUUGGAGAGAUUGAAGUCAAUGUUAUUGCAUCACCAAGUGCACCCAAAGACUUCAAGGUUUCCGAGGUGACAAGACACCAUGUCCACCUGAUGUGGGAGGCACCAGAGCAUGAUGGAGGAAGCCCAGUUAUUGGCUACCAAAUUGAAAAGAAGGAAGUGUCCCGCAAGACCUGGGUCAAGGUUUGCAUGGGUGUACAGGACCUGGAGUUCACUGUGGCAGAUGUCAUUGAAGGCAAAGAGUAUUUGUUCAGUGUUACUGCAAUCAACAAGUGUGGCCCAGGAGAGCCUGCCUACAUUGACGAGCCAGUCAAUGUGUCCUCGCCUGCCACUGUGCCGGAUCCACCUGAGAACCUGAAAUGGAGAGACAAGUCAGGAAAGGGCAUCUUCCUGUACUGGGAGCCACCCAAGUACGACGGCGGAGCUUCAAUCAAGAGCUACGUUGUAGACAAAUGCCAGCGUGGCACAGACAAGUGGGAGCCAUGUGGAGACCCACUGCCUGAGCUGAAAUUCCAGGUGACAGGUCUGAUUGAGGGACAGUGGUAUGCCUACCGUGUGAGGGCCAUCAACAGGCUGGGAGCAGGCAAACCCUGCAGGGCUACAGAUGAGAUCCUGGCUGUUGAUCCCAAAGAGCCUCCAGAAAUUCAACUGGACGUGAAGUUGCUGGCUGGUUUGACCGCCAGAGCCGGAACCAAGAUUGAGCUUCCAGCUGAUAUUGUCGGAAAGCCCGAACCCAAGGUAAAAUGGACCAAGGCUGACCUGGUCCUGAAGGGAGAUGAUCGCAUCACCAUCGAUACCAAGACGGGAAACUCCACUUUGUCUAUCGCCAAAACUGUCAGAGAAGACACAUCUACCUACAUCAUUGAGGCAGUCAACAGCAGUGGUCGUGCUACCGCAACUGUUGAUGUCAACAUUCUUGAUAAGCCUGGUCCUCCAGCUGCGUUUGAUAUCUCUGAGAUCACCAACCACUCCUGCUACCUGGCCUGGAACCCUCCCAGAGAUGAUGGAGGUUCUGUCGUCACCAACUACAUUGUGGAGCUCAGACCCUUUGACAAAGAGGAGUGGACCAAACUGUCAUCCACUGUGAAACAAACCACCUUCAAUGCCACCAAACUCACCCCUGAAAAGGAAUACGUCUUCAGAGUACAAGCUGAGAACCAGUAUGGCAUCGGCGCCCCUAAUGAGCAUGUGCCAAUCAUCGCCAAAUACUCCUUUGAUCCUCCUGGUGCUCCAUCCAGAUUGCAGCCUUCUGAUAUUGCUAAGGACUCUCUGACUCUGACAUGGUACGAGCCUGAUGAGGAUGGUGGCAGUCCUAUCACUGGGUACUGGAUCGAGAGGUUCGACCCAGAAAAUGACAAAUGGAUCAGAUGCAACAAGCUGCCCAUCAAGGACAUCACCUUUAGGGUGAAGGGCCUGCCUACCAAGAAGAAGUACAAGUUCCGUGUCUUGGCUGAGAAUCUUGCAGGACCAGGAAAACCAAGCACUGAGACUGAUCCAGUCUUGGUCAAGGAUCCAAUUGAUCCUCCAUGGGCUCCUGGCAAACCCUUCAUCAGAGAAAUAGCUAAGACAUCUGCCUCCCUGCAAUGGACCAGGCCAGAGCAUGACGGCGGUGCCAAGAUCGAGGGUUACAUCAUUGAGUUCCUGAAGACUGGUACCGAAGCAUGGAUCAGAGCAGCAGAGGACGUGCCCCAGACUGAGCACUUCCUGAAGGGUUUGAUGGAGAAACAGGAGUACUCAUUCAGAGUCAAGGCCGUCAACUGCGCAGGAGAGAGUGAGCCCAGUGACCCAAGCGAUCCUGUGGUCUGCAAGGAAAGACUCUAUCCUCCAUCACCUCCUCAAUGGCUUGAGGUGGCCAACAUCACAAAGAUCAACGCUGAGCUGAAGUGGCAGGCUCCUGACAACGACGGUGGCUCUCCAAUCACCAACUACGUUGUUGAGAAGAGGGAUGUCAGGCGUAAGACCUGGACUGCGGUGGACACCACUGUGAAGGAGCUGAAGUACACUGUCACUCCACUGAAUGAGGGCUCUCUCUAUGUGUUCCGUGUGGCUGCUGAGAACGCAGUCGGACAGAGUGAUUACUGUGAACUGGAAGACUCUGUUCUAGCUAAAGAUACUUUCACCACUCCUGGGCCACCCUAUGCCUUGACUAUUGUGGAGGUGUCGAAGAGACACGUUGAACUGAAAUGGGAAGCUCCAAAGAGUGAUGGUGGGAGACCCAUUACAAAGUAUGUCAUUGAGAAGAAAGAGAAACUUGGAACCCGCUGGGUGAAGUCUGGAAAGACCCCUGACGCUCUGUGCACCUACAAAGUCACAGAUGUGGAUGAGGGCACUGAGGUUCAGUUCCAGGUCCGUGCUGAGAAUGAGGCUGGUGUUGGACACCCUAGUGAACCAACAGAAGUAGUCACCAUUGAGGAUGCUAUAAGUCCACCAUCUCCUCCUGUUGACUUGGUCAUAGUUGAUGCCAGUAGAGAGCAUAUCAACAUUACCUGGAAGGUACCAUUGAAGAAUGGAGGUAGCCCCAUCACAGGAUACCAUGUUGAGCUCCGAGAGGCUAAAGCUGAGAAGUGGAUGAGAAUCAACACUCGCCCAGUCAAGGAGCUCAAAUACAAAGCAGAGGAAAGCAUCAAACCAGAGAAACAAUAUGUCCUGAGAGUCCGUGCCAUCAACUCUGUCGGUGUCAGCGAUCCUUCUGCCAUUUCUGAGAAGGUCUUUGCCAAGGAUCCAGACAGUAUUCCUACUAUGGAUAUGGAGGCCCUAGACAUUGUGGUGGUUGAGGGUGACAAGCUGCAUAUCAACAUCCCAUACAAUGCCGUCCCCAAACCAGAGAUGGUCUGGAGCAAAAUCAUCCACACAGAUACUGCCUCUGACACAAAGUUACAGAAUGACGACAGACGGUUGAUGACUUGUGAGCUCAACAGUGUUCACCUGGAAGUGAUGAAGUGUGUGCAUGAUGAUGCUGGAGAAUACUCCGUCACUCUGGAGAAUGCGAUUGGAACAGCCACCAGAAUCAUCAACGUUAAAGUUAUUGGUCUGCCCGGCCAAUGCAAGGACAUCAAUGCAGAUGAGAUCACUAAGAACUCCUGCAAGCUGACAUGGGAGGCUCCAGAGAGUGAUGGUGGUACUCCAAUUCUCCACUACGUUCUGGAGCGUAGAGGGGCUUCUAAUAAGACUUUCAGGCCUCUGAUGUCAGGAGAAAACAUCCUGACCUACCAGGUCAACGAUCUCAAGCUGAACGAAGAAUAUCACUUCCGGGUCAAGGCUGUCAACAAGGUCGGCUCUGGGCCAUUCCUGGAGCUCCGCAACCCUGUCAUCACUAUGGAAGUGAAACAGAAACCAGAUCCACCCAUUGAUGUUGAGGCUCAUGAUCCAACCGCCAACUCUAUCACACUGACCUGGAAACCACCAGUGUCUGACGGUGGUUGCGCCAUCACUGGCUACAUCCUGGAAUGCAUUGAGAAGGAUGGUGAUAGAUUCCAGAGAAUCAACCCAUCCCUGGUGCCUGGUUUCACCUAUGUGGUGAAAGAUAUGACAGAAGGCAAAGAGUAUCAGUUCCGUGUUCGCGCUGAGAACGCUGCUGGAGUCAGCGAGCCGUCUCGCAGCACUCCACUGACCAUGAUCGCUGCUCCCGUUGAAAAACCCAAGGUGUCCCUCCAUGCUCGCCUGCAGCAUGGCCUGUGCAUCAGGAAGGGUGAAGAGAUCCGCCUGGACGCCUACAUCUCUGGCGCUCCAUACCCAACUGUCACCUGGCUCAGGAACAACGAAGACGUCAAGAAUGUACCAGAGAAGAAGCCAGUACUGCCUAUUCUGAAGAAGAAGGGGGGCAAGGUUGAACCUGAAGAACCUGCGGUGUUUGUAACCCCUCUUCAUGAGCGUCUUUCUUAUGCUGUAAAGAAGGGCGAGACCUCAAUCAUGGUGCGAGACUCCAUCAGAGCUGACCACGGUCACUUCUGCAUCCAGGCCGAGAACUCUCAUGGUGUUGCAACUGCAUACUGUGACGUCAACGUCCUUGAUAAACCUGGACCUCCAGUGAACUUUGUCUUUGAGGAGAUCAGGGACACCUCUGUCAUCUGCAAGUUCGACCCUCCUCUUGACGAUGGUGGUAGUGAGAUCCUGAACUACAUCCUUGAAAAGAAAGACAACAAGAAUGAAGAUAUUGGAUGGAUCACGGUAACUUCAACCCUCAAGGUUUGCAACUAUCCUGUUACCAAACUGAUUGAAGGAAAGGAGUACAUCUUCCGUAUUACCGCUGAGAACAAGUUUGGCUGCGGACCUUCAUGUCUCUCUGAGCCAGUCGUUGCCAAGAACCAAUUCGAUCCACCCGAUGCUCCAAACACACCCAGAAUUGGAGAGGUGACUGCCAACAGUGUGUUCAUCUCCUGGCAUGAGCCCAAGGACAACGGUAGUCCCAUCCUGGGCUACUGGAUCGAGAGGAAGGAAAUGAACAGCAAACACUGGACUAGGGUGAACCGAUUCCUGCUCAAUACCCUCUCUGUGAAGAUUGAGGGUCUUAUGGAAGGCCUGGUAUACAUAUUCAGAGUCUGUGCAGAGAAUCUGGCUGGCCCCGGACCCUUCAGUGUCCCAACUGAUCCCCAGAUUGCUAUGGAUCCAAUCUUGCCACCUGGCCCACCCACUCCAAGAGUUAUUGAUACCUCUGCGACAACAGUUGAUAUCGCCUGGGUUCCCCCCCUGUACAAUGGAGGAGGGGAUAUACUUGGCUACCAUGUUGAGAGUGUUCUGGCUGGAGAGAAGGAAUGGAAACGUAGUACAGAGUUCAGAUGCAAGGAGCUGAAGUAUACAGUGACUGGGCUGACAGAGGGCGCUGACUAUUACAUCCGGGUUAUUGCUGUCAAUGACGCCGGACCGGGAGCACCUGGCAUGACUGAACCAGUUACUGUGAAGGAGCCUCAAGAGCCCCCAGUGGUUGACUUUGAUGCCUCUGUGAAGAACGGAGUCAUCAUCAAAGCCGGCGAGGCACUGAGACUGCCAGCGUUCGCCAUCGGCAGACCACAACCGGAAGUGAAAUGGAUGAAGGAUGAGGCUGAAACUGACAAAGAGCAUGUUGUGAUCGAAACAGAAGGAAAGAACAGCCUUCUGUUCAUCAAGUACGCCAAGAGAACUGAUCACGGAAAGUACCAGAUCUCUGGAACCAACAGCAGUGGAACCAAAUCUGCUGUCACUAGAGUUGACGUCAUGGAUGUCCCUGGGCCUGUGGUUAAUCUGAAGACUACUCAUGUCACCAAGAAGAACAUCAGCUUGAGCUGGGCAGAUCCUCUAGAUAACGGUGGCAGCGAUGUCAUCGGCUACGUAGUGGAGAAAAAGGAUGCAAAAAUGAAGCUAUUCAGACAACCUAUCGAGAUUGCUUCAUGCAAGUGUGACAUUCAGGGUUUGCUUUCAGAGGAAGAGUACGAUUUCCGGGUUUUUGCAAGGAACAAGUACGGUGAUGGCGCCCCAACGGACAUUGGGCCUAUUCUGGCUUCGGAUCCCAAAGCUGUUCCAUCUCCACCAUUGAAACUGCACUACACCGAAAGGUGGACUACUGCUAUUGCUCUUGCUUGGGAGCCACCUCGCAGCGAUGGAGGUAGCCCAAUCACGGGUUACUAUGUUGAGAAGAUGAGAGCAGAUGGAACUGAGUUUGACGUGGCCAAUCGCAAGCUCUGCAAAGACUUACACAUCAAAUUGGAGAACCUAUCAGAGAACCACGUGUAUCAGUUCCGUGUGUUUGCCGUGACUGAGGUGGGAGAGGGCGAACGCUCCAAACCAAUCAGUGCUAACAUACAGGAUGAUGAAAUUCCCCCCGAAAUCUCAAUCUUGGAGCAUUUCAAGAGAGAUACAAUCAUUGUGAGGAAGGGAGCAGCAAUUGAGAUCCCUGCUGAGGUGGUGGGUCUGCCAAUGCCAGAGGUUCAGUGGUCUAAGGAUGACGUUGUCAUCCCCAUGGCUACUGAGACACUGUUGAUGGAGUUCGAGGAGGUGGCCCGCACCAAAUGCACCACCAAGAUCAGCAUCCCUGAGACUAUCAGAGGAGACAAGGGAGACUACAAACUGGCUGCCACCAACUGCCAUGGCAAAGCACACCGCAUCAUCCAUGUGGAGGUUCUAGACCGCCCUCUGCCACCACGUGACAUUGUGGUGUCUGACAUCCAGGCUGAGUCUUGCUAUCUAACUUGGGCGGUCCCAGAGGACGACGGGGGAAGUGAGAUCACCAACUACAUCAUCGAAAGGAGGGACGCCAGCAGGAAGAAGUCUGACUUUGAGCAGCUCACCUGCAAUAUCAUUGAUAGGAGAUAUGGGGUGUACAAAAUGGACAGAAUGGGCCAGUACCAAUUCAAAAUCAAAGCUGAGAACAAGUUCGGAAUCAGUGACGGUUGUGAAUCCGAGAAGGUCGUUCUCAAGGAUCCAUUCGGGCUUCCUGGUCCACCUCGCAAACCAAAGGUCAUCGCAGCAACUUCCACUACUAUGACGAUCACCUGGGAGCCUCCACUGCAGAACGGUGGCUCCUCCAUUCAGGGAUACUGGCUGGAGAAAAGAGAGAGAGGAGCUGGGAUCUGGGGUCGUGUGAACAGAGCUCCAGUCACCAAGCCUGCAGUGAAGGGUUUGGAAUACACAGUCCUCCGCCUUAAUGAAGGGGCUGAGUACCAGUUCAGAGUUAGGGCUCAGAAUGCUGCUGGAAUCGGACCUCCCAGUGAAGCAUCUCCAUGUCAAUUCGCUGUUGAUCCACGCAAUCCCCCUAGUGCACCAGGAGUGCCAGUUGUUAAGGACAAGACCAAGACCAGUGUCACUCUCACCUGGACCCCACCAGAGAAAGAUGGCGGCAGCCCAGUCAAGGGCUACAUCGUUGAGGUUCAGGACACAGACUCCCUAGAUUGGAAGAGAGUCAGUGACCCUGAGAAGCUGCACCCUACCACUGAGAUCACUGUUCCAGACCUGAAAGAAGGCCAGAAGAUCAGAUUCAGAGUCACUGCUGUCAACGCUGCUGGCAAAUCUGAACCAAGCGCACGUUCUGCUGACAUCACUGUCCAGGACAUCUUAACUGAACCAAACAUUACUCUGGAGGUCAGCGCCCAUGAGCUGUUGUCCUGCAGAGCUGGAACUACCAUUAAAAUACCAGCUCUCAUCACCGGCCGUCCCACUCCUAAAGUUACAUGGGAGUUCAAGGAUGGAACAGCAGAGACCGAGAAGAAGAAUGACAUCCAUAUCCUUCCAAUCGAUUCAAAGAUCGUGUCAACUGAUACAACAUCAGUCAUUACCAUCCCUGAGAGUCACCUCAAACAUGCCGGACGUUACAUCAUCACAGCGGAAAACGCAGCUGGACACAAGAACAUGAAAGUCAGAGUCAAUGUCCUUGAUCUGCCUGGCCCACCCAAAGACCUCAAAGUCACAGACAUCACAAGGGGCACAUGUAGACUUACAUGGAAGGCUCCAGAUAGUGACGGUGGUGAGAGGAUCAAGAGUUACUUCAUUGAGAAGAAGACUGUGGAAGGAAAAGCUUGGACCAAGUGCAACCCAGCCUGUGCCGCCCAGUCCUUUAUUGUGCCCGACCUCAUUGAGGGACAGGAUUACCUGUUCCGUAUCCGGGCGGAGAACCGCUUUGGAUUUGGACCACUAGUUGAGACCAUUGAAUGUUCAAAGGCUAGAGAUCCUAUCCAUCCUCCUGAUGCUCCCACAAGGGUAAAGAUUCAAGAAGUGACUAAGGGCACAGCCACCCUGACUUGGAAGCCACCCAGGAAUGACGGUGGAGCUCCAGUGACACACUACACUGUUGAACGUCUGUGCUGGGACAGUAGUGGAUCUCAGAAGCAGUCCUGGAGACAGUGCAACAGACGUGAUAUUGAAGACCUCACCUUCAAGGUUGAGGACCUGACUGAAGGAGAAGAGUAUGAGUUCCGUGUCAAGGCUGUGAACGAAGCCGGCCCCAGCAGACCAUCAUCUACUGUUGGACCAGUUGUCAUCCAAGACCAGACACGUGCUCCUGCUAUUGACCUGGAGGAGUUCAUGGAGGUUGAACAAGGAGCUGAUAUCAGCAUCAAGGCAAAGAUCAGGGGCUGUCCAUUCCCCACUCUCACCUGGCUCAAGGCUCCAGCCCACAAGGGUGACGACAAGGUUGAGGUUGCAUAUGACGAGCACAUCAACAAGAUUGUGUCUGAUGAUAGCUGUGUACUGCUGAUCCAGCAGGGAAAGCGCUCAGAUACAGGCCUCUACACUAUCACAGCCAGUAACAGCCUAGGAAAGGCCUCCAAGGAGAUGAGACUCAACGUCUUGGGACGUCCUGGACCACCAUCCGGUCCUGUGAAGUUUGAGGAGGUCGAUGCUGAGAAGAUCACCCUGUCAUGGCUGCCACCUAAGGAUGACGGUGGCUCCAAAGUGACCAACUACGUCAUUGAGAGGCGUGUAGCCAACAGGAAGACAUGGAUCCCUGUGACCAAUGAACCCAAGGAGCGUAUCUGGACGGUGGAGGGCCUGAUGGAAGGGCAUGAGUAUGUGUUCCGAAUUUGUGCUCAGAACAAAUAUGGAGUUGGAGAGCCCCUGGACAGUGAACCUGAAGAAGCCAGGAAACUCUAUGCUGUUCCCGGCCAAUGUGAAAAGCCAACCAUUUCAGCUGUUGACCAUGAUUCCAUGAUGGUCAACUGGGAAGAGCCAGAAGACGAUGGAGGCAGUCCAGUGACUGGCUAUUGGCUGGAGCGUAAGGAAACCACCUCUAAGCGCUGGAACAGGGUGACGCGCGACCCCAUCCGGGCCAUGGCUUUCGGGGUGUCCCAUAAUGUGACUGGACUCAUUGAGGGGUCACAGUACCUCUUCCGGGUCACAGCUAUCAACGCAGCAGGAUGUGGACCUCCUAGCGCGUGCACAGACCCCAUCUUCGCCAGAGAUCCUAUCUCUGUCCCUGGACCUCCAACACCAAAGGUCACAGACUGGACCAAGUCAUCAGUGGAUCUAGUCUGGAUCCCACCUCUGAAGGAUGGUGGAUCUAAGAUCACGGGAUACAUUGUUGAAUACUCAGAGGAUGGAACAGACAAAUGGGUUAAAGCUAAAGACAAGGAACACAGAAGUACCAAGUUGGUCAUUACUGGAUUGAAGACCGGUGGAUUCUACAAGUUUAGAGUGACAGCGUUGAAUGCUGCAGGCCCCAGCGAACCCGGUGAAGUCCCAGACGCUAUUAAGGUUGAAGACAGGACAAUUGCUCCUGAGGUUGACCUUGAUGCCACAGUGAAGGAAAGGAUGGUGGUCCAUGCCGGUGGUGUGAUCCGCAUCCUGGCCUUUGUGUCUGGCCAGCCUGCUCCAAAGAUCACAUGGAGCCGUGAUGACGGUGCUCUACCACCAGAAAGUGCAGUUGAGACCACCGCCAUCAGCUCAUCGCUGGUCAUCAAGCCCUGCACCAGAAGACACCAAGGAGUCUAUACUCUGACUGCUGCUAACUCAGGAGGAGAAAAGAAGAGAUCUAUCAUUGUUGAUGUCCUGGAUGUCCCUGGUCCAGUUGGCGUACCCUUCACCUCCGAGAACCUCACUAGCGACUCCUGCAAGCUGAACUGGUUUUGUCCUGAGGAUGAUGGUGGUUCUGCCAUCACCAACUACAUCAUUGAGAAGCGCGAUGCGGAGAGGAAGGCCUGGACUGCCCUGUCCUACACAGUCACCAGACACACUGCUGUGGCCCACGGACUGCAGAAUGGAAAAGCUUACUUCUUUAGAAUCGCAGCUGAGAACUCCAUUGGAGUUGGACCUUUUGUUAACACCGCAUGUGAAAUCAUCAUAAAGGAUCCCAUCACCGUUCCAGACCGCCCAGAGGACCUUGAAGUAACAGCAGUUCAUAAAGACUAUAUCAGCUUGACAUGGAAACCUCCUGUGUCUGACGGAGGGUCAGAGGUCACCAAGUACAUCCUGGAGGCCCGUAUGAUCGGCAAGGACAAGUUCACACGUCUGACAAAGGAGAAACUGAUGGAGAGGAGAUUCACCUACGACGGUCUGAGAGAUGGGGACACCUAUGAGUUCAGAGUUAGCGCUGUGAAUGAAAUUGGGCCCAGCAAGCCAUCGUUCUGCACCAAACCAAUCACCUGCAAAGAUGAACUUGAACCACCAACCAUUGAGCUUGACUUCCGUGACAAGAUCAUCAUCCAUGUUGGGGAGAGCAUGGCUCUCCAGGGUCGCUACACCGGAAAGCCCUCUCCAUCUAUCAUGUGGUACAGAGAUGACGAAGAGCUGAAAGCAGAUCAGCACAUCAAGUUCAAAAACUCACUGACCACCAUGACUUUAGGCCUUAUGAAAGCCAAGCGCGAGCACAGCGGCAGAUACUGCGUGCUGGUUGAAAACAGCACCGGCUCUCGAAAGGGCAUUUGCAAUGUGACCGUUGUAGAUCGCCCAACACCACCAGUGGGUCCAGUCAUCUUUGAUGAAGUUCACAGAGAGUUUAUGGUGAUCUCUUGGAAACCUCCUAUUGAUUCUGGCGGAGUGGACGUGUCCAACUACAUCAUUGACCAGAGAGACGUCAAUAGUGACAUCUGGAGGAAUGUAACAUCUGCUUCGACGAAGUUGACGUGCAAAAUCCCCAGGUUGAUUGAGGGAAGAGAGUACAUCAUGAGAAUCUGUGCUGAGAACAUGUAUGGAAUCAGUGACCCACUGGAUUCAGAGGAGAUGAGAGCCAAAGAUCUCUUCAGAGUGCCUGAGGCACCAGAGAUGCCCAACGUGAGGGAGGUGUAUGCUGACAACUGCCUUGUGCUUUGGAGCAGACCUCGUGAUGGCGGCAAGCCCAUCACUAACUACAUAUUGGAGAAGAAGGAGCCAGCUGCAAAGAGAUGGUCUCGUGCCACCAGAGAACCCCUCUACCCAACUACUCAGUUCAGGGUGCUUGACCUUAUUGAAGGCUGUCAAUAUCAAUUCCGGGUUAUGGCAGAGAAUGAAAUUGGCACUGGUGACCCUAGUCCCCCAUCAAACACAAUUCUUGCCAAAGAUCCAAUUGUUCCUCCCAGCCCCCCUGUACUGCCAGAGGCAAUCGACAAGACCAAGGAUACUGUAAGCCUGAAAUGGCAGCUACCUCGCCAUGAUGGCAAAGGCAAAAUCUUUGGUUACCUUGUUGAGUACCAGAAGGUUGGUGCAGUAGAAUGGUCACAGGGCAAUGAGACUCCUGAAGAGUGCCCAGAAUGCAACUAUGUUCUAAAGGGACUGGAAGACGGAGCAGAGUACAACAUCAGGGUCUUCACUGUGAAUGCUGCUGGACGCUCUGAGCCUGCCCCUUGUAAGCAAACAGUGAAAGUACAUGACAGACUGGAGAAACCAGAGUUGCUGCUUGAUGCCAAUAUGUCCCGUGACCAUCUUGCGAUGGUAGGAACUAAUAUUACUCUCAGUUCAGUGAUCAAGGGCAUGCCACCUCCCACUGUAGCAUGGCAGAAGAACGGAGAAGAGGUUCCCGCAGAUCGUUGUACCAUUGCUGCCACUGCCAAUGGCAGCAAACUUGUUAUGCUCAACUGUGUCCGCUCAGACAGCGGCAACUACACACUCACUAUUGAAAAUGCAGCUGGAAAGAAGUCCGCUACAUGCACAGUGCUCACCUUAGAUAAACCCGGACCUCCUCGGGAUCUGAAAAUCUCUGAGAUCACCAGUGAGUCAGCCUACCUGACUUGGAAGGUUCCUGAGGAUGAUGGAGGGGCUGUCAUCUCUCACUACGUUGUGGAAAAGAAAGACGUGGCGGCUGAGAAAUGGGUGCCCGUCGCUGCAUCAAACAAGAAGCCUAGUCUGAUGGCUCUGUAUCUUAUGGAAGGAGUCCAGUAUCUGUUCCGUGUUGCUGCUGAGAACCAGUUUGGCAGAGGUUCCUACAUCAUGACUAAGACGCCGAUCAAGGCUGUUGAUCCUCUUUAUCCACCCGGUCCACCAAAGAAUCUACACCACAUCGACGUAGAUAAGACUGAAGUCUGGCUCCAAUGGGAUUGGCCAGACCGCGACGGAGGAAGUGAGAUCACUGGAUUCAUCGUUGAGCACCAGGAGGGAGAGGGAAAAGACUGGGUCACCUUCAAGACUGUCACCAAUCCUCAUAGCCAUGUCACUGGACUGGAGGAGGGAAAGACAUACAGGUUCCGUGUGAAGUCCCAGAAUGCUGUUGGCGUGAGCCGUCCUGACACCAGUGUCCCUGUAACCUGCCAGGAGAAACUCUUGCCACCAACUAUUUCAGUGGAUGUGAAGCUUAUUGAGGGUUUGAUUGUCAAGGCUGGAAGCACUAUCGUACUCCCAGCAGUCAUGAAAGGAAUUCCUACUCCCACAGCCAAGUGGGUGAGUGAUGGAAAGGAACUGGAAACAAAGGGCAAUGUCAAGAUUGACACUGAGGGCAUGAACACAUCUCUCACCAUCACUGGAUGUGUCAGAGGUGACACUGGAGAAUAUCUCCUCACCGUGGCAAACCCUGCUGGAAGCAAGACUGUUGCUCUGCACGUCACUGUGCUCGAUGUCCCAGGUGUCCCCAUUGGUCCGAUCAACAUCCUUGAAGUUACCCCUGACCACAUGGUCAUCAACUGGAGACCACCUAAAGAUGAUGGUGGCACUCCUUUGACGUGUUACAUUGUUGAAAAGAAGGAUACCAAAAAGGCAUGGGAACCAUGGUCAGUUGUGUGCUCAGGAUGCACUGGUACAAAGGCUAAAAUUUCUCGAUUGGAGAAAGGUCGUGAAUAUAUUCUGCGUGUCCGUGCAGAAAACAAGGUGGGCAUUGGUGCUGGACUUGAGAGUCCUCCCACUAUUGCCAAACAUAUGUUUGAUCCACCUGGCCCUCCAGGCCAGCCAACCUGCUCUGAUAUCACAGAGAAUGCUGUGACCAUAGAAUGGACUCUGCCUGAAUUUGAUGGUGGCAGUCCAGUCAGUGGCUAUGUAGUAGAGCGCAGAGAAAUGACAGGGAAAUGGAUCCGCGUCAACAAGACACCUGUAUUGGAUCUCCGAUACAGAGCAUCAGGUCUGUUUGAGAACAACAGCUACGAGUUCAGAAUCUUUGCUGAGAACGUUGCUGGCGUCAGCGAGCCCUCUCCUGUAUCAGAUCCAGUGAAGUGCACCCGUCCUAUUACCAAGCCAGGACCCCCAUUAAACCCUAAGCUGAGGGACUGGAGCAAGUCAUAUGCUGACUUGGUGUGGACCAAGCCAACAAGAGAUGGAGGCAGCCCCAUCUUAGGUUAUAUAGUUGAAUGUCAGAAAUCAGCCAGCGCCAAAUGGGAGAAAGUUCAUAAGGAUCUCAUCCCGAUGUGCGCAUUUAGAGCAAUGGGACUUACUGAGGGCAUGGAAUACAGGUUCCGCAUUAGCGCUUCCAAUAUUAUUGGAGAUGGAAAACCUACAGAGCUCUCAGAAACAGUCCUUGCCAAGGACAUUCUGGUUCCCCCAGAGCUGACAGUUGAUGUUGCUUGCCGUGACCUUCUGACAGUUAGGGUGGGACAGAGUAUCAAUCUUGUUACUAGAGUUAAAGGUAGACCAGAUCCUGAUAUCACUUGGUCUAAGGAUGCCAAGAUUCUAGGCAUAGACAGGCGUACUGAGAUGAACAACAACUUCCCUCUGGUUGAGCUGGUGAUUUCAGAUGCAGUAAGGCAAGAUUAUGGAAAGUAUGCUAUCCUUGCUAAAAACAGCAGUGGUCAAGCACAGGCUACCAUUAUUGUGAAUGUGCUUGACACUCCAGGCGUCUGUCAGAAUCUGAAGACCACUUACGUGACAAAAGAAUCCUGCAUGGUUUCCUGGGAGAACCCAGAGGAUAAUGGAGGAACUGAAAUAACACAGUACAUUAUUGAGAGCCGUCAACCUAGUCAAAGGAAUUGGACAGUGGUAUCAAAUGAUUGCACCAAACGCCUUAUGAAGGCACCACUCCAUGAGGGUUGUGAAUACUUCUUCCGUGUGAGUGCAGAGAACAAAAUUGGUGCUGGACCUUCAACAGAGACCAAAACAGCCAUCCUUGCUGUUGAUCCCAUUGAGAAGCCUGGUGACCCCAUUGACUUCAUUAUCUCUGAGAUCGGCAAGACAUUCGUCUUCCUGAAAUGGAAGAGACCAGACUAUGAUGGUGGCAGCCGUAACCUGGGCUACCAUGUUGAAAAGAAACCUAAAGUGGCAGAGGAAUGGGAGAGACUGCACAAGGGUGCGAUUAAGGAAACUUACUUUAUGGCAGACAAGUGCAUUGAAAACGAAAUUUACCAGUUCAGGGUACAGACAAAGAAUGAAGGAGGUGAGAGCAACUGGGUGACAACUGCUGAGGUUGAGGUUAAAGAACAGUUAGUGGUGCCAGAGAUCAAGAUGAAGUUGCAAUGGACUCUAGUGGUUAAUGCCGGUGACGCCAUUCCAAUUGAAGCUGAUGUCAAGGGAAAACCAGCUCCGGAAGUAAAGUGGACAAAGGAGAAAGACACAGGGGACAUCACCAAGAGCCCAAGGCUCCAAAUAGAAGCCGGUGUAGAAUUCUCUAAAUUCCUGUUGACAAACUCAAGACGUGGAGAUACUGGAAAAUAUAACAUCACUGCUACCAAUAGUGCUGGAACAGCCACUGGAUGGGCGAAUGUGUGUGUGCUUGAUAGACCUGGUCCUAUCAGCAACCUAGUUGUAAAUGGUGUUACAGUGGAUAGGUGCAUGUUGACAUGGGAUAUGCCAGAUGAUGAUGGUGGAUGUGAAAUUUAUAACUACAUCAUAGAAAAGUGUGAGAAGAAGAGAAUGGUGUGGUCCAUACAUUCUUCUGCUGUGAUCACCAACUCUGCUAAAGUAACCCGCCUUGUAGAAGGAAAUGAAUAUAUAUUCAGGGUGCGUGCAGAAAACAAGAUGGGGGCAGGUCCUGCAGUGGAGAGCGCACCUAUUGUGGCAAGGACCGAAUUCAGUAAACCUGGAAUUCCAGAAGCACCAGAAGUUAUCAAGAUCUCCAAGGAGGAGAUGACCGUUACAUGGAACCCUCCUGAGAAUAACGGUGGAAAGGAAAUCUCUGGUUACAUUCUGGAGAAAAAGGAAGAAUUCGGAGUACGAUGGUCUCCUUGCACAAAGCAUUCCAUUGAUUCGACCCAACUGACUGUCACUGGUUUGCUGCGUGAUCAUGAAUAUCAGUUCCGCGUCAGGGCUGAGAAUGAAAUAGGACUUGGUGAACCAAGCAAACCCUCAAGAUCACUCGCCGCCAGGGAUUCUCUUGAUGUCCCAGCCCCUCCAACAAAUCUGAAGGUUGGUGACAGUACAAGGACCUCUGUAGCACUGAAGUGGACAAAGCCUGUUUCUGAUGGUGGAGCUCCUAUCAUUGGUUAUGUGGUGGAAAUGAGGAUCAAGGGAAACAAGGAUGCGGCAUGGAAGAGGUGUAAUGUCGCAGCCCAGCUAAUUGUAUGUGAAUUCACUGUCUCCAGUCUGGAUGAUCAUGAAUGGUAUGAAUUCCGCGUUUCUGCUCAAAAUCAAUGCGGUAUGAGCUUAACGGCGGAUCUUACGAUGCCCGUGCAACCCAAGGAUAUCCUUGAGGCACCUGAAAUUGACAUGGAUGCUAGUCUGAAGGACGGUCUGACAGUCAGGGCCGGAUGUCCCAUCCGACUGGUGGCAACCAUCAAGGGAAGACCAGCUCCCAAAGUCUGCUGGAGAAGAAUGGGUGUCGAUAACGUUGUCAGGAAGGGCCAUGUGGACAUCAUUGACACAAUGACCUUCCUGGUUAUCCCUGAAAGUACACGGGAUGAUUCAGGCAAAUACUCCCUGACCCUGUCCAGCCCAGCUGGGGAGAAGGCAGUGUUUGUCAAUGUCAAAGUACUGGAUACCCCAGGGCCUGUAGUGGGUCUGGAUGCCACAGAUAUUAAACAGACGUCCGCCAAACUGGCAUGGUCACCCCCUGAGAACGAUGGUGGCAGUGCAGUCACUCAUUACAUUAUUGAGAAGCGUGAAAUCGAUCGCAAGACCUGGGGACCAGUCGCAAACAAUAUUGAACAGACUGAAACCAACGUCAAGAAACUUGUUUCAGGCACAGAGUAUUUCUUUAGAGUCACUGCUGUGAAUGAAUAUGGUCCUGGAGUUGCGAAGGUCUCGCCAAAGUCCUACAUGGCAUCUGAUCCUGUCAGCAAACCUGAACCAUGCCCGAAGAUUGAUGUAUUGGAAAUUACAAAGAACAGUGCACUUCUGGGAUGGCUGAAACCAUUGGGUGAUGGAGGAGCUAAGAUAGAUGGUUAUAUAGUUGAAUACAUGGGGCUCAUCCCACCCAAACCAGAACCAGAACCAGCAGAACCAGUAGAAGGAGAGGAAGCUGCUCAUCCUCCGGAACCUGUACCUGCACCUGUGGUUGUGGAAGAACCAGCGGAAGAGAAGCCAGAACCACAAUGGAUGGCAUACACAACUGUUAAAAAUUUAACCCUUUCAGUUAGCGGACUCAAGGAGGGUAUGAAGUAUAAAUUCCGGGUGGCCGCAAGAAAUAUCAUGGGUCGCAGUUCGUACACUGAAACUAGGGACGCUUAUGAGAUCAAGGAACAGAUGCUGGAACCCAAGAUUAUGAUGGCGGAGGCUGUGUCUGCCAAAGCAGGAGCUAAACUCAGAGUGGAAGCUCUUGUGUCUGGAAAGCCAGCACCAACCUGCACAUGGAUGCGAGGAGAUGACAAUGUUGUUUCCUCUAGUCGUCUUGCUGUGCACAAAUCUGCAAACAUGUGUGUGCUCAUCAUCAAAGAUGUGUCCAGAACCGACAGUGGAAUAUACAGUUUGGUUGCUGAGAACAGCUGUGCUAAAGUAGAUCAGCAUAUUAAAAUCAUCAUCAGAGAUAUCCCCGGAGCGCCUGAGCCUCCAUUUGAGAUCAGUGACAUUGACGCUGAUGCCUGCACACUCUCUUGGAAAGCACCAAUUGAAGAUGGCGGAAGCCAGAUUACAAACUACGUAGUGGAGAAGUGUGACGUGAUCAGAGGCGACUGGGUAAACGCUGUAUCGUCCUGUGGCAAGACUGGCUGCAGACUGGGAAAGCUCAUCCCUGGAAAGGAAUACAUCUUCCGUGUCCGUUCUGAGAAUCGCUAUGGAAUCUCCGACCCCCUAACAUCGGACAGGAUGAUUGCCAAAUUCCCCUUCGAUGUGCCCAGUGAGCCUUUAAACUGCCACAUCACCAAGGUCAACAAGGACUGUAUGUUUGUAGCCUGGGACAGACCUGAGAGUGAUGGUGGCAGCCCUAUUACUGGCUUCUACAUUGAACGCAAAGAGAGGAACAGUCUCCUUUGGGUCAAAGCUAACGACUCAGUUGUCAGAUCAAUGGAAUAUCCCUGUGCAGGCCUUAUUGAGGGCUUGGAAUACAACUUCAGAGUAUCUGCCAUCAAUCGUGCUGGACAGAGUAAGCCAAGCAAGAAGUCUGACUUCGUCACAGCAAGGACACCAGUUGACACACCAGGCAAACCAGAGGUUCUUGAUGUUACCAAGAAUGCAGUCACCUUGGUCUGGACUAGACCAAAGAAUGACGGUGGAAGCAAGAUAAUUGGAUAUUAUGUUGAGGCCCUGAGGCUCCCUGGAGACAAAUGGGUCCGUUGCAACACCAGCAGUCAGAAUGUACCCAGAGAAGAGUACACUGCAACUGGACUGGAGGAAGACAUGGAGUACCAGUUCAGAGUCAUCGCAAAGACCGCUGUCAACAUGAGCCGGGCAUCAGACAUCACAGACCCAGUUCUGGUCUCUGCAGAGAAGGUGCCACCAAGAGUAGAAAUUGGAAUCCCAAUGAAGAGGCUUAAGCCAGUGAAGGCUGGGGCAAAUGUACUUCUUGAGGCAGAGGUGUUUGGAAAACCGAUGCCCAAGGUUACAUGGAAGAGGGGAGAGGAAGUAUUGAGAGCUUCUGAGACAUUGAAGAUGUCCCAGUUGAGACAUCUCUUCAGCAUAGAGCUUCUUGGAGUAACAAAGGAACACACAGGAGAGUAUACUAUUUUGGCAGAAAAUGCAAGUGGAUCCAAAACUGGAGAAAUUAAGUUAACUGUUUUCGAUGUCCCCGGUCCACCAGUCUCUGUCAAGUUUGGUGACGUGUUUGCCAAUAGUGUCCAGAUUAGUUGGGAGGCGCCUCUUGCCGAUGGAGGCUCGGACAUCACAAACUACAUUGUUGACAAACGUGAGACCAGUAGAGCUGAAUGGGCUCAGGUCGCAGCCCAUAUUCAGGGUGAUGUGUUUGAACUCACCACAAAGAAACUGAUUGAGGGACGAGAGUACCAGUUCCGCGUCCGCGCAGAGAAUAGAUUUGGGGUUGGAGAAGCCAUUGUGACUGAUCCCGUCUAUGCCAGGAAUCCAUUCACCGUCCCUGGGGCAUGUGAGGCACCAGUCAUCACAAACAUCACCAAAGAGCACAUGACCGUUAGCUGGAAGGAACCUGCCGAUGAUGGCAAGUCAACCAUCUUAGGAUACAUAGUGGAGAAGAAGGGAACCAAGGAAGUCAACUGGACUAAACUGAACAGGAAAGCCUUGAUAGAGAGAACCCUGGAAGUUGCUGGUCUGUCAGAGGGAGCAGAGUAUGAAUUCAGAGUAAUUGCCCUGAACAACGCUGGCCUUGGCAAACCCAGUGAGCCAUCCACUGUGGCUUCAGCCCACGAUCCUAUCAAUCCUCCUGGACCCCCUGUGAACCCGAUGGUCACUGACGUCAGCCGCAGCACGAUUAGCCUGACCUGGACUAAACCAGCCAAUAACGGAGGCAGUGACAUCCUGGGAUACCUUGUUGAAUGCAAGAGAACAGACGCAACAGACUGGAUCAGAUGCAACGUGCCCAAGAACCUCCAAGACACAUUCUACCUUGUUCAGAACCUCAUUGAUAAAUCUGAAUAUCAACUGCGUGUGUCUGCCGUGAACAAAGUGGGCUUCAGUGAAACAUGCGAAGUGCCAGACAAACAUGUAGCAAAGGACAUUUUGGUUGCUCCUGAGGCAGAACUCAGUGCUGACCUGAAGGAGGUUCUGGAGCUCCGUGCUGGGUCCCAAAUGAGACUUUUCGCCACAAUAAAGGGUCGUCCCACUCCCAAGGUGAUCUGGGCAAAAAUGAACAGCAACAUCAAGGAAAGACAAGGCAUCGUUAUCAAGAGCACCGACACUGACACUGUGGUGUUAGUCCAGAGUUGCAACAGAUAUGAUGCGGGCAAAUAUAUCCUGAGUCUUGAAAGUCGCAGCGGAAUGAAGAUGUAUACAAUUGUUGUCAAGGUUUACGAUACCCCUGGGCCACCAGUCAAUCUCAUGGUAAAGGGGACAACAAAGGACAGUGCAAAGAUCCUUUGGGAUACUCCUCUUAUUGAUGGUGGAAGCGAAGUGACCAGUUACAUUAUUGAAAAGCGUGAUGCAGAGAGAAAAGCUUGGUCUCUAGUUAAAGAUAACUAUGCCAAAAACACUCUCAAGAUCCCUGAUUUGGAGGCUGGUAGAUCUUACUGUUUUAGAGUCAAGGCUGUGAAUGAAUAUGGUGUUGGCGAGGCAUGUGAAACAGCAGAUUCAGUUAGAGCGUCUGAGGAACCUGGGCCGGUCAUGGACUUCAAGCCCUUGUUGAUCACAAAGCAAGGAUGCACCCUUGGAUGGAAGAAACCUCUCAGUGAUGGCGGUAGCCGCAUCAUUGUGUAUGUGCUUGAGGUUAUGAAUGGAGAUGAUAACUGGAAGGAGCUAAUGAGUUCCAAGAACAUGCAGUACAGUGCCAAGGAUCUGGUGGAAGGAAAAGAAUAUAAGUACAGAGUCAAAGCAGUAAAUGACUCUGGUGACAGUCCGUACAAGGAGCUGGAUGUGGUGGCUAAAGACCAGAUCAUUCAUCCUGGAGUUGACUUGCGGGGCAUUCCCAAUCUGUGCUACAUUGCAAAGGAGGGAAGUAUAGUCCGCAUCAAGCUCCCACUCUACGGCAAACCUACUCCUAAAUGCUCCUGGAAGAAGGGCGAGGAUGAGGAUUUGACCGAUACUGGAAGAGUGUGUGCAGAAUCCACAGCAGUCAACACUACCCUCCUGAUCCGUGACUGCCAGAGGAGCGAUGCCUCUAAGUACACAGUCACACUGAAAAACAUUUCUGGAGUAAAGGAAUCCACCAUCUUCAUUAGGGUGGUUGGCAAACCAGGAAUGCCUGUCGCACCAAUGAAGUUUAAGGAUGUCACUGCAGAUGGGUGCACCCUGAGAUGGACUGCACCUAAGGAUGAUGGUGGAUCAGAGAUAACCAACUAUACUCUUGAGAAGAGGGAUUCUGUAACCAACAUGUGGGUUAGCAUUGCUACCGAUAUUGAAGCAGUUUCCAAUACUACCACCUUCAGAGUGACAGGUCUUCAUGAGGAGACGGAAUACAUCUUCAGAGUCUGUGCACAAAACAAGCAUGGUGCUAGUGAAGGACUCAAAUCCGAGCCUAUUGUUGCCAAGCAUCCAUUCAAUGUACCUGAGGCACCACCUGCACCUGUGAUCAUGAGUAUGCGUCAUGAUUCAUCAUUCUUGGCCUGGUCUGACCCAAGGAAGACCGGAGGCUCUCCAAUUACUGGCUACCAUGUUGAGUUCAAGGAGAGGAACAGCAUGCUGUGGAAGAGGUCAGGGGGAGCCAUUAAGAUGAAGGAACACAAGGUCACCGGCUUAACUGAAGGACUGGAAUAUGAAUUCAGAGUCAUGGCCACGAAUCUGGCCGGUGUUGGCAGAGCAAGUCCACCAACUGAGGCGCAUGUUGCCUUGGAUCCAAUUGAUGCCCCUGGAAAACCUGAUGUGAUCAGCAUCACAAGAAGUACUGUAACACUUCAGUGGACUGAGCCCAAGUACGAUGGUGGACACAGACUGACAGGCUACAUCGUGGAAAAACGUGAUUUGCCUUCCAAGAUCUGGCAAAAGGCUAACAAUGUGAAUGUUGUGGACACAGCAUACACUGUGAAAGAGCUGCAAGAGGGAUGCAAGUUUGAGUUCAGAAUCAGGGCAAAAAAUGCCGCUGGAGCAUUGAGCCCUCCCUCUGAACAAACAGAUACACUUGUGUGCAAGGAUGAAUACGAGGCACCAACCAUCACUAUUGAUUCCACUGUAAAGGAGGGACUCACAGUCAGAGCGGGUGACCACAUCGUCAUAACUGCAACAAGUAUUGUAGGCAAACCCCCACCAACAUCAGUGUGGUCUAAGGGUGGAAAAUACUUCAAGCCUUCAGAUAUCUGCCAGAUUGAGUCCACUGCAACGUCCUCGACAUUGACGGUCAAAUACGCCGGGAGAUCAGAUUCUGGAGAAUACACAAUUACAGCCAGCAAUCCAUUUGGUGUCACAGAAGAAGUUGUGAAAGUGAAGGUUUUGGAUGUACCCGCAGCUCCGGGUCCUAUUGAGGUCAGUGGAGUUUCGUCUGAGAAGGUCACACUGACAUGGACACCACCAGCUGAAGAUGGUGGAUGUCCAGUUAAAUAUUACACCCUGGAGAAGAGAGAAACAAGCCGCCUCCUUUGGACCAUUCUGUCAGAAAAAGUACUUGACUGCCACUAUAUUGCCAAGAAGCUAAUCCAGGGAAAUGAAUACAUCUUCCGUGUGAAGGCAGUUAAUCACUAUGGUCCUGGAGAAGCAGCAGUGUCUGGGCCAGCUAAGAUGGUGGACCAAUUUGGUCCCCCUGGUCCUCCAUCAAAACCAGAGAUUGAAGAGAUUGGAGGACACCAUGUCAAAAUCAACUGGAAAAGACCGAUUGAUGAUGGUGGUAGCGACAUCACAGGCUACAUGGUUGAAAAGAAAGAAAGAAAGGGCAUGAGAUGGGUUAGGGCAGCGAAGAAGUCCAUUGCUGAACUCUCAUAUGAAGUAACAGGACUCACAGAGAAAGUCGAAUAUGAAUUCAGGGUGGUUGCAGAGAACAAAGCAGGCUUCGGAGAGCCAAGUGAACCAUCAUUGUCUGUUACGACCAAAACUGUUAAAUAUGCACCUGGACCUCCAAUCAACCCAAGAAUUACAGAUACAACAAAGACUUCUGCAACAUUCUUCUGGGGGAAACCACUUGAAGAUGGUGGGCUUGAAGUCACAGGGUACUUUGUUGAGCAUAAAAAAGAUGGAGAAGAGGAAUGGUUCAAGGACACACCAACUGCUCCACUGAGAAUUACAGAAUUUGUUGUUCCUAACUUGAAAGUGGGAGCAAAAUACCACUUCAGAGUCAGUGCAAUGAAUGCAGAGGGAGUUGGUGAACCAGCUCAAACUGAAGAACUGGUUGAAAUUAUUGAACGUGAAGAAGAGCCAGACCUUGAACUGGAUGUUGAGCUGAGAAGAACCCUUGUUGUCAGGGCGGGAUGUUCCAUCCGCAUAUUUGUGCCCAUUAAAGGUCGCCCAGCUCCUGAAGUAGCUUGGACGAAGGGUGAAGACACACCACUCAAAGGACGUGCUAACAUUGACAGCACAGAGUCAUACACUAUGCUUGUCAUCCCAGACUGCACAAGAAAUGAUGCAGGAAGAUACAACUUGAUCCUUACGAAUGCUGCAGGAGAGAAGACUGCUCAUGUCAAUGUGAGAGUUCUGGAUUCACCUGGACCACCAAUUAAUCUGAAGCCAAAGCACAUUGACAAAGAGAGCAUCACUCUUCAAUGGGAACUGCCGCUUAUCGAUGGUGGUUCAAAGAUAACAAAUUAUAUAAUUGAAAAGAGAGAGUCAACACGCAAAGCAUAUUCCACCAUAAUAUCAGUGUGUCCAAAUAGCACAGUUAGAAUUCCUGAUCUAGCAGAAGGGUCAGAAUAUUACUUCAGAGUGUCGGCUGAAAAUGAGUACGGAAUUGGCGAGUCGGUUGAGACUACAGAUCCAAUUCGAGCAUCUCAAGCACCAACACCCCCUGAGAGCGUUUAUGCUACAGAUGUCACCAAGACCUCUGUCAGUCUUGCAUGGACAAAGCCAAAACAUGACGGUGGUAGUAGAGUUACUGGAUAUGUCCUUGAAGCUCAAAAGAAGGGAGGAGACCAGUGGUCCCAUGUGACAACUGUCAAGACAAUGGACUUCAUAGUGAAGAACCUGAAUGAAAAUGAACAGUAUAUAUUCCGUGUCAUGGCUGUAAACCACUCUGGAAGAAGUGGUCCUUGUGACAGCAAGCCUGUUACUAUCAAGGAAACAAUAACAAUGCCAGAAUUUGACCUGCGUGGAAUAUGCCAGAAAAUUGUCAUUGCCAGGGCAGGAGAUGAGAUUAAAGUUGAGAUACCAGUUAUGGGACGUCCAAAACCAACUGUUUCAUGGACGAAAGAUGGUCAGCACCUCAAGAUAACCCCAAGAAUAAUCACUGAACGUACUGCAACCACAAGUAUCCUGAAUAUAACAGAAUGCAUAAGGAGUGACACAGGACAUUAUGGCAUGACAGGGAAGAACAUAGUUGGCUCAGUGACAGAUACCAUCAUAGUAAAAGUGCACGAUGUCCCUGGACCUCCAAAGGGACCAAUAAAAAUAGAUGAAAUCUCCCGUACCUAUGCUGUCAUCUCUUGGGGAACGCCUGAGAAUGAUGGAGGUGUACCAAUCAACAAUUACAUUGUUGAAUUAAGGGAAACUACAGGAACGUCAUGGAUAGAAUUGACAUCAUCGGUAAUCCGUACAAUAUUUAAAGCUACUCGUCUGAAGACUGGUGCGGAAUACCAGUUCAGAGUCAAAGCUAAAAACAGAUAUGGUGCUGGUCAACCAAUCAUCUCAGAGUCAGUGGUUGCUGCAUAUCCAUUCAAACCCCCUGGGCCACCUAGUACUCCAAAGGUUGUGGCCUUUACCAAAGACACAAUGACAAUUGGCUGGAAUGAACCUGUUUAUGAUGGUGGAAGUGAAGUCAUUGGAUAUCACAUUGAGAGGAAAGAGAGAAGCAGCAUCCUUUGGCAAAAGAUCAGCAAAUCUACGGUGAAAGAUAAUCAAUUCAAAUCAAGUGGACUGGAAGAUGGAGUUGCAUAUGAAUUCCGCGUCACUGCUGAAAACAUGGCGGGAAUUGGUAAACCAAGCAAGGCUUCAGAAGCAAUGCUAGCCCUUGAUCCAGUGGAUCCACCAGGUCAACCAGAGCCAAUCUUUGUUUCCAAGAAUAUAGUAACAAUUCAAUGGACAAAGCCUGAAUAUGAUGGUGGGUUCAAGAUUACUGGCUACGUAGUGGAAAAGAGAGACUUACCAGCUGGUCGUUGGAUGAGGGCCAACUUCACAAACAUCAUUGAGACCACUUUCACUGUAAGUGGGUUAACUCAGAAUGAGGCCUAUGAAUUCCGUGUACUUGCCAAAAAUGCAGCUGGUUCAGUGAGUGAACCAUCUGAGCCAUCGGAUCCCAUCACCUGCACAGAUGAUAUUGUGGAACCACGAAUCAUGGUUGAUGCCAAAUUCAAGGAUGUGAUUCUACUGAAAGCAGGGGAAAACUUCAAACUUGAGGCAGAUGUUGCAGGCCAACCACUACCAUCCAUGGUGUGGACCAAGGGUGGAAAGGACAUUGAAAAUACGAUGAAAUUGACAAUUAAAAUGACUGACUUAACAACAACUCUGAUUAACAAAGACUCGUUAAGAAGAGAUGGAGGUGAAUUUGUUCUGACUGCCACAAAUGUUGGAGGGUUUGCCAAGCAUAUCUUUAAUGUCAAAGUCCUUGACAGGCCAGGUCCACCUGGAGGACCCCUGGUGGUGUCAGAUAUCACAUCUGACAACUGUAUUUUGGAAUGGGCUCCACCCGCAGAUGAUGGUGGUGCAGAGAUUGACCAUUACGUGAUUGAAAAGCGUGAAUCAAGCAGGCUUGCAUGGACAAAUUCGGCCUCAGGCUUAACUGAUACCCAAUUUAAGGUGAACAAGUUACUCAAAGGAAAUGAGUACAUAUUCAGAGUAAUGGCAGUCAACAAAUAUGGAGUCGGAGAGCCUCUAGAAUCUGCUCCAACUAUUGCAAACAAUCCAUGGGUGCCAGCAGAUCCUCCAAAGGAUCCUGAAGUAACAAUAAUCACUAAGGAUUCAAUGAUUCUUAUGUGGAAGGCUCCUGAGUAUGAUGGUGGAACUCCAAUCACAAACUAUAAUAUUGAAAGGAAAGACAAGAUUGGUCUUCGCUGGGUAAAAUGCAACAAGAAGAAAGUAAAAGACUUGCAGUUCAAGGUAACUGGGCUUCUAGUAACACAUGAAUAUGAAUUCAGAAUUCUUGCAGAGAAUGCAGCUGGAUUAAGCUUACCAAGCAAUUCAAGUCCUUUCUACAAGGCUACUGACACCCUCUACGAACCAGGCCCUCCAGGAAACCCAAGAGUCGUGGACACAAACAAGUCGUCCAUUACGAUUGCAUGGAACAAGCCAAAUUAUGAUGGUGGUUCUGAAAUCACAGGAUACAUUGUGGAGACCUGCAUUCCUGGGGAGGAGGAAUGGACAAUUGUUACUCCGCCAGGAGGACUAAUGGGUACAUCGUUUACCCUUAUGAACUUAGAGGAGGACAAAGAGUACAUGAUUCAAGUUUCUGCCGUAAACAGUGAGGGUAUUGGAGAGGAAGCAACUAUUCCUGGCACACCGAGAGCUCAAGACAGGCUGCUUCCACCGGAAUUUGACCUGGAUGCAGAUCUAAAGAAGGCUGUGAAUAUCAGAGCCUGUAACACAUUGAGACUUUUUGUACCUAUCAGAGGAAGACCAUCACCCGAGGCAAAAUGGACCAAAGAAGAUGGUGAACCUAUUACGAGAGCAACCAUUGAAAGCACAACUUCUUACACAUCACUGGUGGUGGAAAAUGUCAACCGAUUUGACAGUGGCAAGUAUGUGCUCACAAUAGAAAACAGUUCUGGAUCCAAUACAGCUGCUGUGAAUGUCAGAGUGCUAGAUACCCCAGGUGCCCCGCAAAAUCUCAAGAUCAACAGCGUCACUAAAGAAUCUGUCACUCUUAUCUGGGAUGCUCCAGUAAAUGACGGUGGAGCAAAGAUUAAGAACUACAUUGUUGAAAAACGUGAAUCAACAAGGAAAGCAUAUGCCACUGUAAAUUCUAACUGUCAUAAGAACACCUGGAAAGUUGACCAGCUGCAGGAGGGGUGUAACUACUACUUCAGAGUUUUAGCUGAAAAUGAAUAUGGAAUUGGCCUACCAAUUGAAACCCGUGAAUCAGUUAAAGUUUCUGAAAAACCACAGCCUCCUGCCAAAAUCACCCUCGCCGAUGUUACCAAGACUAGUGCCACCCUGUCUUGGGAGAAACCAGAGCAUGACGGAGGAAGUAGAGUGGUAUGCUAUGUUAUUGAGAUGCUGAGCAAAGGUGCCGAGAAAUGGGUCCAGUCUUCCAUUGUCAAAACAUUAGAAGCAGUUGUCCCUGGACUGACACCAGGUGAAGAGUACAUGUUCCGUGUAGCAGCAAGAAAUGAAAAAGGAACAAGUGAUCCACGACAAAUUGGUGUGCCAGUGAUUGCUAAAGAUCUUGUGAUUGUCCCAUCAGCUAAAAUGUUGUUCAACACAUUCAGUGUUCUAGCAGGAGAGGAUUUGACAGUACAGAUUCCGUUUAUUGCUCGUCCCCGAGCAACUAUUUCAUUCAUAAAGGACAAUCUACCUAUGAAGCGUACCACCAGAGUUAACUUUGGAGGAUCAGAUAAACUGAUCAAUCUUCAAAUCAAAGAGGCAUGCAGAGAAGAUGUUGGUCAGUACCGAAUCAUACUCGCAAACACCGCUGGGGAUACAUCUUUAUACAUCUCAGUAGUUGUUCUUGACAAACCUGGACCACCAAAGGGCCCAAUUAAAGUUGAGGCUGUUACCACUGACAGUGUGCUUUUCUCCUGGACUCCUCCAGAGUAUGAUGGUGGUGCAACAAUCAACAGCUACCUUGUAGAAAAGAGAGACACGUCCACACAAACUUGGUUGGUCGUGUCUCCAAAUCAUGCAAGAACAACGAUUAAAGCUUCGAGGCUGAAAAACGGUUCAGAGUACCAGUUCAGGGUGACAGCUCAGAACAGGUAUGGAAAGGGCCCAUCUCUGACCUCAGGGUCUGUUGUUGCUGAGUAUCCAUUCAAAUUACCAGGCCCUCCAGGAACACCAUCUGUACAGUCUUCCACAAAGGAUAGCAUGGUAGUUGUGUGGAAUGAGCCUGUUAAUGAUGGUGGAAGCACUGUGCUGGGAUAUCAUCUUGAGCGCAAAGAGAGAAACAGUAUUCUCUGGGUGAAGCUCAAUAAGUCUCUCAUCCAGGAUACAUCUUACAAGACCACUGGUCUGGAACCAGGACAGGAAUAUGAAUUCAGAGUUUACGCUGAAAACAUUGUGGGAAUUGGAAAAGUUAGCAAACUUUCCGAAGGUCACAUUUCUAGGGAUCCUUGCGAUCCUCCUGGAGAUCCUGAGGCUACUAAGAUAACAAAGGAUUCUGUAACAAUCACAUGGACAAAGCCAGAGUAUGAUGGUGGUGCCAAUGUCACCGGCUAUAUUGUAGAGAAGAAAGAGUUGCCAGAGGGCCGCUGGAACAAAACCAACUUCACAAAUAUCAUUGAAACCGAGUAUGUGGCAACCAGCCUUGUGGAGAACCAGAAAUAUGAGUUCCGUGUUAUUGCAAGAAACGCAGCAGGUGUUUUCAGCCUUCCCUCAUACAGCACUGGACCAAUUACUGCUAAAGAUGAAAUCGACCCUCCACGUAUUAGCAUUGACCCACAGUUCACACAAACUGUUUAUGUUAAUGCUGGAGAUGGCUUCAAAAUCGAUGCCGAUGUUCAUGGUAGUCCAAUACCCGAAAUCCUCUGGAUGAAGAGUGGCCACGAGGCACCCCUUGCAAACACUAUCACCAGAGACAUAAAAAAUACAGACAGCACCACUUUGUUGACUGUCAAAGAGGCUAAACUUGAAGAUGGAGGCAAGUACACUUUACUUCUAAAAAAUCCAGGAGGCGAGAAGUCAGUGAAGAUCAAUGUGGUUGUUCUGGAUAAACCUGGGGCACCACAAGGUCCUAUCUCUGUCACUGGCAUCACAAAUGAUCAAUGUUGCCUUGCUUGGAAAUCCCCACUCUAUGAUGGCGGCAGUAAAAUCACUCAUUACAUUGUAGAAAGAAGGGAGACAAGCAGAUUAAUUUGGACUGUUGUUGAUAAUAAGUGUGAGUCAAAUUAUCUGAAGGUUACAAAACUCUUGGAGGGAAAUGAGUACAUUUUCAAAGUCCAGGCAGUAAACAAAUUUGGACUUAGUACGGGUCUGGAAUCAAUUGCUGUGACUGUCAAAGACCCAUUCGUUCCCCCAGAUUCACCAAGUAGGUUGGAGGUUUCCGAUGUCAAAAAGGAUUCAAUGGUGAUUACCUGGGAGGCUCCUGGAUAUGAUGGUGGCAGUAAUAUUAUUGGAUACAUUAUUGAGAAGCACGAUAAGGAGGGUGUGAGAUGGACCAGAUGCAAUAGGAAGACAGUUACUGACUUAACCUACAAAGUCACCGGACUUAUGGAAAGUCAUAUUUAUGAAUUUAGAGUUCUGGCUGAGAAUGUCUCUGGAGUUGGAGAGCCAAGCUCCCCAACAGUUUUCUAUAAGGCUUUGGAUCCAAUCUUCAGACCAGGUGCACCAAUUAAUCCUAAAGUAACUGACAUAAGCAAAACUUCAGUUUUCCUGUCAUGGGGAAAACCUAUAUAUGACGGAGGAUGUGAGAUUCAAGGAUACAUUGUGGAGAAAUGCGAAGUGCCAUCUCCUGCAUCUCUCACUAAGCAACCCAUCGUUGUGGAACCGGCCACUAAGGCACCAGCUGCUGAGGGAGAGGAAGCACCCGCUGAAAAAGGAGCAGCUGAGGCAACACCUGCUGAGGCAACACCCGCCGAAGCAGCACCUGCACCUGCAGACGCAGCACCUUCCAAGGCAGAACCCGCAGAAAAAGGAAGUGCAGAAGGAGCUACAGAGGAAGAACCUGCUGAGGUGUGGACAAUCUGUACUCCACCAAGUGGCAUCAAACAAACAAGAUUUGAAGUUAGAAAAUUGGAGGAAAUGCAUUUGUACAAGUUCAGAGUUUGUGCUGUCAACAAGCUUGGUGUUGGAGACCAUUCAGAUGUCUCUGGAAUCAUUCUUGUCGAGGAGAGGAUUGAGGAACCAGAUCUGGACAUUGACCCAGACCUGAGAAAGCUUGUGAACAUUAAGGCUGGAUGUUCCCUCAGACUGUUCAUACCUAUCAGAGGGCGACCUCAACCUGAAGUCAAAUGGGGAAAGGAUGAAGGUCCUAUUAAGGAGAAUGCACAAGUUGAAGUGACAAGUAGUUACACGUCCCUUGUGAUUGAUAAUGUCAACAGAUUUGACAGUGGAAAAUACACUGUUUCUGCAGAGAACGCCAGUGGUGAAAAAUCUGCUUUAAUUACCGUUAGAGUUCUUGACACACCUAGUGCCCCAGUCAACCUCAAAGUGAAAGAUAUCACUGGUGAAUCAGUGACACUUACAUGGGAUGCCCCUGUGUUGGAUGGAGGAGCUAAAAUCAGAAACUAUAUUGUUGAGAAGCGGGAAAGCACCAGGAAAGCCUAUGCAGCUGUGGUGACAAACUGCCACAAAUUAUCAUACAAGGUUGAGAACCUUCAAGAGGGUUGCAAUUAUUAUUUCCGAGUCCUUGCUGAAAACGAACAUGGUGUUGGCUUGCCUACAGCAACCGUUGAUCCCAUCAAAGCCUCAGAAGUACCCCAAAUCCCACGAAAACUGAGUGUUGUUGACCAAACCAAGACAAGCAUCUCUCUUGCCUGGGAGAAGCCUGAGCAUGAUGGUGGAAGUAGAAUCAUUCAUUACCUGCUAGAGAUACAACUUAAAGGCUCUGAGAAAUGGUCAGGUGUUGCAACUGUCAGAGCAAUGGAGUCUGUUGUCAACAAUCUAAAUCCGGGUGAAGAAUAUAUUUUCAGAGUGUUUGCUAUCAAUGACAAAGGAAAGAGUGACCCAAGAGAACUUGCACUUCCAGUGACAGCAAAGGACCUUGUUAUCGAGCCUGAUGUUAGACCUGCAUUUAGCAAUUACAGUGUUCGGGUUGGUAAAGACUUCAAGGUUGAAAUCCCGAUAGCAGGACGUCCUAAACCAGCAGUUAAAUGGACAAAGGAUGGAUCAAUCCUACUCCACACCUCAAGGGUUAAAAUCACUAACACACCAGAUAGCACAACUCUAAGUAUCACAGAGGCUACAGGAGAAGAUGGCGGAAUGUAUGGCAUUAAUGUUACUAAUGUAGUUGGGGAAAAGAACGCAACAAUUGAAAUCAUUGCUCUUGAUAAACCUGGCCCACCAAGUGGACCUGUAAAGUUUGAUGAAGUUACUAUUAACACUGCAACUAUUUCUUGGGGUCCACCAAAGCAUUCUGGUGGCUGCCAGAUUUCAAAUUACAUUGUUCAGAAAAGAGACACAACCACCACAACUUGGGAGAAUGUUGCUGCCUCCGUGGCAAGAACUACGCUCAAGGUGCAAAGGCUGAAAACUGGGGCUGAAUAUCAAUUCAGAAUCAUUGCUCAAAAUCGAUAUGGCAAGAGUUACGGUUUGGACUCACAUCCUUUGACUAUAAAGUACCCUUACAAAGAACCUGGCCCACCCGGCACUCCAUUCAUUGCAUCUCUCUCCAAGGAAUAUAUGGUUGUGGAGUGGCAUGAACCAGUCGCAGAUGGAGGUAGUUCUGUUCUAGGCUAUCACCUUGAAAGAAAAGAGAGAAACAGCAUCCUCUGGACUAAGCUUAACAAAUCACUCGUUAAAGACACCAUUUACAAAACCGGUCCCUUAGAGGAGGCUGUUGAAUAUGAAUUCAGAGUUUAUGCUGAAAAUAUUGUUGGUAUUGGCAGAUGCAGCAAAAUCUCAGAGGGUUGUGUUGCACGUGAUCCUUGUGAUCCUCCUGGCACCCCAGAGGCUAUCAUUGUAAACAAAGAGUCCAUCACCAUUGAAUGGACAAAGCCAGAAUAUGAUGGAGGAAGUGUGAUUACUGGUUAUGUUGUUGAGAAACGUGACCUUCCAGAGGGACGCUGGAUGAAGGCAAACUUUACCAACGUUAUUGAGACCAGGUUUACUGCUACUGGACUAACUGCUGAUGCACAGUAUGACUUCAGAGUCAUUGCUAAGAAUGCAGUUGGAACAUUCAGCAAGCCAUCUUAUAACAGUGGACCUAUAACAGCAAACGAUGAGGUGGAAGCGCCAAGAUAUUCUAUUGAUCCUGCGUUCACCAAAACGAUCAUUAUCAAUGCAGGAGACACAUUCAAACUUGAUGCUGAUGUACAUGGAAAGCCAGUACCCACAAUCCAGUGGUUCAAGGAUGAUGUGGAAAUUGAAAAGAAUACAAUGAGAUUGGAGGUCAAAAAUACAGAAAGCGUCGCAAUGAUAGUUGUGAAGGAUUCUGUCAGAGUUGACGGUGGAAAUUACAAACUUGUCCUGACAAAUGUUGCUGGAUCAGAGUCAGUUCCAUUCAAGGUGAAUGUACUAGACAGACCAGGACCACCUGUAGGUUCCCUCCAUGUCACUGGAGUCGCUUGUGACAAAUGUACUCUGUCAUGGCGUGCUCCACUACAUGAUGGAGGCAGCAACAUCACACACUACCUCAUUGAGAGGCGUGAAACCAGUCGUCUUGCUUGGACUAUGGUUUCUAACAGCUGUGAGACCACAGUGUAUAAAGUAACUAGUCUCCUGGAGGGCAAUGAGUAUAUUUUCCGUGUCAUGGCUAUCAACAGUUAUGGCAUUGGUGAACAUGUGGAGUCUUCAGCAGUAAUAAUGAAAAAUCCAUUUGUUGUCCCUGGUGCACCACAUGUUAAUGAUGUAACGAACAUUGCCCGGGAUUCCAUGACUGUCUGCUAUUCUGCACCAGAGACUGAUGGGGGAAGUAACAUUACUACUUACAUCAUUGAGAAGAAAGACAGAGCUGGAGUUAAAUGGACCAAAUGCAACAGGCAAAAGGUCACAGACCUAUCUUUCAGAGUAACAGGUCUGACAUCAGAUCAUGAAUAUGAGUUUAGAGUAUCUGCUGAAAAUGCAGCUGGUGUUGGUGAGCCAAGUCUACCAACAUCAUACUUUAAGGCCAGUGAUCCCAAGUACAAACCUGGGGCACCCACACAUGCACAUGUGAUUGAUACCACAAAGAGCUCAAUCACAGUCGCAUGGGGAAAGCCUCUCAAUGAUGGUGGCAGUCCUAUCCAGGGAUACAUUGUAGAGAUUUGCAAAGCUGAGGAGGAGGAAUGGACAAUGUGCACACCACCAACAGGCCUGCGGGUCAAUAAAUUUGAAAUCACAAAACUUACUGAGGGUCAGGAAUAUCACAUCCAGGUCUGUGCUAUCAAUAAACUGGGUGUUGGUGAACUAGCUGCUGUAUCUGGAACAUCUAAACCAGAGGAGAAGGUAGAGGAUCCAGAAAUUCAACUGGACUCGGAAUUGAGGAAAGGAAUUGUGGUGCGUGCUGGAGGAUCUGUGAGAAUCAAUGUACCAUUCAAAGGCAGACCAACGCCAGAGAUUAAGUGGUGUAAGCUGAAGAAGGUUGAAGAAGUGGAAGAAGAACAAGAAUUGCAAGAGAAAGCAGUGGUUGAUAAAGGUCUCAACUAUACUCAGCUUUCCAUUGACUCUUGUGACAGAAGUGAUUCUGGAAAGUACAAUGUGACUGUGAAGAACAGCAGUGGUACCGUUUCUGAAUUUGUAACUGUGAAAGUGCUAGAUACACCAGGUGCCCCUCUGAAUCUCAAACUGACAGAGAUCAAGAAAGACUCCAUAACUCUUGUUUGGGAUGCCCCUCUUACUGAUGGUGGAGCGAAAAUCAAGAAUUAUGUUGUUGACAAACGUGAAUCAAUCAGGAAAGCUUUUGCAAAUGUAACAACCAAGGUCAACAAAACAACCUACAAGGUUGAAAACCUUGUUGAGGGGGCUAUGUAUUACUUCAGAGUUAUGGCUGAGAACGAAUAUGGAGUUGGAUCGUCGACUGAAACAAAGCUUGCAACAAAGGCCUCUGAGGUGCCUCUUCCAGUCGGAAAGAUCUUCUUGACUGAUGUUACUAAAGUCAGCGCGUCGUUCAGAUGGGAAAAACCAGAGCAUGAUGGUGGAAGCAGAAUUACUGGUUACCUAGUUGAGAUGCAGCAAAAGGGAGGGGACAAAUGGGGUGUUGCAACAUCCACAAAGGGUGAUUGUCAUGGCACAGUCACUGGACUUACUGCUGGACAGGAGUAUCUGAUCCGUAUCGUAGCUUACAAUGAGAAGGGAAAGAGUGAGCCUAAAGCACUGGCUAUGCCAGUUGUUGCUAAUGACAUGACUAUUGAACCAAGCUUAAAACUCAUGUUCAACACCUACACUGUAAAAGCUGGUGACGAUCUGAUAGUAGAAAUCCCAGUGUUUGGUAGGCCGAAACCCCAAAUUGUUUGGAAGAAAGAGGGUCUGCCAUUGAAAAUGACAACAAGAGUGAAUGUGAUAAACACAGCAACAACUGCUACCAUUAAAAUUACUGAGGCAUGUAAGGAUGACUUUGGAAAGUAUACCAUUAUGGCAACUAACACAGCUGGCUUAUUCUCUGAAGACAUAGGAAUCACAAUCCUUGACAAACCUGGUCCUCCAACCGGACCCAUUAAAGUCCUUGAAGUAAGCAAUAACUCUGUCAGUCUUUCAUGGGGAGCCCCGGAGUACACAGGCGGAUGUCAAGUAAAGCAUUACAAUGUGGAAAGACGAGAUACAACACAAACAGCAUGGCAAAGUGUGAAUGCACAGCUAGCUAGAACAGCUAUCAAAAUAACCAAGCUGAAAACUGGCGCAGAGUACUGUUUCAGAAUCUGUGCUGAGAAUAGAUAUGGAAAGGGCGCUCCUUUGGACACAAAAUCAAUUGUGGUGCAAUAUCCAUACAAAUCCCCAGGACCACCUGGAACUCCAUACAUCAAAUCUGCAACAAAGGAUCAAAUGAUUAUUGAAUGGAAUGAGCCAGUCAAUGAUGGUGGUAGUACGGUUAUUGGAUACCAUCUUGAAUCUAAAGAAAGAACCAGCAUUAUGUGGACGAAACUCAACAAAGCCCUCAUCGCUGAUACCUCUUUCAAGAUAUGUAAUCUUGAGGAGGACAUUGGAUAUGAAUACAGGGUCUAUGCUGAAAACAUUGUUGGCAUUGGCAGAGCAUCCAAAAUAUCAGAAUCAUUCGUUGCUCGAGAUCCAGUUGAUCUACCAGGUACCCCUGAGGCUACUGUUAUCUCCAAGAAUCACAUUGUGAUUCAAUGGACUAAGCCACUGUAUGAUGGAGGCAGUAAGAUCACUGGAUAUAUUGUGGAGCGGAGAGAUCUAGCCAACAUUGAGGGUCGCUGGAUGAGAGCCAACUUCACAAAUGUAAUUGAGACAGAAUUUGCCAUCUCUGGCUUGACAGAAAAUGAAAAAUAUGAGUUCAGAGUGAUUGCAAGAAAUGCCGCUGGUAUUUUCAGUGAGCCUUCUGACAGCACUGGACCCAUUACUGCCACAGAUGAGAUUGAAGCACCAAGAGCCUCAAUGGAUCCUAAAUACAAGGAUGUCAUUGUUGUUAAUGCUGGGGACAACUUAGUUUUGGAUGCUGACAUCUAUGGCAAACCCGCUCCUGAGGUCUUAUGGUUGAAGGAAGGAAAGCAAAUGGACAAAGCUCUUCGAAUUGAAGUGAAAACUACACAGAAACGUGCAGCUAUGCAUAUCAAGGACUGCACAAGGUUAGAUAGUGGAAACUAUGACCUCAGUCUCACCAAUAUCGGUGGGGUAAAGACAAUCCCAAUCACUGUGAAGGUCCUUGAUAAACCAGGUGCACCCACUGGACCACUGAGAGUCACUGGACUGACUGCCGACAGAUGCUUCCUAUCUUGGACUGAUCCCUCUCUGGAUGGUGGUGCAGCUAUAAGUCACUAUAUUCUGGAAAAGAGAGAGACCAGUCGGUUAUCCUGGACUGUGGUUAACGCAAAUAUUCAAGCUACAAAUUUCAAAGUGAUCAACCUACUGGAAUUGAAUGAAUAUAUCUUCAGGGUUAGGGCUGUGAACAAAUAUGGCAUUGGUGAUCCUUUGGAGUGUGAGGCAGUAACUGCACGCAAUCCAUACAAGCCUCCAAGUGCACCCGGAACACCUGAAGCAAGUAAAAUAACAAAGGAUUCUAUGGUCCUAUCAUGGUCAAAGCCAGAGAACAAUGGUGGAGCAGAAAUCGACUGCUACCAUCUUGAGAAACGUGACAAGGAUGGUGUAAGGUGGACCAAAUGCAACCGGCAGCCAUUGACUGAUCUACACUUCAAAGUCACUGGGCUUUUGGAUGGUCAUUUCUAUGAAUAUCGUGUUUCUGCAGAGAAUGAAGCUGGAGUGGGAGAUCUGAGCGAACUCUCCCUGUUCUACAGAGCAUGCAAUGCUACAACAGCACCUGGACCACCACACCAUCCUAAGGUGACAGAUCACACCAGCUCGACUGUGUCCUUGACUUGGGGCAAACCCGCUUCUGACGGUGGAGCAUACAUCAAAGGGUACAUUGUUGAAAUGAGAGAGGUGACAGAUGAGGAGAGGAAAGCAAUGGAAGAGGAAAAGAAAAGGAAAGAAGCAGCAGCAGCAGAAGAAGAGUAUUCGGAAGAAGAGGAGGAAGUGGAAACUGCAGCAGUAGAAGAGGUGAAAGAACCUCCUAAGGAGUAUGAAUGGACCAUAUGUACACCUCCAACUGGCAUCCAGGCGACACACCUCACUAUUAAGGACUUGAAGGCAGGACUAGAAUACAAAUUCCGCGUCUGUGCUAUCAAUUCAGAGGGAGUUGGUGAGCCUGCAGAUAUACAUGGCACUGUGAUUGCUGCAGAAAGAGUUGAGGCACCAGAGAUUGAACUGGAUGCCAACCUCAGGAAGGUUGUCUCUGUCCGUGCAGGUGGAUCUCUGCGUCUGUUUGUCACAAUCAGAGGAAGACCUGAACCUGAAGUUAAAUGGGCAAAGUUGGACGGCGAGCUGACAGAACGUGUCAUGAUAGAAUCCACAAGCUCAUAUACUAUGCUUGUAAUUGACAAUGUAAACCGAUUCGACAGUGGCAAAUACACAUUGAACCUUGAGAAUAACACUGGUGAAAAAUCUGCACUUAUCAACGUCAGAGUGUUGGACACACCAAGUGCUCCACAGGCCUUUGCAGUCAAAGAUAUCAAAAAAGAUUCUGUAAAUCUUGUUUGGGAAACACCACUCACAGACGGUGGAUCAAAAAUAACCAAUUACAUUGUGGAGAAGCGAGAAUCCACCAGAAAGGCGUACACUGCCGUGACAACUAACUGCUUAUCUAAUUCCUUCAAGAUUGAUGAGUUGCCAGAGGGAUGCAUUUUCUACUUCCGUGUAUGUGCUGUAAAUGAGUAUGGCAUUGGGUUGAUGGCUGAAACCAAAAACCCAAUUAAAGUUUCUGAAGUGCCUAUGCCACCACGAAAUGUCAGAGUUACAGAUCUCACGAAAAACAGUGUAUCACUUGCCUGGGAAAAGCCAACUCAUGAUGGUGGAAGCAAAGUAAUGUGCUACAACGUUGAGGUGCAAGGUAAGGAUGACAAGGGUACCCAGAAGUGGAAUCCUUCAUGCACAGUCAAAAUCCUGGAAACAACUAUUGCAAACCUAGUAGCAGGUGACGCAUAUUCAUUCAGAGUCAUUGCAAUCAACGAGAAGGGAAAGAGUGUACCAAAGGAACUUGGUCUACCUGUGACAACAAAAGAUAUUGCUAUUGAACCCUCAAUUGAGGUGUUAUUCAACACUUACAGUGUGAAGGCUGGAGGUGAUCUUACAGUUGAAAUCCCAGUUAGGGGCCGACCUAAACCUGUUAUUGCAUGGAAACAUCAUGGCCUUCCUUUGAAGCAAACAAGCUCAUUGACAAUUCUGAAUACCAAGACCUCAUCCAAAAUUAUUAUAAAGGAGGCGGGCAGAGAACAUGUCGGAAAAUAUGAAAUCACUGCCGCAAACCCAGGUGGAUUGAAAAUAGCAGAGAUUGGAAUUAUUGUCCUUGACAAACCUGGUCCACCAACUGCUAUCAAACCAACUGCUGUAACUUCAGACAGUAUUUCAUUGUCAUGGGCUCCACCAGAGUAUGAUGGUGGUUGCUGCAUCAACAACUACAUUGUAGAGAAGAGAGAUACAAACGCAACAGAUUGGCAAAUGGUCUCAGCAAAUGUUGCAACAACAGCAAUUAAAGCCUCCCGAUUGACAAAGGGUGCUGAAUACCAGUUCCGUAUCUAUGCUGUAAAUCGUUAUGGAAAGAGUCAACAUACAGAUUCCCGUGGAAUUACAGCCCAGUAUAACUUCAAGCUACCUGGCCCACCAUCGACUCCUAAAGUGGUACAUGCAACCAAGAUUUACAUGCUUGUCACAUGGAAUGAGCCAGUCAACGACGGAGGCAGCACAGUUCUUGGAUAUCAUUUGGAGCGAAAGGAGAGAACCAGCAUCAUCUGGAACAAGAUGAACAGAGGUCUCAUCAAAGAUACAGAAUACAAAGUGACUGGCAUUGAAGAGGGCAUGGGGUAUGAAUACCGCGUUUACGCUGAAAACAUUGCUGGAAUUGGAAAAUGCAGCAAAGCUAGUGAAGCUGUUUCUGCAAGAGAUCCAUGCGAUCCCCCUGGCGAGCCAACAGUGACAGCUAUCACAAGAACAUCGGUAUCCCUCGCUUGGACGAAGCCAGAGUACGAUGGUGGAGCCAAGGUUACUGGUUACAUUAUUGAACGCAGAGAUCUCCCAGAAGGCCGCUGGAUGAGGUGUAACUUCACCAACGUGGUGGAAACCUACUAUGACGUCACAGGCCUUACCAAGGACCAGCAGUAUGACUUCCGUGUCAUUGCAAAGAAUGCUGCUGGAUGUUUCAGUGACCCAUCUGAUUCCACUGGUUCAAUCACAGUCAAGGAUGAUGUGGAUCCACCACGUAUCAUGAUGGACGUGAAGUACAGAGCUGUUGUAGUUGUGAAAGCUGGAGAUGUUCUUAAAAUCAAUGCAGAUAUCGCUGGUCGUCCACUGCCAGUAGCAUCAUGGAAAAAAGAUGGCAAAGAGAUCGAGCUCAGGGCCAGAAUUCAGAUUCUUGCAACAGAUACCAGCACCUCAGUAAUUGUGAAGGACUGCAUAAGGCGUGAUUCUGGACAAUAUACUUUGACUCUGCAAAAUGUUGCCGGAACAGUAUCUACACCAGUGGACGUUGUGAUCCUGGAUAAGCCAGGACCUCCCGCUGGCCCCCUGGCAACUACAGGCAUUACAGCAGAAGAUGUCACCUUAGCAUGGGGUCCUCCUCAAGAAGCAGGCGGCGCAGAUAUCACACACUAUGUUGUUGAGAAACGUGAAACAAGCCGUCUUGCUUGGACAGUGGUGAAUGCAGAUCUGAACAAGACACAUUUCAAGGUCACAAAUCUCCUCAAGGGUAAUGAAUACAUCUUCAGGGUCAUGGCCGUCAAUAAGUAUGGACUUGGCGAAACCCUUGAGAGUGAGGUCGUCAGAGUGGCUGAUCCAUUCACAAAACCAUCUGCUCCCACAAAUUGUGAGAUCACGGAGGUAUCCAGUGAGGAGAUGAAACUUGUCUGGCAGAAACCUGUUUCAGAUGGAGGCAGUGAAAUUACUGGAUAUGUAAUUGAAAGGCGCGACACGGCAGGUAUACUCUGGGUCCGUGUGAACAGAGAGCUUGUGACUGAAUUGACAACCAUAGCAACUAAACUACGAAAAGGAUAUGAAUAUGUGUUCCGUGUGUUUGCUGAAAACGCUGCUGGUUUGAGUCCUCCAAGUGAAGCAUGCCCAUCAUUUAGGGCUGAAGAUGAACAGGUCGAGCCAGACCCACCAAGUAAACCAAAGGUUGUUGAUUCAACCAAGAGUUCAAUCUCCAUCAUUUGGAACAAGCCACUAGAAGAUGGUGGAGCUCCAAUCCUUGGAUACUGUGUGGAGUAUAAGAAACUUAAGGACGAGGAAUGGACAGUGGCCAUUCAGAACAUAAAGAGCAUGGAGUUCACCGUCUCUGGACUUACAGCAGAUGAAGAAUAUGAGUUUGCUGUUAAGGCAAUAAACAAGAUUGGUGAAAGCGAGCAAAGUCCAAUUUCUGAGCCUAUCGCAGCAAUGGAUAGAACUGUGGAGCCUAUGUUUGAUGUUGACAUAGAAAUGCGCAAGACAUUGAUUGUCAAGCAUGGCAACUCAUUCACUCUGACUGUACCUUAUAAGGGAAAACCUGCACCAUCAGUAGAAUGGAGCAAGGAGGAAGUAGACCUCAAGGCAAGAGCAACCAUUGAAACAAAUCACAGCUGCACUUCACUAACAAUUGAAACGGCAACAAGAAAUGACUCUGGGCAGUACAAUGUAACAUUAGAGAAUGGCAUUGGAGACCCAGUAACAUUACCAAUAGUUGUAAAGGUUCUUGACUCUCCUGGACCACCACUUAAUGUAGUUGUUAAGGAUGUCACCAAAGACACUGCUACCGUUACAUGGGCAGCUCCAGAAAAUGAUGGAGGUGAUGCUGUGAAGGCCUACCAUGUUGAGAAACGUGAAGCCAGCAAAAAGGCAUGGGUGGGUGUGACCAACAACUGCCACGCGUUGUCCUACAAAGUGGAAGAUUUACAAGAGGGAGCCUUCUAUUACUUCAGAGUCAUGGGAGAAAACGAAUUUGGAGUGGGUGUUGCUGCUAUCCCCAAGAAUGGAACAAAGAUUACAGAAAAACCAAGUCCACCUCAAAAGCUUGGGGCUAUUGCAGUAACCAAGGACAGUGUUACAAUCGGAUGGAUUAGACCAGAACACGAUGGUGGAAGCAGAGUAACUCAGUACUUCAUUGAAGCACUUGAGAAAGGACAACCCAAAUGGUCGAAGGUUACUCUUGUGAACACAACUUCCUUCCAAAUAAAAAACUUGAAGGAAAAUGCUGAAUACUUCUUUAGAGUUAGUGCUCAGAAUCAUGCUGGACUUGGCGAACCCAAAGAGAUGAUCGUUCCUGUUGUAGUGAAAGAUCAACUGGAGGCCCCAGAUUUUGACAUGAAAAACUACCCCAGCAAUACUGUCUAUGUGAGAUCAGGAUCAAAUCUGACCUUUGAGCUUCCUAUGACCAGCAAACCUUUGGCAAAGGUUAUUCUGUCAAGAAACACUGUUAUUCUGAAACCGUCCAAGAGAUUGGUCACUCAAGUUACUGCUGAAAGCCUGAUCAUCAAACUGAAUGAGAGCAUUGCAAGUGAUGCUGGCAGAUAUGACAUCAGCGCCUCCAAUACAAGUGGUAUCACCAAGAUGUUCAUCAACAUCGUUGUGUUGGAUAGACCUGGUCCUCCAACUGGUCCUAUUGAGGUUGGCGAAGUGACUGAAUCCACAGUGGCUCUCAAAUGGGCUCCUCCUGUGUAUGAUGGUGGAAGCCCAGUUACCAACUACGUUGUACUGAGACGUGAAACAAGCACACCUGCUUGGACUGAAGUGUCUUCUCAGGUUGCGAGAAGCGCCAUAAAGGCCGGCAAGCUUACCAAAGGAGAGGAAUAUCAGUUCAGAAUCAAGGCAGAGAAUCGCUUUGGUAUCAGUGACCACAUUGACACCCCACCAAUCACAGUGAAACUUCCAUACACAUUCCCUGGUCCUCCAUCAACACCAUGGGUAACCAUGGUUUCAAGAGAGAGCAUUACAGUCAAUUGGAACGAGCCUGUCACAGAUGGAGGAAACACUGUCACGGGCUACCACCUGCAGAUGAAAGAGAGAAGCAGUAUUCUGUGGCAAAAGGUCAACAAAGUAGCAAUCAUUGGAACACAGCUGAGAGUAACAAACAUCUGCCCUGGCCUCAUCUACGAAUUCAAGGUGAUAGCAGAAAAUGCAGCUGGUAUCGGAAAAAUCAGCAAAACAUCAGAAGAGGUGCUCGCCAUUGAUAACUGCGAGCCCCCGGCAGCUGUAAGAGUCUCAGAGAUCACAAAGAACUCCAUCAGUCUGGCCUGGGUUAGGCCGCCUUAUGAUGGUGGCAGCAAGAUCAUUGGAUACAUGGUGGAGAGGAAGGACUGCCCAGAUGGCAGAUGGACAAGGGCAAACUUCACUAACGUGAUUGAGAUGAACUUCACAAUGUCAGGCUUGACCCAGAAUGAAUCCUAUGAGUUCAGAGUUUACGCAAAGAACGCAAUCGGUUCUAUCAGCAAUCCAUCUGAUGUCGUUGGUCCAAUCACUUGUGUCGAUUCAUGUGGUGCCCCGGCGAUCGAUCUUCCUCCAGAGUAUUUAGAUGUUGUGAAAUACAAAGCCGGAUCCAUGGUUAAGAUCAGAGUGGGGAUUCUUGCUAAGCCUCUGCCAACAAUUGAGUGGUACAAGGAUGGAAAAGAAAUGGUGUCAAGCACUACACUCUCCAUCGAGAGCACUACUGAUUCCUCUAGUCUUCUCAUCAAGGACGCAACUCGUAGCCACACUGGCACAUAUGAAAUAAAAAUCAAAAACGCUCUGGGUUCGGCAUCUGCCACCAUCAGGAUAGAAGUUCUAGACAAACCUGGACCACCUCCUGGCUUGAUUCAGUUUAUGCUAGUCACAGCAGACAAGAUAAUUCUUAAGUGGGAGCCAAUCACUGAUGAGGGUGGUGCUAAGGUCAGCCAUUACGUUGUGGAGAAACGUGAAACCAGCAGAGUGGUAUGGUCUACCGUGUCUGAGAGACUAGAAGAGUGCUACAUAGGUGUCAUGAAGUUGGUACGAGGAAAUGAGUACAUUUUCCGUGUGAGGGGUGUCAACAAGUUCGGAAAUGGAGAGCCCUUGGACUCUGAGCCUGUUGUUGCCAAAAAUUUAUUUGUUACCCCAGGACAGCCUGCCACACCAGAGGUAACAACUACAACCAAAUCAACAAUGGUAGUUGUAUGGGACAAACCAGGUGUGGAUGGCGGUAGUCAAGUAACUGGCUACUACCUUGAGAGACGUGACAAGAAGAGCCUUCGCUGGAUAAAGGUUUUGAAAGAUCCGAUUAACAACAACACUACGACUAUCUUUAACCUAACAGAAGGCAAUGAAUAUCAAUACCGUGUGUGUGCCAUCAACAAAGCCGGAGAGGGCCCCUUCUCAGAUGUGUCUGACUACUACAAAGCAGCUGAUCCAGUUGAACCACCAUAUGAACCUACCAAGCUCAAAGUGGUUGACUCAACCAAGACAUCUAUCACCCUUGGAUGGGCCAAGCCAGAGUGGGACGGAGGCAGUGAGAUCCUCAGCUACGUUGUUGAACAGCUGACGGACGUGGAGGGUCUACGACGCAAACCACCCAAAGAAGAAUCAUCUGAAUCAGAAGGAGAAGAAGAGGAGGAAGAAGAAGCAGACAAUGGAGAAUGGGUUGUAAUCAGCCAGAAGGGAGAAGUGAGGACAGCAGAGUACGUUGUGUCCGGCCUAACACCAGAUGUUGACUACUACUUCCGUGUAUCUGCAGUCAACAUCGCAGGGCGUGGAGAGGCCAUUAAGAUCAAAGAGCCUGUUCAUGCUAAGGAUAUUCUGGAGGAAGCUAUCUUCGAUCCAGAUGUUGCCAUGAGAACACACUAUAUCGUAAAAGCCAAGCAGGAUGUGGAGAUCACAGUGCCCCUCAAGGGCAGACCUGCACCUAGUGCUACUUGGAUGUUCGGAGACGAGAACAUCGACAAUAAUAAAAAAUAUGAAAUCCACCACACAGAUACUACAUCAACCCUUGUUAUUCCAGAAGUCAGCCGUAAUGACACUGGUAGGUACACUGUGAAGAUUGAAAACGGUGUAGGAGAGCCAAAGUCAAUGACACUGUCUGUGAAGGUUCAAGACUCACCUGCUGUCUGCACGAACCUGGUAUUGAAGGAUGUCACUCGUGGUAAAGUAACCAUGUGCUGGGAAGAACCUGAACUUGAUGGUGGUGCUGAUAUUACCAAUUACAUCAUUGAAAAGAGAGACUCAUCCAAGAGAUCCUACUCUAGUGUGACAACCAAAUGCACAGAACAAUUUUAUACCAUUGAAGAUCUCUCAGAGAAAACAUCCUUCUUCUUCCGUGUAUCAGCAGAGAAUGAAUUUGGAAUAAGUGAUCCUUGCAGCACAGUUGAACCAGUAAAAGCUACAGAAACUCCUGGUCCAGUCAAAGAAGUUGCUAUGAAGGAUGCCUCAAAGACCUCUGUAACACUGCAGUGGGUGAAGCCUGAUUAUGAUGGUGGAAGCAUCAUAUCUGACUACGUCAUUGAGAAGAGACUCAAGGAUGAAGAGGACUGGGCAGCUGCCGGCUGCAGCAAACAAUGUGAACACGAAGUACCAAAACUCAAAGAAACCUCACAAAUGAAUUUCAGAGUUGCCGCCAGAAAUGAAAAGGGGAAGGGUGACUUCACUGAAAUUGGACCAAUUGAAGUGAAGGACUUUGUCAUCCCACCAGAGGCCAACCUGGAUGAGUAUCCAGGUGGGGAAAUCAGUGUCCGUGUGGGCCAUAAUGUACACAUUGAGUUGCCCUAUAAGGGUAAACCCAAACCUGCCACGUAUUGGCUUAAGGACAAUAUGCCACUGAAGGAGAGCGAACUAGUACGCUUCAGGAAAACAGACAGCAAAGUUGUUCUCAUGAUCAAGAAUGUGAGACCAGAGCAUGGUGGGAAAUACACACUUACUCUUGAUAACAGGGUGUACAGGAAAUCCUUCAACGUUUUUGUCAUAACUCGCGGACCACCAUCAAAGCCUGUCGCACCCAUCAACUUUGAUGAGGUCAGAGCAGACAGUGUCACAAUAUCCUGGGAGGAGCCAAAUGAUUACGGAGGUGGAGAAAUCACUUGCUACUCUGUAGAGAAGCGCGAUACAUCUCAGAAUGACUGGAAGAUGGCAUGCUCUAGUGUCACUGACACAACAUUCAAGGUGCCCAACUUGAUCAAGGGAAUAGGGUACCAGUUCAGAGUGCGUGCUGAGAACAUAUAUGGAGUCAGUGAGCCACUGGUGUCACCAAGCGUUGUCGCUAAACAUCAGUUCAGGCCUGCAGGUCCACCAGGAAAGCCUGUUGUGUACAACGUCACCAACGACGGAAUGACCAUUCAGUGGGAGCUGCCCGUCUUCAAUGGUGGCUGUCCAGUCAAGGGCUACCAUGUUGAGAAGAAGGAGAAGAACAGUGUCAUGUGGCAGAAGGUCAACACUGUGGCUAUCCCUGGAACAGACUAUAGAAUCCUUGGCCUUAUUGAAGGACUGGAAUAUCAAUUCAGAGUCUACGCUCAGAAUGAUGCCGGAUUCAGCCGCAAGAGUGACGAAAGCAACACCACCAUGGCAGUUUCUCCAGUUGAUCCACCUGGUCAACCUGACUACACUGAUGUGACCAGCAAUUCUGUUGCACUGAAAUGGGAUGCACCCAAACGUGAUGGAGGCAGCAAGAUUGUGGCUUACAAUGUUGAAAAACGCCAAGGACAGGGCCGCUGGCUGAAGAGCAACUUCACUGAUGUCCACGACACCCAGUUUACUGUCACUGGUCUUGCUUGCAAUGAACGCUAUGAGUUCAGAAUUAUUGCAAGAAAUGCUAUUGGCGUAGUGAGUCCCCCAUCUAACUCAUCUGGACACAUCGUGGUCAGAGAUGAAAGUGCUUCUCCAAACAUUGAGUUUGGCCCGGAGUAUUUUGAGGGACUUACAAUCAAGGCAGGAGACAAUAUGAGACUAAAGGUAUCGAUCAGUGGACGACCACAGCCCAAGGUUGUGUGGUUCAGAGACGGCGUGCAAAUCACCAAGUCGAUGAUGGACACCACCACAGUUGCUGGAUCAAGCAUGCUCUUUGUACGUGAUGCUGACCGCAGUCACAAAGGAACUUACACAGUGGAAGCCACCAAUAGCCAAGGAACCAAGAAGGAGGACAUCAUUGUCCAAGUCCAUGAUACUCCUGGAGAGCCGGUGGGACCUAUCAUUUUCAGUGAUAUCUCUGAAGGAAAAGUGACCCUCACAUGGAAUCCACCGGAGAACGACGGCUGCUCUGACAUCUCUCACUACAUUGUUGAGAAGCGUGAGACCUCUAAGAUCUCAUGGGCACUUGUCUCGGAUUGCUGUAAAGAAACAGUAUACCACGCCACCAAGCUGAUGAAGACCAAUGAGUACCAGUUCCGUGUUUCUGCUGUCAACAGGUUUGGUACCGGCCGACCAUUGGAUUCAAGUCCCAUCAUUGCACAAAUGCAAUACACUACUCCUGAUGCACCUGGCACACCUGAUUCCACUGCAGUUUCUGGAGACAGUAUCACACUGGCAUGGGAAGCAUCCACAUCUGAUGGAGGCAAUCCUAUUCAGUACUACAUUGUUGAAAAACGUGAGAAGAAGACUGUCCGCUGGGACAAGGUGAGGUCAAAGAAGCCCAUUGUGGAGCCUGCUCACCGGGUGGAUCAUCUCACUGAAGAUAUGGAGUAUGAGUUCCGUGUGAUGGCAGUAAACAACGCCGGUAUUGGAGCACCCAGUAACAUCUCAAUGGCCAUUAAAGCCAGUGAGCCAAAAGAUAUUGCAUGCGCUUCAUCUGUGGUUCAUGUAACCGACUCUACAGAUACAACUAUCAGUUUGGAAUGGACAAAGCCUAAAGACGAUGGUGGCAGUUCCAUCCAUGGAUACGUCAUUGAGUUGCACAAGGUAUCUAAGGAAGAACUAAAAGAAAUACUAGCUAAACCUAAGAAGGUGGUAGACAGCUCAGAAGAGGAGGAGGAGGAGGAGGAGGAGGAAGAGAAAGAAGAGGAUACCAGAGAAUGGAUCAGAAUCAAUGAGGAUCUGGUCAAUGAUACAAAAUACAUUGCAACUGGUUUGGAAACUGGUUCAUACUACUUGCUUCGUGUUUCUGCCCAGAAUAGUAUUGGAAAAGGAGAGGAGCAAGAGAUUCCUGAGCCAGUACAGGCUGUGGACAGACACGUAAAACCUGACGUUGAUAUUGACGCUACCUUCAAACAUACACACAUUGUGAAGAAGGGAGGCACCGUCUGUCUCCGUAUCGCCUACAAAGGAAAACCAAUUCCUUCAGUUAAAUGGAGUAAAGAAGAUGAAGAAGAACUUGGUGUCAUGACAGAUAUUACUACUACAGAGACCUACACUGCUCUGACGAUAGAAAAGUGUACCAGAUACAAUUCUGGAAGAUACACUCUUACUCUGGAGAACAGCAGUGGCGUAAGGGAAGUUGAUUUCAUUGUAAAGGUGUUGGAUACACCUGGACCUCCAGGACCUAUUGCCUUUGCAGAAGUGUCCAGAGGAGCACUGACACUGGUUUGGGAACCUCCAGCUAAUGAAGGUGGAGCUCACGUUCAACAUUACAUUGUAGAGAGGCGUGAGGCAAGUCGUCGUACCUGGAACCAAUCCGGUGGCAAGGUCACUGCGCUAUCCUUACAUAUCCAGGAUCUUCUGGAAGGUGUUCCCUACUUUUUCAGAGUUUCAGGAGAGAACCAGUACGGUAUUGGUGAACCUUUUGAGACGAUAGAUCCCAUUAUUGCUACUGCAGAGCCUUCUUCACCAAUGAGAUUGGAUGUUGUGGACGUCACAGACACUACAGCAACACUCUCCUGGGUCAAACCCGAGCACGACGGUGGUAGUCGUAUCACAGGCUACAUCAUUGAGCAUAAGGCAAAGACCACAGAUAAAUGGGUCGUUGGUGGUGAGACCAAGAACGAGAGCAUCACUCUAGAAUUAUGUAGGACUGCAGAGUAUGAGUUCCGCGUUAAGGCAAAGAACGAUGCAGGCAACAGCUUACCAAGAGAAGCACUAUCCUCAGUGUUAAUCAAAGAGCCACAGAUAGAACCAACUGCAGAUCUCAGUGAAAUAUCUAACCAGGAGGUCAUCUGUAAAGUAGGUAAUACCUUUGCCAUCGAUGUUCCCAUCACUGGUAGACCAGCACCGAAGGUAAUCUGGAAACUGGAGGAGAUGAGGCUGAAGGACAGUGAAAGGGUUGCAAUCAAGACGGUCAAAAACAGGACAACUCUGUCUAUCAGAGACGCCAUGAGGGGCGAUGGUGGCAGAUACUUCCUCAGUCUUGAAAAUUCUGCUGGAUCCAAGACGUUCUUUGUUACUGUCAAUGUCAUUGGAAGACCUGGUCCCCCCCUUGGACCCGUUGAAGUUUCAUCCAUAACAUCAGAAUCAUGUGAGAUUGCUUGGGAAGCACCAGAGGAUGACGGUGGAACAGAUAUCACCAACUACAUCGUUGAGAAGCGUGAAUCUGGCUCCACUGCCUGGACACUCAUCAACUCCAGUGUGAAACGCACCAACCUCAGUGUGGGACAUCUGACAAAGUACAUGCAAUACACCUUUCGCGUCAGUGCUGAGAACAGAUUUGGCACAAGCAAAUCAACUGAAUCUGAGACCAUUGUCGCUGAGAAUCCAUUCGGUCCUUCUGGUGCACCAACCAGACCUUCUGUAUACAACGUGGCUUCCACCACCUGCCACAUUCGCUGGGAGGAGCCAUACCACGAUGGCGGCAGCAAGGUGACUGGAUACUGGAUUGAAAAGAAAGAACGAAACAACAUCCUUUGGGUGAGGGAGAACAAGAUCCCAUGCUUUGAAUGUGACUACAGAGUGGAGGGACUUAUUGAAGGCCUUUCGUACCAGUUCCGUGUCUUUGCAAUGAACAGCGGUGGCCUCGGCAAAGCUAGCGAGGCAUCCAAGCCUAUGGUGGCUCAAAAUCCAGUUGAUCCUCCUGGUAGACCAGAAGUAACUGAGGUAGGCAGAUCUACAGUGUCCAUCAAAUGGUCUACACCACUUGACGAUGGUGGCUUCCCAAUUGUGGGUUACAUUGUUGAGCGCAAGCCAUACACCAUCACUGGCGAAGGUCGCUGGCUGAAGUGUAACUACACCAAUGUCACAGAAAAUAACUUCUCAAUCACUGCACUUGGUGAAGGAGAGGUCUACGAGUUCCGAGUCAUUGCCAAGAACUCCAACCAAGUUUUCAGUAUGCCUUCAGAGUCAACCGGCGCAGUCACAUGCAAAGCAGAAUACACUCCUCCAAAGGCAGACCUUGACAGCAAACUUCUGGUUGACACGGUUACAAUCAGAGCCGGCUCAGACCUUGUUCUGGAUGCUGCUGUUGGUGGUAAACCUGACCCCAAAGUGUUCUGGGCCAAGGGAGAUAAGGAACUGGAGCUGUGUGAAAAGUACUCCCUGCAGUACACCAGCACACGUGCCAUGGCCAUUAUCAAAUUCUGUGACAGAGAUGAUACCGGGAAGUACGUUCUCACUGUAAAGAACGCCAGUGGCAUCAAGUCAGCCGAAGUUAACGUGCAAGUACUUGAUACACCUGGUGCUCCUGACGGCAAAAUCACCAUCAGCCAUAUUUCUGAAGAGAAAUGCACUGUGUCUUGGAAACCCUCUCUGGAGAGUGGUGGUGACCCGGUGACACAUUACAUUGUUGAGAGACGCGACACCAACCGACUCAACUGGGUGAUCAUGGAAGCUGAGUGUAAGGAACACACCUGUGAGAUCACCAGACUGUUCAAAAACACUGAGUACCUCUUCCGCGUGAGAGGUGUCAACAAGUAUGGAUCCGGCGUUCCACUGCAAUCUGGUCCUAUCAUCGCCAGAAACAUGUUCACUGUCCCAUCUGCUCCUGGCACACCAGAGAUUCUUGCUGUAGGAAAAGAUUUUGCUAGCAUUGAAUGGUUAAAACCAGAGAGCGACGGUGGCAGUCCUAUAACUGGCUAUCUGAUUGAGAAACAUGAAAAGAAGAGUGCCAGAUGGAUCAAGGUGAACAGAGAUGCCACACUUAUGGACACAAGCUUCAAGAUAACUGGCCUCGUGGAGGGCAACAUCUACCAGUUCCGUGUAUCAGCUGUCAACAAGGCUGGUGAGAGUGAACCCAGUGAGCUGUCUCUCUAUGCUGUCUGCAGAACGCCAACAAGUACACCUCCACCUCCCACAAUUCCACGUAUUAUUGAUACUACCAAGGACAGUGUCAGCCUUGCUUGGACCAGACCCUUGGAGGACGGAGGUUCUGAUAUCAUCGGAUACGUUCUGGAGAAGCAAGAACAGGAGGAGGGAGCUGAGAAGCCGCCUGAGCCAAAACCUGAGAAGGUACCUGAGAAAGUCGUUUCGAAGGGAGCCAGUCUAGGAGCCAAGAAAACAGUUGUGUUUGUGGAGGAAGAGUCGGAGGAGGAAGGCGAUGAGGAAGAAGAGGAGGAGGAGGAAGAGGAAGGUACAGGUGUGUGGGUUAAGGCCCAUGAGAAGAACCUCAGACUCACAGAACACGUUGUGACUGGCCUUACAACUGGAAAGAUGUACCGCUUCAGAGUGGCUGCAGUUAACUUCAAUGGAGUCGGUGAAUUUAGUAGAGCCUGCGCAGCAGUCGAGGUUAUCGAGAAAAUUGAAACUCCUGAUAUUGAGCUUCAUGAUGAUAUGACCAAGACCAUCUGCCUGAGAGCCGGAGGUUCUCUUCGUCUCUUUGCCACAGUCAUUGGACGACCAAUCCCUGCAGUUACCUGGAGCAAACCUGGUGUCGACCUCAACAACCGUGGCUUCAUUGAAGUCACUAAAACUUCCACACAAAUCAUUAUUGACAAAGUGCACCGCUAUGAUGCUGGCAAAUAUACAAUUGAGGCAAAGAAUGAAUCUGGCGAAAAGACAGCUACCAUUAUUGUCAAGGUCUAUGAUACUCCUGGUCCAACUGGCCCAAUUAAGGUCAAGGAACUUGAGAAGGACUCCAUUACCAUUGCAUGGGAUCCUCCUACUGUUGAUGGUGGAGCACCAGUGAAUAAUUACAUCAUUGAGAGACGCGAAGCAUCAAUGAGAGCUUACAAAACUGUGACAUCCAAAUGCAGCAAGACAUCAUACAAAAUCGACGGACUCUUCGAGGGAAUGCUGUAUUACUUCAGAGUCCUCCCAGAAAACCUGUACGGUGUGGGAGAGCCAUGUGAAACCCCUGAUGUCAUUUUGGUGUGCGAGGUGCCUUUGCCCCCUGCGACACUGGAGGUUCUGGAUAUCACCAAGACCACAGUAACACUUGGAUGGGAGAAACCAGAGCAUGACGGUGGAAGUAGACUCACAGGCUACAUCAUUGAAGCUUGUAAAUUUGGCACAGACAAAUGGAUGAAGGUGACAACAGUGAAGACGACUGACUUUGAGUUCACUAUGACUUCUUUGACUGAGAAAGAUCAGUUUAUGUUCAGAGUCAGAGCUGUUAACAGCAGGGGAGCCAGUGUACCAAAGGAGCUUGUUGGAGCCGUAACAGUCCAAGAACAAAGAGUUCUGCCGAAGGUUGAUCUGUCUAGCAUCCCACAGAAGUUUGUCAAUGUGUUGGCUGGUAAACCACUUGAGCUGCACUUGCCAAUAGUCGGUAGACCCCCACCAGUUUGCUCAUGGUACUUCAGUGGUCAGAAGCUGAAGAUCACUGAGCGUACGAAGAUUCAGACCACUGGAAAGUUCUCUAAGCUAACUGUGCUUGAUACUUCCAUCGAUGACAGCGGUAACUACACUCUUGAAGUGAAGAACGUCACAGGAGAGACAUCUGAGAUCAUUAAAGUGAUCAUUCUUGACAAACCUGAUGAGCCUAAAGGACCGGCCAGGUUUGAUGGGGUUGAUGCCACCUCAGUGACCAUCAGCUGGGAUCCUCCAGAGAGAAACGGAGGUGCCCCUGUCAGCGGCUAUGUUGUUGAGCAGCGUGAAGCCCACCGUCCUGGAUGGCUGCCAGUAUCUGAGUCUGUCAGUAGACCAACAUUCACCUUCGUCAAACUGACAGAAGGAGAUGAAUACAUGUUCCGUGUCGCAGCAGUCAAUCGCUACGGUGUUGGUAACUGGCUGCAGUCUGAAGUUGUGAUGUGCAAGAGCGCAACGAACAUCCCUGGACCUCCAGGCAGACCAGCAGUAUUUGACAUGUCUCGUGAUGGCAUGACCAUUGCAUGGCUGGAACCAGAGGAUGAUGGUGGAUCUGAGGUGUCUGGAUACAUCAUUGAGCGCAAGGAGGUCAGAUCUGACAGAUGGGUGCGUUCUAACAAGAACCCAGUCACCAUGACCAGAUACAGAUCAACAGGUCUGAUAGAAGGCCUUGAGUAUGAACAUAGAGUAACGGCAAUCAACGCUAGAGGUGUUGGCAAACCAAGUGUUGUCUCCUUAACAGCAGUGGCAACUGAUCCCGUUGAUCCACCUGGCUCACCCCAGAACCCAAGAGUCACAGACACCACAAAAUCAUCCGUGUCCCUGGCCUGGAGUCCUCCUGAUGAGGAAGGUGGAUGUAAGGUCUCAGGUUAUCUGAUUGAGAUGCAGAAAGUAGGCUCAGUCACCUGGAUCAAAUGUAACACAACACCUUCUCUGAUCUGUGAAUACACACUCACCAAAAUGCCCCAAGGAGAGGAGUUCAAGUUCCGUGUGAUGGCUUGCAACGCCGGUGGACCCGGAGAACCCGCUGAGGUCCCUGGAACAGUCACUGUGAAGGAAAUGCUUGAAAAACCUGAUCAUGAGCUGGAAGCCAAGUACAAGGAUAUCUUUGUCGUCAGAUAUGGCAGUGUUGUCAAACUCUCAGUGCCCAUCAAGGGUAAACCAGUUCCUACAUGCAAGUGGACAAAGGAAGGCGCUGAUGUGCCUGAGAGAGCAAUGAUCGCUUCCAAUGACGACUGCACUGAGCUGGUAAUCAAGGGUGCAGAAAGAGACGACUCUGGCACUUAUGACCUACUGCUUGAGAACAAGUGUGGCAAGAAGAACGUUCACAUCAAGGUGAAGGUUAUUGGCCGUCCAACUGCUCCAGAGGGACCACUGGGAUUCGAAGACGUCCAGGCACAAUCUGUUAAGUUGACAUGGAAGGCUCCUUCAGAUGAUGGUGGCUCUGAAAUCCUUGGAUACAUUGUUGAGAGACAGCAGGUUCCAAAGACAGCCUGGUACACCGUAGAAACCAGGGUGGUGGACACAUCUUUCAUUGUGAAGGGACUCGAGGAGGGACAAGAGUAUCACUUCAAGGUGACAGCUGAAAAUACAUUCGGUAUCAGUGGAUCGCUGAAGUCAACAGAACCCCUCAUACCGAAGACUCCUCUCUGUCCCCCAGAGACAUCAAGCAUCCCACCAGAGGUUAUGGAUGUGACUAAGAGCUCUGCCUCUCUGUCUUGGUCAAGACCUAAGGAUGACGGUGGCUCUGCCAUUACCGGAUACUAUGUUGAGUACAAAGCAGUAUCCUCUGAGACAUGGGUUCGUCAUGAGAAGAAGGUCGUUUCAACCCAGUUUACCAUCCCUGGACUCACUGCUGAUGCUGAAUACCAGUUCCGUGUUAUUGCUCAAAAUUAUAUUGGAGACAGCGAACCAGGACCUGCAUCCGAACCAGUCACAUGCAAAGAUCCAUUCGACAAACCAAGCCAACCAGGCGAGAUUGACACAGUAACUGUCACAAAGGACGCAGUCGCCAUCAAGUGGGCGGCGCCAGAAUGCGAUGGUGGAAAGGAGGUCCUUGGUUACUGGGUUGAAUACAGGAAGUCUGCAGAGGCUACCUGGAAGAAAUGCAACAAGACACGCACCAAGGAGAAAAAGUUCACCAUAACUGGUCUGGCCGAAGCCACUGAGUAUGAGUUCAGAGUGAUGGCUGAGAAUGAGACCGGAAUCAGCAGGCCACGCAGAACAGCCACAUGCAUCAAGACCAAACUGAGCACUGGAACUCAACCAAGCCUGAGGAAAGAAAUGGAUGAAGUUACGACUAAAUUAUACCAACCAGGAAUUAUGAAAUGCCAGAUUAUUGGUAGACCUCUUCCCGAUAUCAAAUGGUAUAAAUCUGGCAAGGAGAUAAUCGAGUCUCGUAAAUAUGAGAUGAGCUCUGAUGGCCGUAACCAUUCACUGACCAUUAUGACAGACCAACAAGAGGAUGAAGGAGAAUACACAUGCAAGGCUAUCAAUGAUGCAGGUGAAGCAGAGACCAGUGGCAUUCUCGUUUUGGAAACUGCUCCACAGUUCAAUCCUGACUUCCCAUUGAAGAAUACCUACUAUGCCGAAAGCGGCACUACUCUGCGUCUACAUGUUGCCUACAUUGGACGCCCUGAGCCUAAGAUCAUGUGGCUUUAUGGAGCUACAACUGUGGUGGCUUCUGAGAAUAUCAGCAUUGAAAACACAGAGCAUUACACUCACCUGGUGAUCAAGAAUGUGCAACGCAGGGUACAUGGAGGAAAAUACAGAGUCAGACUGCACAAUCACUUUGGCAGAGCUGAUACUCUCAUCAACGUUGAAAUCCAAGAUAAACCUGCAAUGCCUGAAGGUCCCAUUGUACUUGAUGCCCUGUUGAAGAACUCUGUGAUUAUUAGCUGGAAACCACCAAAGGAUGAUGGUGGAUCAAUGAUCACAAACUACAUCGUGGAGAAGCGUGAAGACAAGGAGGUUGAUGACUGGACACUCGUGUCCUCGUCCAUCACAGGCACAAACUGCCGCAUUGCCAACCUCGUAGUAAACGCUGGGUACUUCUUCCGUGUGUAUGCUCAAAAUCGUUAUGGCAACAGUGAGCCACUGGAGAUCCCUACUCCCAUCCUUAUCAAGAGUUCAAUGGAUAAACCUUCACCACCACUGAUGCCAGUGGUUUCUGGUGUGACCAACGUUUCCUGUGUGUUGUCCUGGAAGCCUCCACUCAUUGAUGGUGGCUCCAAGAUCAAGAGCUACUGCCUUGAGAAGAAGGAGAAGAAGGGCGAAUGGACACCUGUCACUACUGAUGAAAUCAAAUCCACAGUCUUUUCUGUCAAACGCCUCACUGAAGGAUGUGAAUAUAUCUUCAGAGUGAACUGUGAAAACCUUGGAGGAGUGAGUGAUUGGAGUGUGGAAUCUGAACCAGUCGUUCCAAAGACGCCUGUUGAUGUCCGUGCUCCCGCCUUCAAAGAAGAACUGAGGAAUAUGAGUGUCAAAUAUAAGAGCAACGCCACCUUUGUUUGCAAGAUCACAGGACAACCCAAGCCUGUAAUUAAAUGGUUCAGACGUGGCAAGGAGAUCCAAUCUGACGGAAAGAAACUGAAGAUUCAAGAGUUCAAGGGAGGCUAUCACCAACUGGUUAUCUCCGCUGCUGAUGAGGAAGACUCUACUGUCUACCAGAUCAGAGCAACCAACCAGGGCGGAUCCAUCUGCACCACUGUCUCUCUGGAUGUUGAAGUCCCUGCCAAGAUUAACCUGCCCAAGAAUCUGAAGGACAAAGAGGCUAUCCCUGCCCUCCGUGGAGAGAUUGUGAAUAUCAAGAUUCCAUUCAGUGGCAAACCUGAUCCUGUCAUCACCUGGCAGAAGGGACAAGACCUCAUUGAUAACAACGGAUACUACCAAGUCAUCGUCACAAGGUCAUUCACAUCGCUCGUGUUCCCCAACGGAGUUGAUAGGAAGGAUGCCGGUUUCUACAUCGUUUGUGCCAAGAACAGAUUUGGUAUUGACCAACAGACAGUUGAACUGGAUGUUGCCGAUGUGCCCGACCCACCACGUGGUAUCAAAGCAAGUGAUGUUUCUAGAGACUCAGUCACUCUGAGUUGGCAAGUACCUGCUAAUGAUGGUGGAAGCAGAGUAGCCAGCUAUGUUGUGGAGAAGUGUCCCACAACAUCUGACAGAUGGGAACGUGUUGCCCAGUCUCGUGAUACUCGCUACACCAUCAUCAACCUGUUCGGAGGAACCAGCUAUCAGUUCAGAGUCAUAGCCGAGAACAAAUUCGGUCAAAGUCAACCAUGUGAACCAAGUAGUCCCGUUACAACAAAGGAGGACAAAUCAAGAGUCCUUGGCUAUGACAGCGAGGUUAGUGACAGAGAUGUUCCCAAGCAAAAGGCUCCACAUUCAUGUGCCAAGAAUGUGCAUACCAAGUACAUGAUUGCUGAGGAGCUGGGCCGUGGCCAGUUUGGUAUCGUUCACCGUUGUGUUGAGACCAGCUCUAAGAGGACAUACAUGGCCAAAUUCGUCAAGGUGAGGGGUGCAGAUCAAGCAUUCAUCAAGAAAGAAAUUGCUACACUUAACCUGGCCAGACACAACAACUUCUUGUGUCUUCAUGAGUCCUUCGACAGCACUGAGGAAUUAGUCAUUAUCUAUGACUUCGUCUCAGGUCAAGACAUCUUUGAACGCCUCGGCACAGCCGACUUUGAGCUGAAUGAGCGUGAAAUCGUCAACUACAUCAGACAAGUAUGUGAAGCUCUUGAGUUCUUACACGACAAGAUGUAUGGCCACUUUGACAUCAGGCCUGAAAACAUUGUGUACACCACAAGAAAGGGCAGUAAAGUCAAGAUCAUUGAGCUAGGACAGGCAAGACACCUGACUCCUGGCGACCAGAUCAAGGUUCAGUAUACUACAGCUGAGUACGCUGCUCCUGAGAUCCACCAGAAUGACAUGGUCAGCAGUGUUACUGACAUGUGGCCAGUAGGUGUUCUAGUCUAUGUCCUUCUCAGUGGACUCAAUCCAUUUACUGCCGAGACUCAUCAGCAGAUGAUUGACAACAUCUCAAAUGCUGAAUACAGUUACGAUGACGAAACCUUCAAAGUACCUACUGUUGAAGCAUUAGACUUUAUCAACCGCCUUCUCACCAAGGAGCGCAAGCACCGUAUGACUGCUGCCCAAGCUUUAGAACAUCCUUGGCUAAAGAUGCAAGCAGAAGUACUCAGUGCCACAGCAAUAAUGACCACAAGGCAUAAGAGAUACUACCAGGCCAUGGCAAAGAAAGAAUGGGCCACUGUCGUUGCAGGAGCAAGAGUUGCCAGCGGCGGUGCAAUCAGAGCCCAGAGAGGUGUCACAGUUGCCAAAGUAAAGAUCGCACCAUUUGAACAUGGCCCAGUCGGUGGUCAAAUCAUUCAUACAGUGGUGGAUGUGGGAGCAGAUGUCAAAUUUGCUUGCAACAUUGAAAACUAUGACAGCGCCACAGAGGUAACAUGGUACUGCGGUGUGCGUCAACUAGAGGCAAGUGACAAGUAUGAAAUCGACUAUGAGGAUGGUCUAGCUGUUAUAUGUAUCAAGGGAGUCACGAAAGCAGAUGACGGCACCUAUAGAUGCAAGAUCAUCAACGAUUAUGGUGAGGACAGUGCCUACGGAGAGCUCUUUGUAAACGGAGUCAGAUCAUACCGCGAGUACUUCACAGCCCGUGUGGUGAGGAAAGUGAAACGUAGAGUGGACACAGCAAGACUGCUCCAGAAACCACCAGAGUUCACCCUGCCCUUGUUCAACCAUGCAGCUUACAUCGGAGAAGAUGUUCGAUUCGGUGUGACUAUCACUGUGCACCCUGAGCCUCGUGUUACAUGGUACAAAUCUGGCCAGAAGAUUGUUCCUGGUGAUGAUGAGAAAAAGUACACGUUCAUAACCGACAAGGGUCUUUAUCAAUUGGUGAUUCACUGUGUUGAUGCUGAUGACGAUGCGGAGUACUCAGUUGUGGCCCGUAAUAGAUUUGGUGAUGACAGCUGUAAGGCAAAACUGGCUGUGACACCUCGCCCAGCACCAGCAGACAAUACCUUGAGGCCCAUGUUCAAACGUCUCCUGGCAAACGUGGAGUGUAGGGAAGGCCAGAAUGCACGCUUUGAAAUCAGAGUGUCAGGACUCCCAACUCUGAAGUGGGAGAAAGAUGGCAUGCCAUUGGCAUUUGGUCCACAAAUUGAAGUGGUCCAUGAGGGCCUGGAUUACUUUGUCCUGCAUGUGAAAGAUACUCUACUUAACGAUUCUGGCUGUUACAGAGUUACUGCAACCAACUCAGCUGGAUCUGCCAGUUGUCAAGCCAUUCUCAAGGUGGACCGCAUCACCCAUGUGAAAAAGGUUUACGAGAGUGAAAGAGACAAAAAGAAACAAGCAGAGAAAGAACAAAUUGAGAAGAAGGUCAGAUUAUCUCAAAUCAUGUCUGGAACUGAUGUCAUGCCACUUCCUACUUUGGCACAACAAGCUUUGAGAGAAGCGACAUUGUUGUGCCAACCAGUAGAGGCAACCAAAAAGGACAAGACUGAAGCCGAAGAUAAGAAACGGGCAGAAGAAAGGAAAAAGAGAGCAGAGGAGAAGAGACUGCGUAUGCCUUAUGAUGUUCCCCAACCUCGUGAACGUGGCCCAACUGCUCUUUUGGAAGAUAUGGAAAUCAAACACUACAAACCUUGCUCUGACAUGAAAUGGUACAAGAAACUCCGCGAUCAAUAUGAGUUCCCUGAACCAAUGGACAAGAUUUCACAGAAGAGACUGAAACGCAUCCGUCUCUCCAGGUGGGAUCAGUUCUACGAAGUCCCUCUGCCAAGAAUCAAGGAAUCUUACAAGCCAAAGUGGCGUAUUCCACAAGUUUCACAGGAUGAUUUGGAGACUGUCAGACCUUCAAGGCAGCGCACUCCAUCUCCUGAAAUAGAAGCAUAUCACAGAAUCAGAAGAAGGUCUCUUGGUGAUCUCUCAGACGAGGAGCUUCUCCUGCCAAUUAAUGAAUAUCUGGCAAUGAAGAGAACUGAGGAGGAGAGACUUCAACUUGAGGAAGAACUAGAACUUGGCUACUCUGCAUCCCCACUAAGCCUUAGCCCUGUACGCUUUGAAUUAGGUGCACUGCGCCACACAUCACCAAGACGCACAGUCUAUGAAGGUGUGGGUGAGGGUGAAGAGGUUCCAUUAUAUGAAAACUAUCGUAUUCCUUCUAAGUAUGAGGCUGGUCCAAGCUAUGUUGACCUUCGCCUGCGCCAUGACAAGGCUACAUUCCGACCGCCAAGACAAAACCAGAGAGUGUUGGAGGAGAGGGAGGAUCGAGAGAUGCUGAGAAAUGUGAAAACGACUCAAAGAAUAACCGGUUACAAGAGUGAACUGAAACACAUGGAGUUUGAAGAAAAAACUAGAACCGUGAAGAAAGACAGAACUACAACUUCCCAUGUGUCAACAUAUAUAGCAACUAAAACUGAGGGGAGAAGGUCACCCACCCCCGAAAGAACCCGUCCGCGUUCCCCUAGUCCUCUUGCUACUGUCAGAUCAGCCUCCAGAUCCAAGGUGGAGACUGUACAGUUGGCAAAAGUUGACCACCUGGCAAGAUAUGAGUCAAGAAAAGCCGUUCUGAGAUCCGAGCGGACAUCAGUAGAAAGAAAGGAGGUUGUAAGUAUGCAGCCCUUCAGCCUCGACCAUACCCCACGAGUCACUGUGAGGAUGCGUUCCCAUCGUGUGCCAUACGGUCAGCACACCAAAUUUACACUGAACGUCCAAUCAAAGCCAACCGCUGAGGUGAAGUGGUACCAUAACGGACAACUGAUAACCGAGAGCAGGAGGUACCGUAUAUCCAACCUGAGCGGAGUUCUGUAUCUUCAAAUUCUUGACUGCACCACAGAAGACAGUGGCACUUACCGUGUUGUCUGUACUAAUGCAGUGGGAGAAUGCUCAGACUAUGCCACUCUGGAUGUCGCAGGCAUGGGAGAGUAUUCUAGCUAUAUGGCACCUCGCGAAGACGAGGAACCCCCAGCUCUUCCUGUGGCAACCAAGAUAGGUGCUUACCAAAUAUCCUCCAAGACGGUGAAGACUGUUGAAACACACGAAAUACACAUGGAGGAGUCCAGCACAUUUAAAGGAAAGAAGACUACUCUACCCGCAUCUAUCCUAACAAAACCACAGUCCCUCACCUUAAAUGAGGGAGAGACUGCAAGAUUUGCAUGUGAUGUUGACGGUGAACCAGUGGCAACUGUAACCUGGAUGCGUGAGGGACAAAUUAUCGGAUCUUCUGUUCGCCACCAUGUCACUACAGAACAGUACAAGUCUACUUUUGAAAUCACCUCUGUUGAGAUGUCAGAUGAAGGCAGCUACUCAAUCAUGGUGGAAAACUCUGAGGGCAGCCAAGAGGCGCACUUCAGUCUAACCAUCCGCCGAUCGGAAGCCAAAGAGGAGGUCUCUUCUACAGUGACAUACUCAUACGAAGAGCCUCCAAUGCAUUCCCCUAGUCCAGUCACGUCUCCACCAAGGAUGAAGUCUCCUGAAUCAAUCAGCUCUCCAAAGAGAGUUAAGUCCCCUACCAGCCCUACACCUAAGUCACCCACUGAGAAAGUCACCCUCAAAACCAAGCCCUCCAUCUCAUCUGGUCUUCAGGACAUGACCGCAUCUGCAGAUUCCAUCGUCAAGCUGACAGUGAAAAUGACUAGAGAUCCUAAAGCUGAGAUCUCAUGGAUGAAGGAUGGAAAGACUCUCAUUCACGGUGGAAAAUAUGAAAUUCAUGAAGAGCAUGAUUCGGCACACCUUGAAAUCUAUGAAUCUGAGGCCUCUGACAGUGGAGUUUACAAAUGCACAGUCACCAAUAGUGCUGGGUCAUCAUCCACAAGCUGCAUUGUCUCUAUUCAAGCCUCAAACAAAUCCAAAGCACUUGCAACAAAAACAGAAAUUUCAGAGCAAGUUAUGAAAAAGGAAAUUGUCUACGGAGAGGUUGAGUCUUACACAGAAAUCAAGGCAUCCCAUACUCAGAUGGCCAUGACUGAAGGCCAGUCUCUCACCCUGAGAGCCAACAUCCCCAGAGCUUCAGAUAUCAGAUGGAUCCUGAACGGAAUGGAACUGGCCAACUCAGAGGACUACAGAUAUGGUGUGUCUGGAAACAACCAUACUAUGACCAUCAAAAAGGUCAGCCAAUACGAGCAGGGGGUCAUCACAUGUGAAGCCAAAACCGAACAUGGCCUUGUCAAGUGCCAGUUCAACACUACUGUCACGGAAGCACGAUCAGAUGCACCAUCAUUCCUUGUGCAGCCACGCUCUCAGAAUGUCAAUGAAGGACAGAACGUCAAGUUCACAUGUGAGAUUGCAGGAGAGCCUGCCCCUGAAAUCGAGUGGUUUAAGGACAACAUAAUGGUAUCUAUGACCUCAAACACGAAACUGAGCCGUUCCAAAAAUGUAUACACUCUGGAGAUUAUUGAGGCCACAGUUGCAGACAGCGGCAAAUACACCAUCAAAGCCGAAAACAAAUAUGGACAGUGCUCUGCAACAUCAUCUCUCAACGUCAUCACUCUUGUUGAAGAACCUGCCAAAAUGGUUAUAAUGGAGCAAAGAGCUGCUGCUGCCAGCUUGCACAGUGACAGUUUCUCAGCCACAUCAGUCCAUAUGGCUGGAGCAUCAAUGACACAUGAAGGUUCUUUCCAAAGACAAUUUGAAAGCAUGUCUGCUGCUAGCAUGUCCGCCAUGACAUCUGAAUCAAUGGUAUCCAUGAGCUCCAGCAGUAUGAUGAAAAUGUCAAGUGAAAUAACGUCAAGUCAUGCUAGUUCAAUGUCAACUCAUGGAUCCUCAAUGACUGCUCUUACUCAUGGUGUUGGUAAAGCUCCCAAAAUCGAAUUUCUCCCAGAGGAUGUCAGCAUUGAGCCAGGAAGGCCUUUGAGUGUGUCCUGUGCUUUCUCUGGAGACCCAACACCUGAGAUUGAGUGGACCCGCACAGGGAAACAGUGUGAUGAAGACAGUGACCGGUUCCACAUCGAGACCACGGAGGACCUCACCACCCUUGUAAUCCCCUGUGUGAAGGAAGACGAUGCCGGAGCGUACACCCUCAAACUGUCCAACAAGCUUGGAUCUACCAUGGCAACUGUCAACAUUCAUAUUCGAUCCAUGUAAAAAACAACAACACGUAAACAUAUCAUUUCUAUCCCCCAUUUUCCCUCCUCCAGUACCUUUUUAUUUAUUGAAUUAGCAAAAAUAAUCUUUACUUGAUAAAGACCUGGAUUUCUGUUCUUGUAAAUAUGAACUAUUUUUAUACCAAACUUGACAUAAAUUUAUGCCAAACUAGACUAAAGUCUAAAGUUGUUAUAAAAUGUGCCAUAUUGGAUAAUUAUGACUAGGAUUUUUGAACCACUUUUCUGUGACAUGUACAUAAUGUAUAUAGCCGAAUUUAACGGUUAUGGAAAAUGUAUGAAUUGUUAUUUAUGACAAUAUUAACUGAAACAAAAGGAACUAAAUGUUUAACAGGAGAAAGUUUCACAUGAAACGAAUACCCUGAAAAACCUGAAACUAAACUCCGUGCCUCAACAAAAAGUUGAAGUCUUAAGAUUUCCUCAACAGGUAGAGAGGUUCCCUGUUGAAGUUUAUACUAAAUCAGAGAAAGACAAUGUUAUGCACCGUGCAUCUGUGCGUGCAAUAUUACAAAUACUCAUAUGAAUUGUAACAUGAUCAUAAGACCCUGAGUGCUGUUUGCAUAAACCCUCAUGUAAGUAGCACAACUAGGUCUUGUGUUCAGACUGACUAUGUCAUAACCACCAUUUUAAUGACAUGCUAAAAGUGCGAGCGGCCUGCACUUUGAGCUCUAUUUUUAUGUGCUCUGUUUCCGGCAAUGGACAGUUGAAUUGGCUUUUUAAAACGUAACAUCACCUGGCCAUUAAAAAACAAAAGUCAAUUCAAGUACUUCGUUGCAGAAACAGUGCCACCUCUUGGAGGAUUGUUAAGUAAUAUUUUGUGUGUGAGUGUGUUUUAGUUUUAGAAUUUCACCUUGCCAGUAGUCAGGGUAACCAUCAAGUGAAUGUACCAUGGUGAUACCAUCUACCGUGAAACAAAGAAAGCAAAAAGCAUGAAUAAUAAUGCCCUGCACUUUGAUUUAACUGAGUCUAUUGAUGUAGAAUUACUACUAUAUUCAUCCUCCUUGAGUUUUAUUUGACUGAUUUAAUAAAGCAUGAUUUCAGCACUA